CUUUGCCAGUUGCGACUGCGCAGGAGUCGCCAUCUGGCUGGUUAACACUUUCGCUGCCUGUGUGCCGGCUCACGGUGGUAUUGUGAUGAUGUCGGCCUGGCUCGGUGUAUUGGCACGGCGUGCCGUGCUAUGGAAGCCAGCUCUGCGCAGGUUCUACCACACCGAGCGAGGAGUUUACGGCUACAGACCCAGAAAAGGGACCAGCACCGGGGAGCUACGUGGGAGCAGCCAAACCAGCGAGACUGCCAGGGCAGGUGUGUGACAGCGAGGGGGGCACCGUGCCAGCACUGCCAGCCUAUCACUGCCAGUAUUGGCAUCUGCAUGUAUACCAUGUACAGCACUGGACAUAUGGGUUUAUUAUAUGGUGCCCAUAUAUACAUUAGUGGACACAUGGGUUUAUUAUAUGGUGCUUAUUAUAUAUACAAUAUACAUUAGUGGACACGUGUAUUAUAGUGCUCAUUAUAUAUACAUUAGUGGACACAUGGGUUUAUUAUAUGGUGCUUAUUAUAUAUACAAUAUACAUUAGUGGACACAUGGGUUUAUUAUAUAUGCAAUAUACAUUAGUGGACACGUGGGUUUAUUAUAUAGUGCUUAUUAUAUAUGCAAUAUACAUUAGUGGACACAUGGGUUUAUUAUAUAUGCAAUAUACAUUAGUGGACACAUGGGUUUAUUUAGUGCUCAUUAUAUAUACAAUAUACAUUAGUGGACACAUGGGUUUAUUAUAUAUGCAAUAUACAUUAGUGGACACAUGGGUUUAUUUAGUGCUUAUUAUAUAUACAAUAUACAUUAGUGGACACGUGGGUUUAUUAUAUAUGCAAUAUACAUUAGUGGACACAUGGGUUUAUUAUUUAGUGCUCAUUAUAUAUACAAUAUACAUUAGUGGACACAUGGGUUUAUUAUAUAUGCAAUAUACAUUAGUGGACACAUGGGUUUAUUAUAUAGUGCUUAUUAUAUAUGCAAUAUACAUUAGUGGACACAUGGGUUUAUUAUAUAGUGCUCAUUAUAUAUACAAUAUACAUCAGUGGACACGUGUUUAUUAUGGGUGCUCAUUAUACGCUGAACACAAUUAUAAACGCAACACCUUUUUAGUUUUUGCCCCCAUUUUUCAUGAGCUGAAAUCAAAGAUCUAAGACUUUUUCUAUGUACACAAAAGGCCUAUUUCUCUCAAAUAUUAUCUGUCUAAAUCUGUGUUAGUGAGCACUUCUCCUUUGCCGAGAUAAUCCAUCCACCUCACAGGUGUGGCAUAUCAAGAUGCUGAUAAGACAGCAUGAUUAUUGCAAAGGUGUGCCACAAUAAAAGGCCACUCUAAAAUGUGCAGUUUUAUCACAGCACAAUGUCACAUAAGCUAAAUUAACCCUCUCUCUUUUGCCAGCCCUCAUUUAAUUAAAUUCAUUUGAGUUUGCAUAAACGCUGCCACUCACCUUGUCACAGACCCAGGCUUUCCAACUCGACCUUAUUUAGAUUGGACAGUCUUUUUUUGGGGUCCUGUUCCACCAUCCUGUUUUUUGUUCUGUGGUAUCCCUCAACAGGGGACACCAGAGAACUGUCUAGGAAGCAAAACGCAAGUACAUCAUUAGUCUUGCUUAGUUAUGUGCCGAGGGCACUUGGACCAUGCUUUGAGUGUUACAGCAGCGUUCUUUGCAUGAUCUGCCCUUGGUGGGCCCAGCUGGGAGGCUGACUUGUAUACAUGCCUCUUAUGUAUAACUGAUGUACUUCUCUAGACUUGCCCAGUCCCUGUCCCACUUUCAUACCACCCAAAGAUGGGAGUAUCCAUAACACCACACACCUACUCGCAUUCAACUCUGCUACUGAAUUAAACAUAUUAACCAACACAGUCAAAUACAUAUACUAACCAUUUCCUACAUACAUUAUGUUUGCAGUCGCAUACAUACAUUUGAAAGAAAUCUGCACCUAGACUGGACUUUAGAAUGUUGCGAAUGGGCAAUGUGUUUAUUGUUAAAUCAUUAUUCCAUCCAUUAUAACCACUAUAGUGGUUAUGAUGCCAGGAGUACCCUGGCCUGGUUGCCCAAAAAUGGGUUAAACCAGAGGCAUAGAAGACAGAAGUGUGGCCAUCACCACUCAUUGGCUGAGGUCACUAGUUGACCACCGCAGCCAAUGAAUGACAUUCUGUGCAAUUUGCAAAGAAUUUCCAUUAGCCAGUCUGGAAUUUUAGUGACAUCCCAAUAACACUGGUGGUGGAGUUACAGUUAAACUCUGCAUGUGCUGCUUUUCGUAGCGUAAAACACAGACACCAAGCAAAUUAUGAAGUGGUUAUGGUGCUUGGGAUAACCCUUUUUAACAUACCUCCCAAGUGUCAAUGUUUAGCGAUGACAUUCCCUAUUUUGGGCUUAAAUCCCUCUGUCCAUCUUUUCCCUUGUAACAAUCUUCUUUUCUAGGAGCUCCAUGAGUAUAUAACUGAGCUCUACAGUAAUACCCGCAGUAAUGUCUUUAAAACUACAAUAACAUUUGUUUAGAUAUCAGUAAAUAAGAUACUUUGUUUUUCUUCUAAUUACAUUGUAGUUAUAAAUCCCCUAAAAUUUCUCAUGAAAGCUCUAACCCCUGUCACACAAACAACACUCAAAGUGCUCAUUUGAAAUGUUGGAAAGUAUGCGUUAAUCAUUUUAGUGACUACAUUUCCUAGAUUUUAAGGACUUUUCGUGAAAGAGGUGGGGAACCAGCUAUGGAAAGAGAAGUUUAGCUACUCCACUGAAAGUCCUGCACACAGGUGUCACUGACCCUUGGUUCACCCCUCUCCCCUUCUGGCUUUGACUGUAACUGAGUUGGAUAAUUUUAGAAUGUUACCAAAUCUGCAAUUUGUAGUUCAAAAUGUUAUCUUCAAUUCUGUGUUUAGUAAACUAAUCCAGCAUUGUAAAUAAUCUUCAUUAAAUAAUUUUUGUUUUUCUUCUGGUUCAACUAUACUUAUGGUGUAUUGAAAAGAAUCCCAUAGCUCCUCUAAAUUUGCUAAUCUGUCUGUACAACAGUCCAUCUACAGGUACUAUGGAAAUUACAGAAGUAUUUGCUGCUAGUGAAUUUUAUAAUUUAUUUCAAAGAAUAUGCUGACACUGCUCAGUCAUUUGACUUGUGACCUAUGUAGAAAACUCUCUCUCUUCCCGGUUUGGAAAUUCCUUUUCUCAGACUGUUGGAGUUGUAUAUUUACCCUGUUUCCCUGACACUAUUACAUCCCCUGAAAAUAAGCCAUAGCUUAUUUUCGAGGGAUGCUCCUAAUAUAAACCCUACCCAAAAAUAAGCUCUGGUCGCUAGUUUGCUAAUCUGUGUUCGCCGAAUGUUCUAAUAACCUGAGCAUAGAUUUGCAGGAUUCCAUUCGUGAGUAAGCUAAUCUAUUUUUGGGGAAGUUUCCCCGAACAUAGAUUCGCAGGAUACCAUGCCCUAGUGAACUGGUCUAUGUUCGGGGGAAUUCCCCCGAAUGUAGACCUGCUUUCUAGCACAUGCUUGCUACGUCUCCCGCCUCCCACCCCCUUCCCCCGAAAUAAGACAUCCCCCGAAAAUUUUAUAUAAGACCUGGUCUUAUUUUCGGGGAAAGAUUGUAUGUACAGUGUCCUGCUCUUCUUUUCCCGAGCACUGUUGAAGUCUACUUAAGAGAAUUUGUAAUUAAAUACAUUUUCAAUAGCAUAUGUUGUUUGGUGCAAAGCUAGUUUACUAUUUUACUGGCAUUUCCAAUGUGCUUACUGGUGAAAAAUAGUGUGAGUUGCUAUAUAGAUGAAUUGAAAUUAAGCGUUGCUGAACGUUUCUUCACUUUGAUCUUUGUAAAUAGCUCACUAAUUUAGUACCCUUGUCAUAUUUAUGGAUACCAAAUAGGCAAACAUCUACUACACCGCUCCAAAAUAUUUUAUCCUCAACCCCUUAAGAACAGAGCUUCAGAAGCUUGUCUUUCACUUAAUGACAACGGCAUUUUUUUUCAUUUUUUGCUGUUUGUGUUCAACUGCAAUUUGCAUUUUACUAAUUUAUUGCACCGACACACAUUGUAUAUCAUUUUUUUUAAAGGACAGAAAGGGCUUUAAUUUGAUGUUAUUUAUUUAUAUAUAUAUAUAUAUAUAUAUAUAUAUAUAUAUAUAUAUAUAUAUAUAUAUAUAUAUAUAUAUAUAUAUAUAUAUAUAUAUAUAUAUACACACUUAUUUGUUAUAAAAAACAUACAGAAAAAUGCAAAUAAAUGUGAAUUUUUUAAAAAUUUUUUUACAGUUUUUGCAAUAAUAAUGUGUGCACAAUUAGUGCAGGUUAAGGAAAGUAAUUAAAAAUAAAUUCAUUUAGUUCUGAUUUACAUAAUAUAUAAUGUGUCUGGGAUUUUAAGGUUUUUUUUUUUUUUUUUUUUGGUAGUUACAGGUCACAAAGCACAAGGAGUAAAAAACGUUUAAUGUGGAGCGAUUUUAGAAUUUGGUAUGUUUGUCUUGUAAGCUUAAUAGUAUAAGCUAGCUUGUACCAAGUGUAGUGGUAAUAAGUGUUUUUCUGCCUUUUUCACACAAAGUGAGUUUGCACAGUAUAUUUUGCAAACCUUAUGUGUGCUACAACUGUAUAAUACUUCAUAUGUUGCUCAGCUAUGUCGUCUGAGUACAGCAAUACCACCGUAUGUACCUUUGCCAGGUAUAUGUGAAUGUUGAAGGGGCGCAUUUGAGACGCAGCCAUUCAGUUUUUUUUUAUAACUUUGAAGUUUUACGCUGUGUCCAUGUUCCAAUUUGGAGUAGUUUAGACGGUUGGUUAUUGAAACUUCCCCACAAACACAUACUAUUUACUAAAUUACACACUGGGGUAAUUGAAAAGGCAUAUUUUGAACCUUAGCUUGGGAUCGUUCUUCUCUAGUUUGUUCCAGGUGUAGUGGUAAUGAGCGGGUUUUUUUUUGAGAAGUGCAAAGAAUAGGUACAUGCAGUCCUCAAGUAUUUCCCUCGCGUAACAUGCGGGGCUUCAAUUAUCAGGCACAAUUUUAUAAUAUAAGCAGAUUUAACAUUGUAGCUUCAGCAGAAGAAUAUACGAUUAUGUUAUAGUCAAGUUUAGUCAGAGCGUGGGUUAGGUUAGUGACAGCAUGAGUAACCAAGCAUAGAAGAACAUUAAACUAUGCAUGCAUGUAACCUCAGUGAAAACAGUCCACGUUGAUAUAAUUUGACCAGCUGAAUAAGCACCGAGUCACUUAUGCUGGCAUUACAGUAGUGAGCACCACUGGCUGUAACGUGUUGUCUGACGAUCAAAGGAGCGCGUCAGAAGGCUUGUGAGUUUGUGGCGGCGGUUGGUGGUCAUGACUGGCAGCGGUAUAUCAGUCCUGAACUAUGGCUGGGGCAUUCACCCCACCCCGGUCAUCGUGAACAGGUAGGUGUAAACUGCAGGGGUUCCUGGGCUAGGUGUUGCUUGUUUCCACCUCCAGUCCUUGUCCGAGUCGGUGAUAGCUGCAGUGUGCAGAGGUGGCGGCCCGUUGGGAGCGAGGUAACCGCAGCCUCCCGCUCCGGGCUGGUGAGGAGGUUGACAUCUUUUUGCUACAGACCCGGUCUAUCCCAGGUGGGGAGCGGCGGUGGGCUCGGAUGGUUUGUCGACGCAUAUGGUGGUGGACCCUCUGUCGAUGUGGGCGAUGUCUUAGGGUCAAGCCCUUGGUGGCCCUCAGCCUAGGUUGGCCAGUGGCUGGAGCAACUAGGCCCGAGGUGGUCUCCUGCGCUCCCCGGUUCGCAGCUCUCCGCGUCUUCGUAUGUGGUUGAGGCUGCAGCUGAGAUACCCGGUGCCCCAGAGCUCUCCAGAAGUGCCGAAAGUGCUCAUCAAUUCGCUGUAUGAGUCGCUCUAUGGGGCAACAAGGGGACAGUCCUGAUUGCUCACUUGUAUCGUCUCGAGGAUGAGACGCUGCUGCCAUUUUGAUGCAGGUUGCUGUGCUCUGAGUGAGUUGGAAGUUAGGCCUGUAGAUUGCUUCUAGGCCCCGGUUUGGACUAAAAGAUAAGUGGUGGCUUGUUGUGAUGGUCCAAUGGGGACCGGGAUAACCCCUGCCGGUCCAAGGGGGGGGGGAGGGGGACUAGGAGUGUUUCCAGAGGCUUGUGUUGCUUGUGAGCCUCUCCUCCGCUCUGUCACAGCAGGCCGCAGUGUUGGAUCACCGGUCCCCAGUGUGUAUUAGGCUUCAGGUAGCUUUGCUGGACCCCCCUCAGUAUUGUGGUUCUCGUUGGUGUGUUUAAAUCGCUGGUUUACCGGGGUUAAAGUCCUAAAUUCAGCCCAAUUUGCAGGAGCUCAGGACACACACGUCUGCUCUGCUUGAUAGCUAGGCUCUGCCGUAAUGAGCGUUUUUAAACGUAUUUUUUUUACUUUUUGAAACUUUUUUUUCUUUUAAAAACUAGUUUUAAAAAAUUUUUUGUUUUGCUUAUUUUUUUUAAACUUUCCUAAACAUUCUUAAAACUUUUUAUUUUUUUUUUAUUUUUUUACAGAUUGAACAUUUUUCAAAACAUUUUUUUUACCGUUAACCCCUAACUAGCAGUAAGCAGCACUAACAGUAAAUUCCCAAUUUUCCCAUAACUCCCAUCCACCCCAGCUAGCAAAAUAUAUAAUUAUCAAAAUUAUUUUAAUUAAAUUAAAAAAUAAAAGUUAAUCCUCAGAGGUUAAAAAAAAUUAGUUCACAGUAUAACACUUUGAUCUGUAUUUUGAUCACUGUAGGCAGUGAUUGACUGGCAGGGAAGGGGUUAAUUUUUAUUUGGACUGGGUAAAGGGGGGUGUUUUUAAAAAAAAAAAAAAAAAAAAAAAGUAUUUAAACUUUUUAUUAGCUUAAUUUUUAACUUUUUAAAGUUUAUUUUAAAACUUUUUUUAAUGUUAACCCCUAGUUAGCCUAACACCAAAUCCCCCAAUUCUCCACUAACUUCCACCCACCCCAGCUAGCUAAAUAUAUAAUUUUUAAAAUAUUUAAAUGAAUUAAAUUUUAACCUCAGAGGGUUAAAAAAAAAAAAAAGAAUUAACCCUCAGAGGUUAAAUAAAUCAGAUGACAGUAAAAUGUAAUCCCUGCCAAUUGAUCACUGUAGUAAGUGAUCAAUUGUCAGGGAAGGGGUUAAUUUUAAUUAAAAUGAGUAAAGGGGGGUGGGAUUUUAAAUAAACUUUAUAAUUUUUUUUAACAGGGGCAGGAUCAGCACUGUUCUGGCUCCCUGCACUUCACACAGAACCAGGAAGUGCAGGUAGGCGGAAGGUAAGUAUACUAAGCACAUGUGCUGGGGCAGCACUAUCGGGUGCUCCUGGUCUGCCUCUAUUACAGAGGCAGACCGGAGCACCAUUAACCCCGCGAUCGCCGGCGAUCCAGGGUUAAUUUUAAUGGGUGACGGACAAGGUCCGUCACUCAUCGUUAUGGCAAUCCCUGAGGUCCGUCACUCAUCGUUAAGGGGUUAAAUAUGGUAAUCCACUUAAUGGUAUCAAAUUAGGGAAUUAUCUACUAAACAGCUCAAAGGUCAACAUUAAAGGGACACUAUAGUCACCCAGACCACUUCAGCUCAAUGAAGUGGUCUGGGUGCCAGGUCCCUCAGGUUUUAAACCUUCACAUGUAGAAACUGCAAUGUUUACAUAGUAGAGUUAAUCCAACCUCUAGUGGCUGUCUUCCGGACAGCCGCAAAAGUGCUUCUGCAUUGCUGGAGGCGAAAUCCGCAUCCAGUGUGCAGAACGUCCAUAGGAAAGCAUUGAGAAAGCAUAACCACUACAGUGUACUGUAGAGUGUCCCUUUAAACUUGUAUUCAUUUGGCACUUAAACGCAUACAGGGCCAGAUUUACAUGGCAGGUAUCUGAGGACACACAAUUUCAAUUCUCUUCCCCAACAACAUAAUAAGGCAGAAAAAGUAUUAUGAAGUUAUUUAAGGGACAGUAUAGGCAUCCAGACAUUUUGCCACACAUACACACGAGCCUCCCAGGGCUUUCCAUGCAAAGGGAUGGGAUUGGCUGAAUGAUGAUCAUGAACAUUGAUGAUCUAUGAGAAAGAAACCAAAUCACAGAGGAUAAAGUUGUUAUGAGGGAGAAUAGGUAGGUAAUAAACCCCCUUUUUUUAUUUUUAUUUUUUUUUAUUUUUUUUUAUGCGCUGGCCUGGUCACCUAAAUGAUGACUAGGAAACUGUAGCAUUAGGAAUCCCUAUUUGUAUUUCCUUUAACUGGACAUUGAAGGCAUAAAAGCAUCUGGAAAAAAACAUUUUCAUGUAUAUAAAAAGUAUUCUCUGCUUAUAAUAUAUUGUUUAUGUAGCUGCAAUGCAUUUAGAGUUAAAGAUAAUGUUCGAAUUGGUUAAGGUAAAUGUCAGAUCUAAAUAGGUUGUUUAGUGUUAAAAAAUAUUAACAGCUUGCGAGGGGUUAAGAUUGUAGUAUUAAGGAUGUUUAGGGCUAGAGUUGUUUUUAAAUUUUUAGUAUUGGGGUACAUUAAGUGUUUAGUUUGUAAGAUGAGUUAAACCUAGAAUUUAAGGUUAAGGGUUUAUUUUCAGGUUUAGAUUUUGAGUGCUGGAGGUUGAAGGGUUAUUUGCAAUGUACUCCCCCUCAAAUGUCUUUUGUAGUCCAGCCUGAUUGGUGAUGAUAGAGAUGCAGAUGUUCAAUAGUGUGUAACUCUGUUUCCUAGUUGGCAGAUGGGAAGUGAUCCCUUCCUGUUCAACCCAACACACAGACACUGGAGCUGGGACAGCACUGAAUUUAACACUUUCUAAAACUGUUCCAACACAUCUGUUAUUAAAGGAAAAAGUGCCAGGAAAACAAAGUUUAUUGACUGUUGGAUUACUCUUUACAGGAAGUUUUUAGGAAGGCUGUGCAAGUUACAUGCAGAGAGGUGUAACUAGGGCUGUAUAAAGAGUCAUUUAACUCCUUAAUGGCAGAUAAUUGAGCAGUGCGAUUGCAGGGGUGUGAUCUACACACCAAAACUGCUUUAUAAAAAACAAAAUUGUUUUGGUGUGUACUGUGGUCCUUUUAAACUCAAAAAUGAACAGAAGUGCUGAAAACAGACACCCCUUAGUGGUCAGGUGGCUACUCUGCCUAAUAGGAAUUUCUGCACUGCUCCUAUACUUCGCCUGUAUUAAAGGACCACUCUAGGCACCCAGACCACUUCAGCUUAAUGAAGUGGUCUAGGUGCCAGGUCCUUCUAGGGUUAACCCAUUUUUUCAUAAUUAUAGCAGUUUCAGAGAAACUGCUAUAAUUAUGAAUGGGUUAAGCCUUCCCCCUAAUCCUCUAGUGGCUGUCUCAUUGGCAGCCACUAGAGGCGCUUGCGUGCUUCUCACUGUGAUUUUCACAGUGAGAGCACGCUAGCGUCCAUAGGAAAGCAUUAUGAAUGCUUUCCUAUGUGACCGGCUGAAUGCGCGCAGCUCUUGCCGCGCGUGCGCAUUCAGCCGACGGGGAGGAGAGAAGGAGGAUCGGAGGAGGAGAGCUCCCCGCCCAGCGCUGGAAAAAGGUAAGUUUUUACCCCUUUCCCCUUCCAGAGCCGGGCGGGAGGGGGUCCCUGAGGGUGGGGGCACCCUCAGGGCACUAUAGUGCCAGGAAAACGCGUAUGUUUUCCUGGCACUAUAGUGGUCCUUUAAUGCAGAUCCUUUUUAUUACACAAUUACACUCCUCUCUGUCAUAACUCCUCCAUAUAAGUAAAGCUUUUCUUGAUUGCACCAUUCCGUAUCUACUUUUAUUCCGCUUUCAACAAUACUGUCUUUACUAUUCCUUUUCCCCUCCCUUCAGGGAGUGAAGUUCUCUCGAUCUGCCUGCAGCUUGUUGUUUUUCCACAAAAGUUCUUUCUGUGUGCUGUUUUCACAAUACAUUGUCUUGGGUAUCUUAGUUCAUUAGCAUGUAUCAUUUACUAGGGCCACCUGGACUGGUGACUGUGUGUCUUGUGGGCAGAAGAUGAGUGUCAUCUUAAAGACCCUAUGUUAGAAAAUGGACAUUGAGCCCCAAUAUUUAUGAAGCAGGAACUGACUUUCUAACUUAAACACCUACUAGGCGCCCUGUGUGAACAUUUUCCACAGCGCCCCUCUUGUCACAUUUGCUCACCCAUGUAUUGGACAUGUAUAAGGAUGUAGUGUUUAGGGGUAUUUAAUUUAGAUUUUUUUUAAAAAUGCAUGUAGGCCUGUGUGUAUUUUUGCAGUGUCACAUGCACACAGUACCACAGUUAGAUGCACACAGUUAUACACACAUACUGUGAAAUAUAGCCACAUGCGCAUAGCCACUCUCAAGCAUACAGUCACAGGCAGUCUCAUUCACACAGACCGUUACAGGCAAUAAUACACACAGUCAAAGGCAGACCGUGUCUCACACAGACACACACACACACACAAAGGUACAGGCAGCCAUAGAUAGACAGUGACACACACAUGGUCACAGACAGACUGUCAUAUACACACAAUUACAGGCUGACAGACCGUUACAUACACAGUCACACACACACACUGCCACAGACAGACUGCUAUAUGGACACAGUUACAGGCAGACAGUCAUAGACAGUCACACACACACAGUUACAGGUUGACAGAUAGUCACACACACACACACACACACCACACACCACACACACACCCUCCUCCUCCUCUCCAUUGUGCUCUGGAAGGGGGAGGAGUGGAGGCUACAGUACCUUUCUAGCAGUUGGGGAAGCAAGAACUCUUUUUUCCUACUUCCCCCUCAGUGUGCACCACUCCCAGGCAGCGGGUAGAGGUCACACUUGGCUCCACCCGCACCCAUUGGCAUAGGAACCCCCAAAAAUCAUGGGGGGGGGGAUAGCAUUUUUACUCGCCGGGGAUAUUCUUAUUCCGUAAACUAGGAGUUGUUUAUCCCACUGUACAGCGUUAUGGAAUUUGCUGGUGCUAUUUAAAUGAUAAAAUAAUAACAUUAAAGGGUCACUACAGGGAAGGAGUUUUACUUACCCGGAUACAGCGCCGGGAUCCUCCUAAUGCCGCACCCCCUAUUUCAUCAAAAUGACUUAAUAGGAGGGUGCAAGCAGGGAGCAAUAAAACGCUUCUAGAAGCGUCAUUACUUCCUGGUGCGCAUGAGCAGCUUGGGUGGCAAUCAUGUCUCGACCAGGAAGCACCACUAGAGGCCAUCUGAGUGUCCACUAGAGGUAUUCCUCAGCAGUAAUGUAAAGACUACCUUUUUACGAAAUGGCAGUGCUUACAUUAAAAAGCCUGCAAAGACAUGCUAUAGACACCAGAACUACUACGUUUAGCUGUUGUGGUUCUGGUGACUAUAGUGUCCCUUGAGUAUAGGGGGGAAAAGAAUCAUCACAAAUGUAAAAAAUAAAAUGUUUGUAUCAUUAUUCUAAAAAAAUAAAAAAAUGCACAUUCCUAGCUUAAUUUUUAGCUCGACAUAUGACACAAACAUUUUGUACUUUGCAGAUUACUUUUUUUAUAUAUUUUUAUACAUAUACAGAUUGUGUAAUACUGCCCCUGACUUAGGGUGACCACAUUUCCUAACUGCCAUUCAGUGACACUUUCAGAAGUGCAUUCCAUACAUUUUACUACCCGUCUCUACCCCUUCCAUUUAUAUUGGAACCCCCCUACCCGUUCCAUGUGCAUAUUAACCCCCCCUACCCCUUCCAUGCAUAUUAGUACCCUCCUAACCUUUUCCUUACCUUCCCCCUCCUCCCAUCCAUAUUAGUAGCCCCCCCUAAACCCUUCCAAUUAUUUUUCUAACUACCCCUUCCUCCCAUCCAUAUUACAAACUCACCUAACCACUUACAUUAAUUUUUCUACCUCCCCCCUUCUUUAACCCUUUCAUUAAUUAACACUAAAAAUGCUCAGGCAGCUGUUUUUUUUGUUUUUGUUUUUUUUUCAGAGGUGACCGGCUCUGCUCUCCCCCCUACAAACAGUUGUCCCCUUUUACCUGACAUAGCAGGGGGACCUCUGGACGUCCGGCGGGCGCAGUGUCAGGCUGAGCGCCGGGUAGUCAUGUGACACCCGACGCUCCUGCGCGGAGGGGGAGGCAGGGCCGGUGCAAGGAUUUUUGCCGACCUAGGCAAAAGUAAAGUUUGCCGCCCCACCCAUAUGAUCUGCCAUGUUAACUAACGCCAGUGCUGCAGUGCCACCGUGUUUACAUUAAAAGGCCUGCAGGGACAGGCUAUAGACACCAGAACCACUACAUUAAGCUGCAGUGGUUCUGGGGACUAUAGUGUUUCUUUAAUGUGAGGUAAAUUAGAGAUUAGUGCCACAAAUAAUAUACUAGAUUGCCUACUUACAGCCAGAUGAGGAUGAUGAUGGGCUCUAGCUGCAGUCUGGCUCCACUGGUCUGGUGUAGAACAGGCUCUCUGGAGGCUGUUUGUAACUGUGGUCACAAAAAUCAAUGUUCUGGGAGAGCGGGAAGCAGCUCCAUUUUUUGGGGGGCCCUUUACACAGCUCAAGGUCUGGAUCCCAGGGUCCACCUUCAUGUUCCACCAAUGAGUUUGUUCACAGGGGGUGGAGUGUGUAGGGGAUGUCCUGAUAUGUGUGUAAGGAAUGCAUUGUGUGAAUCUGUGUUUGUAUGUGUAAGGGCUGCAAGGUGUGUUUCUGUGUAUGUACGGGAUGCAGUGUGUGUCAAUUUCUUUCUCUCCCACGUCAAUUCCCCUCCCUGUCAAUUUCUUUCUCCCCCCCUCCUUGUCAAUUUCUUAAUCCCCCCUGUAAAUUUCUUUCUCCCACCUUCCUUGUCAAUUUAUUUCUCCCACCUUCCUUGUCAAUUUAUUUCUCCCACCUUCCUUGUCAAUUUCUUUCUCCCACCCUCCUUGUCAAUUUCUUUCUCCUCCCCUGUCAAUUUCUUUCUCUUCCCCUGUCAGUUUUCUUUCUCUUCCCUGUCAAUUUCUUUCUCUUCCUGUCAAUUUCUUUCUCUUCCCCCCUGUCAAUUUCUUUCUCUCCCCUGUCAAUUUCUUUCUCUUCCCCUGUCAAUUUCUUUCUCUUCCCCCCUCCCUGUCAAUUUCUUUCUCCCCCCUGUCAAUUUCUUUCUCUCCCCUGUCAAUUUCUUUCUCUCCUGUCAAUUUUCUUUUCCCCCCUCCCAUACCUCUGUUGUAACGAGACUGAGUGCUGUAUGGUCCGCGGGUACAGGGAGCAUCUAUCUCCUGUACCCGGCCGGACUAAAAGGAAGUGCACACUUAGUGUUAGUCCAGCCGGGUACAGAUGCUCCCUGUACCCGCGGACCAUACAGGGCUUGGCCACACUACAGUGAGGGAGUGACAGGAGGGAGCGCUGAGCGCUUCCCUCCUGUCAGCCCCUCUCCUCACGCUGUGCCCUCAUGGACGCACCAGCCCGGGUAAAGCUGCAGCCGCCUGAGGCUCUCUACAGAGCGCUCGGGCGGCUGCAGCAUGAGGGGGGCUGGCGCUCCUGGUGGCGCCCCUUCCCAAGGGGCGCCCUAGACUGCUGCCUAGUCCGCCUAACAGGUAGCGCCGGCCCUGGGGGGAGGUGCUCCCCUUUCCAAUCUGCAGUGCGUGCGGUUCCCUGAUGGAGCCGCACGCAGCCCGAGGGCACCCACGAUCGGGGGAGCUGGGGGGAUUUCUCUAUAACCUGUCCCUCCUCCCCGCAUGAUUUGCUGGAGGGGAUGCGUUCCCCCUGAUUCCUACGCCCAUGCCCACACCGGCAAUUUAGCUCGGCCUCCCCGUGUCGAUUUAGCUCUGCCUCCGCUCCUGAUUUAGCUCCACCUCCAUAUUUCUGGCUGUGCCUCAUCACCACCAGACCCCAAGUGUGUGAGCUGUGCGGCCGCACCGCUAGCACACCCCUAAUGCCGGCCCUGAUGGUACAUGUACUUGGUCAUUUAUUGCUUUCUAUAAGCAUGCAUAGCAGCACAUUCUAUGAUCUUACCGUGCAGUUUUGUUCUUGCCUUUCUAGGAAUGUAUCUACUGUUAAGUAGAUUUGUGCAACAAUUUGUUUAGGACGGUUGAUCUGAUUCAAGUUCCUUUUCUUCUACGCCCAAACGAAUAGGUUGUUUGGGAUUCACAUGCGGAGUCUUUUCAAUAAAUAAGAAUCCACAGGUAAACCCUGGAUGAUCAAUUUUGUCCAUGGGUGGAUUAAAAGAAAUUUGAAUCGGACGAACCGCCUCAAACAAAGUCUACUAUCAAGAGCCACAGUGCUUAUCCAUUAAAGGGACACUCCAGGCACCCAGACCACUUCUGCCCAUUGGAGUGGUCUGGGUGCCAACUCCCACUACCCUUAAUUCUGCAAGUGUAAUUAUUGCAGUUUUCAUAAACUGCAAUAAUUACAUUGCAAGGUUAACUCCUCCUCUAGUGGUUUUCUACUAGACAGCCACUAGAGGGCACUUCCAUGUUUUAUAGCACACAUUUCAUGUGCUAAAGCGUUGCUAGACGUCCUCACGCUAUGUGAGGACCUCCAGCAUCACUGAAAUCUCCAUUGGAAAGCAUUGAAAGCAUUUUUCAAUGCUUUCCUAUGGGGAGGUGUAAUGCGCGUUCGCGGCAUUGACGCGCAUUAGAUCUCCCCUGCCAGCGGCCACACAUGCGCAAUAGGUUCCCCCGCCGGAUGACGUCGGCAGGGGAGGAGCGCAGGCGGACCCUGACCCAGCGCCAAGGGACCUCGGCUCUGGAUACAACUUGGGAUGGGAGCGAGAGGGGACCUGCAGUGCUAGGAAAACAGUUUGUUUUCCUGGCACUGGAGAGUCCCUUUAAACCCUUGUUUAGCUCGUGUUUUAAAGCGGCACUGUCAUAUCGAACUUAUCUUUCCCCAAUCACUUCCUCUUGUCUCCCACUCUCGGGACUUGUUCUUCUUUUCUUCCUGUCUGAUCUAGUUUUCAUUAAAACAUAAGACAAAGUAGAGACUAUUUUGUCUUAUUUAUUUUUCCUACGCUUGACCAGCUUUGACCCAGAGGAGGAGCGAAGUCCGUUCCAUUUUCUGUGGUCAAAGCAAUUUUCCCACAAUACUCACUUCUUCUCCUGUGUUCUCAUGUUGCUUCAUUCAACGCCGGCGAAACAACCGAAUUUCAUCCUAACAGAGUGAGAAAAGUUUGUCCAUUUGUGUAAGGACCCAAUUCAAUACUUUUUGUUCGGUUCGACAUUUCAGUUGAAUGAAUGAAAUUCCGAUCCUAUUCGUGCCAAGGCUGCAAGCUCUGACAGGAAGAUCUUGAGCCUUGCCUGAUUUGCUACUUGCAAAGUUUAAGGAGGACAGGUGAGUAUUGUGGGAAAAUUUCUUAGACUGCAGGAAAUGGAGCAGACUUGACUCCUCCUUGGGUCAAAGCUUGUAAAGCAUAGAUAACAUAAUCCCUACUUUGUCUUAUGUUUUAAAGAAAAUUAGAUCAGAAAACCACAGAUCCUGAGAGAGGAAGACCAGAGGAAGGGAUUGGGGAAAGGUUCAGCAUGAGUGCCGCUUACUCCCCUUUAAAACAGUGAGAGGAUACUUUUUGCUGAAACUUCAUAGUCUUGCAGAAGCUGUAAACUUUUUUUUUUUUUUAUUCUUUCCAUAAUUAAUUGAAAAAGAAGGUUCCACUCCAAACUAGAGUUUUCCUAGAAAGCAGAUAAAACAAGCAUCCUGGAAACCAAUCCAUGAGCCAGUCUUUCACUGGACACUUCCACCUGUGGCAACAUGGAAUGCUAUGACAUUUCUUGUUAUGAAGGUUAUCUUGUCCAUUAGCAGUAGCAUUGAGCCAAUAUUGUUUUUGUAACAUCACGAAGACUUUAAAGUGAACUUAAAAUCAACUAAACCUGAAGAUAACAAGGUCAGCUUUUGGGGCAGCUAAAACUCACCAGCAGAAGGUAGGAAUAUAUUCUUACCUGAGGCUAUUGUGCUUCUUGUAAAACUUCCACUGCAAUGACAUCUGUCAAAUCGAUCUAUUUGCUGUAAGUGUGGAUUGUGAAAUGUAUAUAAAAGUUUUCUCUGCCAAAUGGUAAUUUAUGUAUAGGUAUAUUUGAAAAACAAUGUCUACAGUUAGGCUCCUAAAUUUUUUUAUUUUUUUUAUUUUUUAAAAUUAUAUAUUUAUUGUAUUUUAUUUCCCAUUUAGUGGACCAUGGCCUGGCACGUCUUGUUAUAGCUUACCGUGAGCAUGGCCACAAAGCAGCAAAAAUUAACCCAUUAUUCACUGGUCAAUCAGUGAUGGACAUGGUACCAGAAAUACAAGUACUUGCUGAACUACUAAAUGGGCCGUUUAACACUGCAGGUAAGAAAUGUAAUAGAAUGUCAUAUAACUCAAUUGUGUUUUUUUUUUUUUUUUAAUUAUUAUUAUUAUUAUUAUUUAUUAUUUAAUAUAUGUUUACUACAUUAGAUCUAAGGUAGGGUGUAUAAUUGGUGUAAUAAGGUGAAGGUGGACUCAAUGUAUGCAGGUCUUUUGUUGUGGAUAGCCUCUCACGUUGUGUUUAUUUUGGUUAUGAGGAGAUUUAGAGGAGGAGGAUCACAUCUGGUCUGUUAUGGGUUUCAUGGGCUUCACUCAGUGAAGAGUACACUAAAGUUAAACCCCCUUCACUAAACACUUAUCUGAUCCCUCAGUUCUGGUACCACCUCCUCCGAUGUCAGUGCCUAGGUGGAACCUAAUGCACAUGUGUAUUAGGCCUUCCAUAAAGGAGGGCACUGAAUCACUGCUUUACUAUGGGGGAUUUGAAGACACUUGGACAUCCUCUUGCACAGCGUUUGUUUUAUGGAGUCAAACUCAGUGUAAAUGCAGGAAGCGCCUCUAAUGGCUCUCUAGUAGACAGACACUAGAGGCAGUAUUAACCCAGGAAUAUAAACAAUGCAAUUUCUCUGAUUCUCUGAAACUGCAUUGUUUUAGGUUGCAGGCUUAAGACAACAGUGCACCUAGACCACUUCAAUAAGAUGAAGAGGUCUGGGUGGCUAUUGGGGUUUGAGUCAAAUCGAAGUAUAAAACAAAACGUUCUAACUAUAAUAUUUUUUAUUUUAUUUUUUUCCCCUCAAGAUUAGAGGCAGUACACAACAACAGGAAUAUCCACUCUGUCUAGACAGGAAAAGGCAGGCAGUCACUAGAAAUUUAAAGGAACACUAUAGGGUCAGGAACACAAACAUGUCUUCCUGACCCUAUAGUGUUAAAAACCCCAUCUAGCCCCCCCUAAAUAUAGUAAAAUCUUAGUUGUGUUCAAGUCUGCAGAUGCUGCCUCUGCCCAUGAUAUUCCUGCUUCUGCUGACCUCAUCAGACGUGUUGUUCUGAGCCAAUCGCAGUGCUUUCCCAUAGGAUUGGCUGAGCUUGUCAAGGAGUCAGAUCAGGGGCCAAGCCAAACACAGCCCUGGCCAAUCAAUAUAUCCUCUUAGAGAUACAUUGAAUCAAUGCAUAUUCUAUAGUUCUUCUGGUGACUGUAGUGUCCCUUUAAAAGUUCAGCCCCUCCUACCUUAAAAAAAAGUGUCUUUGUUUCUGCUACCAUGCCAAUGUUUUAUCUCUGUUUUUGAAGUGCUUGCUAUUACUGUCGUGGGAUCGCAAGCUUGCCUGUUAUCAUGUGCACUACAAAAAUAAAGAAUUAAAAAAAAAUUUUUUAAAAAAAGUUCAGCCCCUAGUAAUACUCCACCUCUUUUAAGGUAUAAAACUCAAAUACGUCCUAAUAACCCCAGAUCUCUGCCUAUCAGCAGGAUAAGAAAGCACUCAUGGUUUUUGGUUUCAAGAGCAAGGUGAGACUGCCUAGCAGGGCUCUGCAUCAGUGAGGUCUCAUGGCGUGCCUGUCAUAUCCCUCUUUUGCAGAGUAUUGGUUCCUGCAUACUACAUUUUAUAAAUUCUGCUUCCCUGUCUGUCAGAUGGUUAUAAGAAUAUUUGUAGUAUUUGUGCUAAAGAGGCUUCUAAGGGAAACCAAAAAGACUGAAGUAUCCUCCUUUUUAUCAUGUUUCCAAAAUAGUUUACAAACAAUUUUUUUUUAUAUCAGAGAGUUCAAUCAGCCCAGCCAUCUCUUCCUCAUCAGUAAUAGUCUUCUCCUAAAAGCAGGGAGAGAAAAGUGUUCACGUUCUGAAUCCUCAAACUCUGGUUCUUCUGAAGAUAAUUAUUUUUCAGAAGACCGUCUGCGCAAACUGACGAAAGAAAUACAACCUUAAGGAGUGUGUCUUGGCCACCAUCUUAGAUGGCCACGUUUUAGAGAGGCUCCUGGACAAGGGGGUCAAUUUUGUUCCAAAAGUGCCAAUUUUAAUUUUAAUGGACCAACUCUAACUGAUGCUACAAAAAGCCAAUCCAAUAUCUAACAUGAACCAAAAAAAUCCUGAAGAAAAUGUACCUGGGAUGAAGAAAAUGGAAGCAGGAGCUGCUGGGGUGAGUAAAGGUUCCCAGGCUUCUAAAUCUGGCUCGUGGCUGGUUUCGCUGCUAAAAAUCUCAUUGGUGGCGCUGGGGAAAUCUCUCCCUACCUCCCACCCGGUUCCCAAGCUAAAACUUAUGCCUGUGCGGCUGCGACCCGUUCGCAGCAGUCUGAGAGCGGCGGGACUGCGGGCGCACUAGCCGGCACUUCAGUGUGUGGCUUAGAGCGCUCCGAGCACUCAUCAUGCUCAGAGCGAAGUGCCCCGAGCGGCAAGGACCACCCAGCAAGCCGCUCACGGUCUCACACUAGAGCAGCCCGGCCGCUCACAAAAGCGACCGGGUUGCAAGUAAAGGGGAGGGCAGUGCGAGGUCACGCUCCCCAUCGGGAUCCUCUGCCUCCAGGUUGUCAGUCUCGGCAGGGGGGGCCUCUGCUGUCCGACCCAAAACUCUCAAACAGGGCCGUCUUUAAUUCUGAUUGGACCCUGGACAAGCAUUAACUUGGUCCCCCUGACUACAUAUAGAUACACACAAAUACAAAACCUGACACACAUGCAGAUACACACUGACCGCAUAUAGAUACACACAAGAACAUACAGAUACACACAGACUACAUAUAGAACACUGACACACAGACACAAACUCAGAUACACAACCUGACAAACAUGCAGAUACACAGAUACAAACACUGAUACAUGCAGAUACAAAGGCACACACACUGACUACAUAUAGAUACACCGACACACACAAUGACACACAUACAGACACACAGAUACACAGAUACACAACCUGACACACUUGCAGAUAUACAUAUACAAACACGGACACAUACAGAUACACACUGGCUAUAUAUAGAUACACACAGAUACAAAGGCACAUUCUGACAGACGUACUGACACAGAGACACACACAGACAGCCAUACUGAAACACACAUACACACAGACAUACAGAACUACAUGGACACUGACAGACUCACACAUAGACAUACUGACACACUGACAGACAUACAGACAUUCUGGCACACAUACAGACAUACUGAAACACACAUACACACAGACACUGACAGACGUACACACAUACAGACAUUUUGACACUCAGACAGCCAUACUGAAACACACAUACGCACAGACACUGACAGACGUACACACAUACAGACAUUUUGACACUCAGACAGCCAUACUGAAACACACAUACACACAUACAUACUGAACCACAUGGACACUGACAGACUCACACAUAGACAUACUGACACACUGACAGACAUACAGACAUUCUGGCACACAUACAGACAUACUGAAACACACAUACACACAGACACUGACAGACGUACACACAUACAGACAUACUGACACAUGGACAGACCUACUGGCACAUAUACACACAGACGGACAUACUGAAACACACAUACACACAGACACUGACAGACAUAUUGACAAACACAGACAUACAGAACCACACAUACACUGACAGACAUACUGGCACACUGACAGACAUACUGGCACACUGACAGACAGACAUACAUACAUACUCACACACACACACACACUCAGACACUCAUGCAAAAUUUGGUAACCACCCUCCAGUUUCUUACCUUUUCCUGGAGGGUGGCUUCCCUGGGGUCCAGUGGGCUGGCUGGGGUGGCUGGGAGCUAAGCUCUCCCGGCCUGGCCCCCUCCGGAACAGCUCCUUCCUCCCGCGUGGCUCUUGUUUCUGUGGGAUGAAGUGACGCAUGGCUGUCACUUCCUCCCAGUGCUGCCGAAAAGCAAGGGCCCGGUCGCGCUGUUAAAGCGCCACAGCGCCCGACCGGGCCCCUGCUGACACAGGCCCACCGGGUGGCCCUAAGUGCAUGGGUCACCCGAUGGGCCCCCAUAGUUUGCGGGCAGAGGGCAAAAGGAGCAGCUGUCUUGGGCCCCCCAGCUGGGACAGGGCCCGGGGCAGCUGCCCCGUUUGCCCUGCGUUAAAGACGGCCCUGCUCUCAAAGGUGCAGUAAGGGCUAUAGUAAGCCCAGAGGAUAAUGUUAUGGAAAUAGGAGCUGAAAUGCUCCAAACAAGUUCUUUAUCUGCACUACCACAGAGAAUGUCAUGAUGCCACAACAAAGAUGGCUGCCAGUCCAGAUAUUAUGUAUUCCACUCCCAAGAUGGCCACUGCCACCUCCAAUAUGGCUACUACCACAUUUAAAGCAGUGACUUACAAUCCCAAUAUGCCACCUGAAUUGGCAGAAGAUCUGCCACCGUCAGCUGGCAUGAUAAUUCAACUCAUCAAAGAUUUGAGAGUUGAUUUGAAAAACGACUUUAAAAAAUACUUUGACGUGUUAUAUGGAGCCAUGGAGGACAUUAAUCAGUGAACGGAAAUAAUAGAGAAUAAAUUGCAAUCUCACCUUGAUCUGGUUGACUCUGUAAAAGAGCUCCAAAAGCAAGUGCACCAACAAACGGAAAAGUUAGCGGACGCUGAGGAUUGAAGUAGGCGCAAUAACCUAAUGAUCGGGGGAUCCCUGAUAGUAUCGAUUCUCUGGAAUUACAAAGCUAUUUCCAGUCAAUGGUGAAGUCAACUCUACCAACUACUAAAAAUAUGGAUUUACUACUGGACCGCAUCCAUAGAUUGCUCAAACCCGGCAAUGCACCUGCGGCUGCACCCAAAGAUGUGAUAGUGAGAUUUCACUACUACCACAUUAAAGAGGAAUUUCUUGGUGCAGUAGACACGUCAGGCCUCACGGGAGAUUACAGCGGCAUGAAGGUCUUCCAAGACUUCUCUGCUCAAACAAUGAGGCGACGCAGGGAAUUUCAACUUUUCACUGUGGAGCUAAGACGAAGAGGGAUAAGAUAUAGAUGGGGAUUCCUGGUUAAAGUCCUUUUCUGCAUAGAUGGUCGGAAUUGCAUAAUCACGUUGCCUGAGGAAGGAUGAAACUUAUCAAUUCCAUGAAUAGACGUCAGCUUUCGCCUCAUAGACUCUUGCCAUCUACUGCUAUGCAGGCCAGCAAGAGAAGCAAAUCAGACACUUCCUGAGAUCCCAGCUCAUAGAGCUACAGUCUUCGUUUUCCAAGGUCGUAAGUUGCGCAACGCUUCAAGUUGAGAUGUUCUCCCUAUCUUCACAAAGUAAUUUUAUUUAUUUAUUUUUAGACUUUUUUUAUUGUAAUAAUUUUUUUUUUUUUCUCUUUAUUGAUUUUUAUGGUAUGGUUCUGAGCACUUUAUCUCUGAAACAAACUAUUGAGUCCUGCUCCAGUCCAGAGAUUUAUCAGGAUUACUUUGAAUUUUGACUUGUUUCUCCUUUUUAUGACAGCCUUUUGAGUUUGCACACCAACGGUUAUUUGAAAUGUGCCUCUACGGUUUAUUUCAGAAAUCGAUUCGAUUACUUAAAACUUUCUAAAUUUAUACAAUCAAAAUAGUUUUUUAUAUAAUUUCAUAUUUAUUUAAUUGUAUUUUUUUUAUUGUUUUGUGCUUUUUGUCCUUUCAAAUGUCAUACUUAAAAAGUUGCUAUUUGUUUUGUUUUUUACUAUUUAUAUUGGCUCCCCUCGAACCCAGUAAUUUCUCUCCCCUCAAUCUGGGCCUAACACCCUGAGAUGGAGAAACUUUUUUUUGUUCUUUCUCAUGGCCCUCUUUCACUAUUUUUUUUUAUUUUUUUUAUUUUUUUAAUUUUUUUACCCUUGAUAGGGUUAUAUACCCAAGUUUUUUGUAACCCUUUAUUUUUAUUUUUCUAUAUUUUUUUUGUCCAUCCAUUCUUUAAAGUUCAGUAGAAACGUUUCCAGACCAUGAACCACUGAAAUGCUUCAUACAAAAAUGCAUACUAUGUGGCAUCAGCAACUUGCAAAAAUCUGUUUAUUCACUAUUCCUGUACACAGUUUGAGUUGACAGUAUUGUUGGACCUGCAUGUUUCUCUCUUGGAAGGCGGUUGCUUGGACUCUCACAAAGUUGAAUGUUCUUUUACCCUUUACAAGGUAUUACUGUUUCAUAAACCAUGGUUUUAAAAUGUCAUUUAAAUGUGAGCAGCCUGAACACCACCCACAAGAGACGAUUAUUAUUCAAAGAAGCAAAAUCCAACAAAUCAGAUGUAAUCUGUGUACAGGAAACGCAUUUUAAAGAUGAUAAAGACCAUAAGAUUGUCAAAGCUUUUCCCAGUCCAAUUAAAUACCUCCCGUCAUCAUCCGUUAUUACUUUGUUUGUCAAACAUGCUACAUUCCUGUGAAAGAAAAUCGAUGUACCUCUAGACUUGGCUUUAUAAAUGCAAUGGUAUGCUGCUCACAUUGCAUUUAUAAAGCCAAGUCUAGAGGUACAUCGAUUUUCUUUCACAGGAAUGUAGCAUGUUUGACAAACAAAGUAAUAACGGAUGAUGACGGGAGGUAUUUAAUAUGGAUAGGAUCACUCAAUACUAUUGAAUAUACUAUUGUGAAGAUGUAUUUUCCAAACACCGGUCAGUUGCAGUUUUUUUUAGGAAAUUGAUGGACUUAGUGAAUGAGAAUGUGAGAGGCAGCUUGGUAAUGUGUGGCGGCACAAAUUUUGUCAUGGAUGGAGAAUUGGAUAACGCUAGGGAAGAACGUGAUCGACAGCAUAGAGGGGACAGUGACAGAUUAGCGUAUAAAUGCUCUAGAUACAUGAUUGAAUGUGGCUUAUACGACUCCUGGAGACUGAUGCGUGAGAAUGAAAGUGAUUUUACGUAUUCUUCUGUCUCUAAAAAAAUAUGUAUUCCAGUCUGGACCGGUUUAUGGUCCAGGGUUCUUUAAUCCCUCACAUCUUGAAAUCCGAUAUCUUAAACAUCAACUGGUCUGACCAUGCUCCAAUCAUAAUGCAUAUUGACGAAAUUGUUUCAUCAGAACCUGGAAAUUAGGCGAUUUGUUAAAUGAUGUUGUGAACAGGUCAUUGACAGAUAAAGCUUUAAGUGAUUUAUUUAUUUAUUUUUUUAAGAAAAUGCCUCACCUGAGGUUCCUGGCGAGGUGACUUGGAAUGCGCAUAAGGCUGUGUUAAGAGGUCAUUUUAUUUCUAGAGCGUCUCACCUGAAGAGAAUUAAUAGCAAUAAUUUAAGAACAUUGGAAAAAGAAUUGUACAAUUUGAACCAGGCUAAUAAAUUUGGUCUAUCGUCCUCCCUAUCAGCAAUGACAGGAGAAAUUAAGGCUAAAAUUAACAAAAUUAAUUUAGAUCGUACAUCUCUCAUGGUGAGACGUCUCAGGAAAACAUUUUACUUAAAAGGCAACAGGGCCUCAACUCUUUUGGCAUCCAAACUCCGGCAUGUGAAUGCCCAAUCAAAAAUAGCAUAUUUACUUGAUGAUCAGGGGCGAAAAGUGUUUCAUCCAACUAAAAUUAGUGAUAUGUUUGCAGAGUAUUAAAGUAAACUUUAUAAUUUAGAAUGUAAUUCGGACCUUCCCCAGCCUUCUGCAACAAUAAUUGAUAAAUCCUUAGACAGAGUGUCAUUGCCUCGGCUGUCUCCAGGACAUUUAGAAAGCUUAGAAUGUGAAAUAUCAGCAGAAGAGAUAGCUGAGGCGAUCAAACUUAUGCCAUCUGGAAAAGCCCCUUGUCCCAAUGGAUUCACUAUUUUAUAUUAUAAAACAUUUCCAGAAAUUUUAAUUCCCCAUAUUACUAAAAUGUUCAAUUCCUAUAAGUCCGGGGGAAAGAUGCCGGAGGAGUCCUUGUGCGCACGAAUAGUCACCUUGCCAAAGCCAAAAAACUCCUGAUAGAUGCCCUAACUUUAGGCCCAUUUCUCUGAUUAAUAAUGAUUCAAAGAUUUAUUCUAAAGUUCUCGCAAAUAGAUUAACCAAAUUAAUCCCAUUGCUAAUUAAUAAGGAUCAAGUGGGUUUUGUACAGGAUAGACAGGCGCCAGACGGAACUAGAAGAUUCAUAAACUUGAUUCAGCAUAUCAAUAUGCCCAAAACGCCUUCUUUGCUUCUAUCUCUAGACGCAGAGAAGGCGUUUGACAGGAUACAUUGGGGAUAUUUAUGGAGAAAGUUAGACAGGUUCAACAUACCAUCAUCCUUUAUCAUAGCAAUUAAGGUGCUAUAUUGCACACCCUCCGCCCAUGUCUCAGCUUCUGGCUUCACAUCCAAAACUUUCUCUCUAACCAAUGGGACGAGACAGGGGUGCCCUUUAUCUCCAAUUUUAUUUGUAUUAGCAACAGAACCCCUGGCCGAACUAAUUAGAACGACCUCACAAAUUGUAGGAAUUGCUAUUAAAGAAUCCGUUCACAAAAUUGGCCUGUUUGCAGACGAUAUAAUCCUAGCUGUCAAAUACCCAAAAGAAUCUUUGAGACACCUCAAGGACAUUUUAACUCAAUUUGUACUACUACAAAUUAAACGAGUCCAACACUCAGGCCCUCCCGUUUCAUUUAAAUGAUUUGGAAACCAUUGCCCUUAAGAAAUCCUAUUUAUUUGAUUGGAGAACUGACUAUAUGGAAUAUCUUGGCAUUAAUUUAUGCAAAUAUUUGGUCAAUAUGCACAAUCACAACUUGAGGAAAGCAUGGUCGGACUUACAAAAAGAGAUGGAGAGAUGGGGCAGGAUGGAGCUCUCAUGGCUGGGGAGGGUCACAUCUAUUAAAAUGACGAUACUCCCAAAACGUUUAUAUCUUUUUUAGGACCAUUCCUCUGACCAUCCCAUUAUAAUUUUUUAAUAAAGUUCACUCGACAAUGCUGAAGUUUAUCUGGGGGGACAAGCCUGCCCGAGUGAGGCUCACUUCCCUGCAGCACCAUAAAUUGAAUGGCGGUAUCUGUGUCCCUGAUAUCCGCAAAUAUUAUUUUGCCACUAACGCUGCAGUGGUUGUGAGCUUUAACAACCAGGUUGAUAAACCCAGAUGGCUGUAAAUAGAAGAACUGAAAAUUUUACCGGUUAGAUUAUCAGAAUUACCUUGGUUAAAUCCUAAGAAAAGACCUGGAAUUACAAAAUUAUUUUUAUCUACCAAGACUACGCUUAAGGCCUGGAACAUUGUUUUUAAAAAUGAUCAUUCUCCCAGUUUAUAUAGAGCAAUGCCUAUUGAGUUAUUGAAAGAUUAUAUACCAUUCUUAAAAAUAAAACUGUUGAAGGAUUGCUCUAUAACUAAUCUGGAUAAUUUUUUUUUUAUUUUUUUUUUAUUUAUUUUUUUAUGGCAAUGCUAUUCUUUCUUUGGAAAAAUUUAAGCUUAAAGGACCACUCUAGGCACCCAGACCACUUCAGCUUAAUGAAGUGGUCUGGGUGCCAGGUCCCUCUAGGAUUAACCUUUUUUUUUUUUUUUAUUUUUUUUUUUAUAUAAACAUAGUAGUUUCAGAGAAACUGCUAUGUUUAUAAAUGGGUUAAUCCAGCCUCUAAAGCCUCUAGUGGCUGUCUCAUUGACAGCCGCUAGAGGCGUUUGCGUGCUUCUCACUGUGAAAAUCAGUGAGAAGACUCCAGCGUCCAUAGGAAAUCAUUGUAAAUGAUUUCCUAUGAGACUGGCUGAAUGCACGCGCAGCUCCUGCCGCGCAUGCGCAUUCAGUCGAAGAGGAGGAGAGGAGGAGGAGAGCUCCCCGCCCGGUGCUGGAGAAAAGUAAGAGUUUAACCCUUUCCUCUCCAUCCAGCCCGGCGGGAGGGGGACCCUGAGAGUGGAGGCACCCUCAGGGCACUAUAGUACUAGGAAAACGAGUGUGUUUUCCUGGCACUAUAGUGGUCCUUUAAGCAUGGAUUAACAAAUGUAUGUGAACUGGAAUGUAUGCUAAUCAUUGACAAAUUGAACGAACUAUACCAGGUACCUGAAACAGAUAAAAACUAUAAAUCACUUGAGAUAUCUCCUUUAGAGAGAGCUUUUUUUUUUUUUUUUUUUUUUUUAUACAGCCCCGCUAGUAAAGGUAUGAUAUCCUUAUGUUAUUAGUUUUAUAAUGCCAAGCCCUUAGUUAAAUUAAAACAUAUGUUGUCAUGGGAGACGGAGUUGGGUGCCCAGUACGAUUUAGAAGAAUGGAUCGUUUUGUUUUUUUUGGGGGUUUUUUUUUUUAAGUUUUAAAAGGUGUUUCGUAUUGCACCGACCAUUUUGAAAAUCAUUAUAAAAUUUUAUAUCACUGGUACCUGGCUCCGUCUAGAUUGCACAACAUGAACAAUAUGUAUUCUGACUGGUGUUGGAGAGACUGUGGGGGUGUGGGCAAUAUGGCCCAUAUCUGGUGGUUCUGCCCCAAAUUAACUAAUUAUUGGAAAAUGAUUCAUGAUCUAAUUAUUAAAGUGAACAGAAUCAUUAGCAUUUUAACGUCGGCACUAGCCUUAAUUAAAAAAACUCCCGGAGUCCGUUAAUAGAUCAGAUAAAAUAAUCAUAGGCCACAUUCUGAUCGCUGCUACAUUCUGUUUACUUAGACAUUGGAAGUCCCAAAAUGUGCCAUCUCUCAGUUUUUAAUUUGAUUCUAGAAACCAAGGCACACGAAUUAUCGCAUAGAGCUAAUAUGCAUGGUUUGCCAAUAUUAAAAUAUAAUUGGGAUAAAUGGGAAGAAAAAAUCAAAACCGUUUAUGGUCUUUGAUAUAUUUAUUGGUAAAGUGCAUUGAUGUACAAAAUUUUUGCCAUAUACAUUGUUAUGCCUAUUUCAAUGAUGGAUGGAUACCACUUCCCAUUUCCAAGUUCCCCUUCCUUUCCUACCCCUAAUACAAUGUUUGUAUUAUUAUUACUUGUUAUACAAAAUUUUAAAACUUUAAUAAAAAUUAUUUGAAAAGAAAUACAACCAUAGAUAAGGAAUCUUUCACACGCAAAAAGCUCAAGUCAUUUGCAUUCCAUCCUAAAUUAAGGGGUCUGAUGCUGAGAGAAUGGCAAUAUCUUUCUUUUAUCUCAAAGCACUUUAAAACUAUAUUUGCAAUCAAGAAGAGUCUGAAAGUAAAUCAAAAUGCAAUGGCUAAAAAUGUGGAUUCAUCUUUAUUCAAAUUGUGCUCUUCUAAUGCAGCACAAAGCAAAGCCCUUUUUUCAGGGACACUGGUAUCUAAGGCCCAACGGUUCUGGCUAGAUUUCCUUGAUAAACUUUACAUGGUAGAAUCCAAAGAAGACCCGGUACAAAAUUCUACAGAACAUUAGUGUCAGAUUGUCUUUCCAAUUCAACAUUGGAAGCUUUUAAACCAUCAGUCAAAGGUAUGGGCCAGAUGGGCAGUAUGGCUCAGAAACUGAUCAGCGGACUCCACUUCUAAGAAUCCCUUCUUGAUCUUCCAUUUCAACAAUGGAGACUCUUUUGGUGCUAGCUUGAUAAUCUAGGAAUAAAUGCCUCACCUGAAGAGUCUAAAAAGGAAAAGGAAAUCUCUUCCAAUAGAGAUUACUUUCGUAGGCUCACUUGAGCAUUUUUCACAAUCUACCUUCUCAGAAAUCUGGUUGCAGCCAUUGAAAGCUCCCUUUUUCUGCCCCGUCGAGGUAGUGUAAUCACUAUUCCUUCAACUUUGAACUUGUAAAAUAUGCUUCCAACGGUGUCUCUAGGAACAUUUAGUGCCUUUGCUAUCGAUAGCCAAAUCCUGUCGCUUCCAACUCAAGAACAUAGCGCGCAUCCGCCCAUAUCUAACGCCGGACGCGGCUAAGGUACUGGUUCAUGCUGUUGUUCUCUCUCGCCUUGACUAUUGCAAUCCCCUUCUCAACGGUCUUACAUGUUCCCAGCUUGCAACGCUGCAAUCUAUAAUGAAUACGGCUGCGAGGCUUAUUUUCCUGUCCGGUCGCACCUCCCACGCCUCCACGCUCUGUCAGUCCCUGCAUUGUCUUCCAGUUAGAUAUAGGGCCCAAUUAAAAAUUCUGGCGCUUGCUUACAAAUGCCUACAUAAUGCUGCUCCAACAUACCUAUCCUCCCUCAUACACAAGUAUGUCCCGACGAGACCCCUGCGCUCAGCCCAAGACCUACGCCUAUCCUCUGCCCGGAUCCCCACCUCUGAUGCUCGCCUUCAAGACUUCUCCAGGGCUGCACCUAUUUUGUGGAACUCCCUUCCCUCCUGAAUCAGACUUUCACCCAGCCUCCAUUCCUUCAAAAAAUCUUUGAAAACUCACUUCUUUAUCAAAGCGUAUCAAUUAAACUGUCAGCAGGUUUCUCAUCCCCCACCCCAUGACUCCGUUCCUUCACCUGUCAAAAAUGACCUACCAAGCACUCAAUAAACCCUUCUGUAACAAACUAUUUAAUUCCCCUACUUUAACCCUUUGUGUCACUAUACCCCACUCCCUCUAGCAUGUAAGCUCAUCGAGCAGGGUCCUCAACCCCCUCUGUUCCUGUACGUCAGUGGUCUGAUCUCAAUUAUGUGUCUGUUAGUCCACCCAUUGUACAGCGCUAUGGAAUUUGUUGGCGCUAUAUAAAUAAUAAAAUAAUAAUAAUAAUGGCCUCUUCUCUUCACUUUGUGGACCAUUCUUUUGAGUUGGUAAGUAUGGCUAACAUGCAGUGAAAUGUGACCCUCAACAAAUCUCUAGCCAGUUCAGGUAUUUCAAGUGUUCCACUUUGAUUAGAUGCAUCAGGUGUGCUUAAGACAACACCUGCUUUGCAUAUUUGUGCUAUUGUCAGGGAUUCUGUUCAGGGAGUUGACUAAUUUUGAGAUUGGAUAAGUCAUUAUAAGUUGCAUUUUCAGUUGAAUUUGGGGAAACCACUUGUAACAUUCACUGUAUUAAGCGAUUUCAAAUGCUUUUGUUUGAUUUGUUCAUUGCAAAGAGCUGAAAGUCUGUACAUUUUGACAAUAAACCUUAUUUUCAAUGAGGGUUUAAUACUUUUUUAUUGCAACUGUAUGCGCUUACUUAAAAAAAAUAAAAAUAAUAAUAAAUACCUGAUUUUUGGAUUGUUAUAUUCUUUUAAAGCCUUUGUCACUAGAAUUCAGUGUUUUGUUUUGUUUUCUUUACAUUUAUUGUAAAAAAAUAAAUAAAAAAAAAUUAACUUUUUCAGGGAUAUGUAAUUAAAUAAAAUGUACCUUUUAACAGACUACUUUGAUCACCUGCUUUUACUACACAAGUGGCAGGCUUUUAUAUUUUUAGCAGCACUGGGAUGGAAAACAACAACUUAUAGUUAAGAAUAAUUAUUACAUGAGUCCUUCCUUUUUUUAUGAGCAUGAACUGAUGCUGACAUUGGCAUACUUAUAUAUUUUUAUUUACCUCUUGAAAGGGUUACUUAAAAUGGAGAAACAAGAAGCAAGUCUUGAAGAUGUCUUGGCUUACUUGGAUCAUACAUACUGUGGCCAAGUGUCUAUUGAAACAAGUCAGUUGCAGAAUUUAGAAGAGUAUAACUGGUUUUCUAGAAGAUUUGAGGAACUCAAACAAGAGACCUUUUCCAUAGAAGAGAAGAAACUGUUGGCCAAGAUAAUGUUAGAAUGCCAGGUAAAGUGUUUUCACAAAAUAGUGGAUGAAAAAUUAUUGGUAUGCAUGAGUUUACGAAACAAAAGAUGAAUAAAAAAUAUAUAUUUCUGAUCACACCAAUACAAGUCAGUUAUUGGAAUGUUUUUACCCACUCUCCUAAGCCACUUUCUCCAACAACCUUUCAAUUUUCUGUCUUCUUUGGACUUUCUCCCACCAGUGUUUCUAUUCUUUGGAACCCUUACACAUGUAUCUAUCUUUGUUUACUACCAAUUGUGUUUGGGUAUGACUCCUCAUAAUUGACCUUUAUACCUGUCCCUGAAAUUUAAUCAAGAAAAAAAUCUUGACCUGAAAGAAGGAAAAAGAGGGAGGGAUUGGUGUUAAUUUGCAGGCUUCAGUUUUGAUGGAUACAGGGACCAUUUAAAAUACAGUUUUGGGACUUUACAUUUUCAUGUAUCCUUAUGCAUGCUUACUAGAAUUUGAUACAUUGUUUUGCAUUUUGCUUUACAUUACCUGUGCAUGGACUUGGCUAUAACAAUGUAACCUGAGAGCACAACUUCUAUAUUAUAAUUAAUCUUUAUUAUUAAUACACAUAUAAAAGUAUUCAAAGUAAGACAUUUUGUAACAAAUAUUUGGCUAAUACAAGUCUUAAAUUUCAGAAAAUCUAUAUUAUUAUUAUUAUUAUUAUUAUUAUUAUUAUUAUUAUUAUUAGCAUUUAUAAAAUGCCAACAGAUUCCGUAGCACUUUACAAUAUAAAAAUAAAUAAAAAAAUAAACACUUACAGGAACAGUAAGUUGAAGAGGACCCAGCUCAAACAAGCUUACAGUUAGAGGUGUGUGUGUGUGUGUGUGUGUGUGUGUGUGUGUGUAUGUAUGUAUGUAUGUAUGUGUGUGUGUGUGUAUAUGUAUAUGUAUAUGUGUAUAUAUAUAUAUAUAUAUAUAUAAUGUGUGUGUGUGUGUGUGUGUGUGUGUGUGUGUGUGUGUGCGCGUGUAUCUAUCUAUAUCUCUAUCCAGACAAAUACAAAAAGGCCAAUGAAAUAAUCAGUUCUUAAAAACAUGUUGAAUGACACAACAUUAUCAAAAGAUGGGCAAAUAAAUGGCAACAAUCCAAUGCUUUGUCUUCCAUCCUGAUUAAUUUGAUUAAUAGAAUGGUUAUACUUUAAUUUUAUUUAUUGUUAAACUUUUACUUUGUUUUUGUUACUCAGCAAUUUUAUUAGACUUCCAGACACCCACCAUCUUAAUUUCUUAAAAAAAUAAAAUAUAUACUCUCUCAAAAAGGUUAUGGUGGGGAAGAAAAUCUGCACACUAGUCAAGCCAUAAGACUUGCUUUUCCCACAGAAAUCACAAAUCUGCAGUGAUGUUACUACCGCAAAGGAUUAUGGGUGGGCAUAUGCAAAUUGGUUUUACAAAGAAUCACAUUUUUUGCCUCAUUCCAUUUUAAACAUGGAUUCCUUUGAGUCUGUGUUUGCUGUAUACAACAGCUUUGAAACACAACUUAGGAAAAAGAUACAAAGCCGGUGAACCACUCGUGGACAGCUGUUUCAUUGUUAAUGCAAAUCGUCAGCAUGAGGUUGGUUACUGGUUUGCUUAUUGAGGCUUGGUAGUGCUUGGGAAGCAAAAACCAAAAAUAUAAAUAAAUAUAUAUAUUUUGUCCUAUGUAAAAGCCAUUUACUGUAAUGUAUGUUUCAUAUGUCCUGAUGAAAGCUCAGUUUAGGGGCUGAAAUGUCGACCUUACUUGGAUCUACUUGAAGAAACACUUACAAACCCCUAGAGUGCUGGUAUUUAUUUGUGAAUUUUUUUUUUUUUAAUAUUUGUGACCUGAGCACUAGGUACCAAAUUUUAAAUUUGGAGUGCAAGUGCUUUGGACUAAUAUAUAUGUAUGAAGGAGGAGCCUGAAGUUGUGGGAGGAGUUACCCAGCUAUUUAAACUCAGGCCCCCUACACCACAGGGCUGAUGCCGCCGGGUUCAUUGAGAACCAUUCUACUUCCGGUUCCCGUCAGGUCAACUGACUACUGCAGCUUACCACAACUACACCAGGGCCCCUCCUGCAACCAGCAUCCACAUCGGAAGUCGGUAACCCACUCCAGCCCGGGCAUCAUCUCACUGUUACUGCUCAGCCAGCUCUACUGCUCCCACAGGUUGCUCCGCCAACCUACUACAUAACUUUCACUUCCAAGUCACUUCCCCUCCUCUUGUGUCCAGAUCCACGAACAGGGAGUCUGCCCAAAUGGGCAAUACACACUAUUAGCCUGACACCAUUCGAAUGGUACUGUUACACGAACAGUUGAUUCGCAUGCUAUCUCCCCAGAUAAAACCCCAGUCAGUAGGUUCACUUGUUCGGCGACCGACUGUUUACUCAAACACACAGGUCGAAUCACUGACACACACUGCCCUCUAGCAACAAAAAAAGUAUACUACACCGUUCGGUCAAUUGCACAAUGUAUAAGAUAAUUCGGUCCAUGUCUCCUGUUAAGUCUACUACUCCCAUCUCACUCAGGGUAUCUCUGGUUAUGUUAUAUAUGUAUAAAUGUAUAAGUAAUUAUGUCAUGCAGCUUAGUUGUGUUGCCCUUAUCACUGCGCCACCAUAAUGUUGUCACUAUCUGCCAUACGCACAUGCUAAGUACUUAUUUCCCCCAUAAUUAGGUAGUCCAUUCUGUCUGUGCUGAUUUCAUCAGCCAAGCACGAUCACUAUAUUCUGUCAGACAACUGAAUAUCUUUCCCUCAGAACCAGGAAGCGUAAGUCUGCAAUUUUCCUUCACAUAAUAUGUCAAUCAUUAUGCUUCAAGUCGGGAAUUUGUUUGUCGCUACUCAUGUCUGUUGUAAAUUAUGUCCAUCAAUUCUAAGUAACCUACCACAUCUAUAUGUGCUUUGUACACUCAUGCUUCCUGAGCCAUCAAAUGACAAUAAUAUCUGUAUUACUGCAAACUAUUCUCCUAUCCUCGCUGCCACAGGAUCCACCCGCUACCACUAUUCAGGUAUAUAACUACAAUACAUUACAUGGGCCAGAUGUCGCAGAGGCAUACUAAUCCUCUUCUCAGAGUCCGCCCGUCCUUAGUAACACUCUUACCUUACCAGUCAUUUACAGUUUACUAUAUAUAUGACCUGGUCCGUCUAAUUUAUUUUUUUUAUCCCGUGUUCUCUUUAGGUACUCCCAAAGAAAUUCAGUCAACCCUUUCUCCACAUCCAGUAGUAAUACGCAAACUAGGUACUGUAUAUACUCGAGUAAAAGCUGACUUUUUCAGCACUUUUUAUUUAUUUAUUUUUGCGUGACACGAACAGUGACAUAGCAAUUACAUUUUAGCUGUCGCAGAAGCUCCCAUACAAUGCCGUAAGCUAAGCACUUUUCACCCCAUGGUAGGACCCAGAGGUGGGGUAGCUUCAAGGCUAAGUGUCACUGACCGCCACGGUUUUACCAUAUAUAUGCCUAGUUUUAUAGCCGCUGUAAUGUGUGCCCUCUCCUUUAUCCCAUGCACCGCCAGUGAAUGUACCCACCCUCAAGUGCAAGACUAUCAGGCUGCUGUUGCCUGUCUACCCUCCCGACUACUAGGUUCAGCCCCCUCCCGCUGCACUCCCCCGUCUUGCCUCCAUCUGGUGCAUGUUGAAUAUGCUGCUGGCACUCUCUACUAGGCCAAAUCCCCCAAGAGGGGAUCAAAGAAACAAGGAGAACAAGAAAAAAGGAUAGAAAAGAGAGAGGAGUCCUUAGGCGGCCCCGGGCAUCAGCCCGGCAGGCCGAGGGGCGGGGGAGGAGAGGCCGGGGAGCAAGGGCCCAGUUACACUAGAAAAACGCCCCUCCAUCCCCCUCGGGACCUACUCCACCUUCUCCCUACACCCCCCCAACCUCACACCCACCUCGGUCUAUUUCCUAGGUCGCGUCCCUUCCUCCCCUGUCUCCCCACCGGGACCCGUCCCACGGCUCCCACACCCGUUGAAAAGUCCUAGAGGUGCCCCUAGCCCUAGCCGUAAGAUCAUCCAUCACCCGCAUGUCUUUAAUCCUCUCUAUCACACUUAGUCUGCGGUAACUCCUGUUGCAGCCACCUAAGGGCCACCGCCUGUCUCGCUGCUAACGUGAUCUUAUGGAGUAACCGUUGCUCCCUUCGCGUCCACCCCUCAACUGAUCUGCUUAGGAGGUAUACCCAUGGAUCUAACGUGGGUGACCUGGAUAUCGCUGCUUCCUUUAUGUGUGGUUGGGCUGCAAAGUCUCUGAUCUGUACAUAGCGGAAAAAAUCUGUCGGUGUCAGAUGCCUGCCCUGUCGGAGUUCAUCGAAUGAAACCAUUUCGACGCCCCGAUAUAAGUGGUGAAGCCUUUGUAGGCCCGCUCUUUCGAAAUUCUGAAAAUUUCGCGCCUCUACGCCUGGAUAAAAAGCUUUGACGUAAGAUGGGCGCCAGGGGAGACGGGGAGGACGCCAAUCCAUAUUUCGUCCCAUAAUUGUCCCACAACCUGAGGGAAUUCUCCACCGCAGGGCAUGCUGCCCUGGUCAGGAGUCUUUUCUCCCUUGGAGUCCACAGGACAAACUGGGGUAGGUCUAUCCCCGACAUGAGCGUCUCGAUUUCCACCCAUUUCCGCUCGUCUAGUGGUGAAUGCCAGAGCGCCACCUGAGACAUUUGGGCCGCCGUACAGGACAUAUCUCGAAACCCGUGGUCUUUUAUUUUGCCCAAUAAAGCGACCAAUAGCUUGUUGGAUUGGUGCUAAUUGGGCCUUCGACAAGUGUAUGGGUAUUGCCUGGAACAUAAACAGUAUCCUAGGGAGGACAUUCAUUUUUAUGGCGUGGAUUCGGCCUAUCCACGAUAUGGGCUUAUCUAGCCAUGUUUCUAAAUCUUCGAGUAUGGUUCUCCACAAAGGCACAAAAUUGCGGGCGUACAGGGCACCCGGGUCCGCAGUAAGGCUUAUCCCCAGAUAUUUAAGGGCCUCUCGCUCCAUCUGUAUGUUGUAUGUAAGGUGUAUGUUUUCAAUGUCGGAUUGGGUCAUAAUAAUCGGGAGGGCUGGAUUUGGCCAUAUUGGCCCGAUAGCCCGAGAUUUCCCCAUACUCCCGCAACCUCUCCCCCAAGGCUGCCAUGGACCCCUCCGGGUCCGUCAACGUCAAGAGGACAUCGUCCGCAUAUGCCGCUGUCACAAACUCUCUCCCCGUCACACUCUAAACCCCCUGUAUGUUGGGGUCCUGCCGAAUUGCCUGCAUCAGCGGCUCCAAAGCCAUGACAAACAAUAAUGGGGACAUGGGACAUCCCUGUCUAGUGCCGUUGUGCAGGCAAAAGGGUACAGGGGGCGCACCCGAGAUCUGAACCUGUGCUCUCACGUUGCUGUACAUAGCCUUCACAACUCUAAUGUACGGGUCGGGGAAUCCUAAGUGAGAAAGCAGAUAGAACAGAUAGGGCCAUUUCACUCGAUCGAAAGCCUUUUCGGCAUCGAUAGAUACAAUCAUUGUCGGAGUCUUAGUGGUGACCUGCUUCCAAAUGAGGCUAAUAUUUUGGGGUGUGUUCUUGAAUAGUUGUCUACCCGCCAUAAACCCUACCUGAGCAGCACAUUUUUUUUUAUGCUGAAAAAGCCCCCCUUGGCUUAUACUUGAGUGAGGGUGAGCUGCAAGGAAGAAAUUGACGCAUCUGCUGAUUGGUCAAUGUUGAGGAGGGGGGCGGGGUUUGAUGCAGCUCCGCGGUUCUCCACUCUGUAUGGCUAUGGUUAAACGCCGCAGGAUUGUUGUGCUCGAAGCCCUGUGAAAAGGGUAGUUUCAUAUUUAGCAUCUGCCAGAGGAGAUUGAGUCAAUGGGAAGAGAAAUGGCAGGAAGGGAAGAGAAAUGGCAGGAAAGGAAGAGUGAAUAAAAGCCUAAAUGGCAGUGAGAGAAAAGUGAAUGAAAAGGGAGAUGGCCGGGAGAAAUUGUGACUGAAAGGAAAUGGUAGAAAGAAGGAUAGUAUAUAUUGGAGGAGACAAAAGGCAAAGAGAAUGAAAGUAAAACAGAUGGCAGGAGAGGGAGAGAAAACAGUCAUGUCAUGUCAUGUCAUGUCAGAGGGAGUGAAAAUCAGAAGAAUGAAUGAAAUAGUAGAGUAGACAGAUUGAAUAAAAAGCUGGGUGUAAAGGAUGGAAGAUGUUUAAGGACCACUAUAGUGCCAGGAAAACAUACUCUGGGGAGAGUAAGGGGUUAAAAUCUUACCUUUCUCCAGCGCCAGGAGCUCUCCUCCUCCAUAGCGACAUCAUCGGCUGAAUGCGCAUGCGCGGCAGGAGCUGCGCGCGCGUUCAGCCAGUUCAUAGGAAAGCAUUUACAAUGCUUUCCUAUGGACGCUGGCGUCUUCUCACUGUGAUUUUCUCACAGUGAGACAGCCACUAAAGGCUGGAUUAACCCUAUUAUAAACAUAUCAGUUUCUCUGAAACUGCUAUGUUUAUAAAAAAAAAAAAGGGGUUAAUCCUAGCUGGUCCUGGCACCCAGACCACUUCAUUAAGUUGAAGUGGUCUGGGUGCCUAUAGUGGUCCUUGAAACACGAGAUUAUGUAUUUAUUUUUUUAUUAAAAAAUCCAACAAAUGUUACAGAUACAGCAAUUUACACAUAAAGAAAAUAUCUGCACUAUUACAAAAAUGUCAAAAUAUUUUCAAAUAGAUUUUAAAAAGAAAUUGGCACCUUUUAUUAACUCCUUAAGGAUACAGCUUCAGAAGCUCGACAUACACUUAAGGACACAGGCAACUUUUGCGGUUUGUGUUCAACUGCAAAUUUUGAAAAUUUACCAGUAGCUGCUGCCUUUCCCACCCUAGGCUUAUACUCGAGUCAAUAAGUUUUUUCCCCAGUUUUUUUUUGUGGUAAAAUGAGGUGCCUCGGCUUAAAUUCAGGUCGGCAUAUACUCGAGUAUAUACGAUAAGUCUCCUUCGAAUCCAGGGCAGUUGAAGCCAGCACCCCAACCCUACCCCCACUCCUUCUAUUGCUGGUAGGGCUAACCCAACUGGCUACGUCGUUAGGAUUCUAUGGCCAUAAUUAGUCAUAACUUAAACUAAUCCAGUGAGGCAUGCACCCAUCCUUAAUCACCCCUCAGCCCAGUACGUAGAUAACCCCUCACAUCAACCUCUGCAGGGUGUAGUUAGGGCUUCACCAGGCGUGCCCCCUCUCAUAGUCUCUUUUAAAGCCACAGAGAGACCACCGCUCCCCACCACGUCUACCAGCGGUCCCCGACCAACUCAUAGGUAAAGCCUCUCAAAGCCACUUGGCAUAGUAGGGCCUCAUAGACCAGGUAAUUUCUUCACUCUAUACGUUAGCUAGAAGCCAGUUGGUAUAGGUCAAGACUCUCCAUAACAUCCAUGUAUUGUAGAAUGUCACAAGUACCGGAACAAGACGAAGAACUCUCAUUACCUGGCACCCAAGCCAGUCCCCCCUCACCCUGCCCGGACCCAGUACUCCUACAUAGCAUCCAGAAUCGACAAGCCCUGGCUCCCUCCGUUCAUGGACUAUCCCAAAAAUUGCCAGCGAGCUGAAACGUUUAGGCAUUCCCUUCCCAACCACUGCCUGUGAAGCCGAACUGUACCGCCUCCUAACCACUGGUUCCUGCACACCUUGGCCACAUACCCCAGUGCCACUAUCCAACGCAAACAAUUUCACCAGAGUUAAGAACAUGAUGAUGGCUCUGCACACUUCCAUUAAUACAGUUAGCAUCAGACUGGAGAAUCCACACACACCGAUCCCCACGGUAAUGCCAUAAUUUUUUACCCCACUCCCAGCACAUCCACUCAUAUAAUCACUCCUGCGCACCUAGUAGGGAUCGACCGAUAUUGAUUUUUUAGAGCCGAUACCGAUAUUCUGUGAACUUUCAGGCCGAUAGCCGAUAUAAUUUGCCGAUAUUCUGUACAUUUACCAUUUUGGAAAAUAAAAACUUUCUAAAGGUAAAUGCACAAAAUAUACAUGCCACGUGUAGUGGAUGCAGUGUGUUUAGACAGGGAAGCUGUAUGUAUUUGUGUAGUGGAUGCAGUGUGUGUUUGUGUAGUGGAUGCAGUGUGUGUUUGUGUAGUGUGUGCAGUGUGUAUUUGUCUAGUGUGUAGUGGAUGCAGUGUGUAUUUGUCUAGUGUGUAGUGGAUGCAGUGUGUAUUAGUGUUGUGUGUGUAUAUAAUGAAAGCAGAGUGUUUGUGUAGUGUGUGGGUAGUGUGCGUAAAGUGAAUGUAGUAUAUACUAAAUGCAAAGUGUGUGUUUGUGUAGUGUAUAUAAUGAAUGCAGUGUGUUUAUAUAAUACAGAGUGUGUGUGUUUGUAUAGUGUUUAUAUAAUGCAGUGUGUUUGUGAAGUGUGCAUUAUAUAAACACACUAUGCAAACACACACUGCAUUAAUUAUAUACACACACUGCAUUAUAUACGCACACUACACACAUUGCAUUAUAUACGCAUACUGCAUUAUAUGCGCACACUGCACACACACACUGCAUUAUAUACACACACUACACAAACACUGCAUUGUAUACACACUACACACACACUGCAUUAUAUACACAGUGUGUUUGUGUAGUGUGUGUGUAUAUAAUGCAGUGUGUGUGUAUAUAUAAUGCAGUGUGUUUGUAUAGUGUGUAUAUAUAAACACACUACACAAACACUGCCUUAUAUACACACACUAUACAAACACACAUUGCAUUAUAUACACAGGGUGUAUGUGUAUAUAAUGGAGUGUGUGUGUGUGUGUGUGUGUGUGUGUGUGAGAGGGGGGGGCAUUUUUUAUUACCUUUUUUUUAAUAUAUAUUUAAUUAUUUAUUGUUGUUGUCCCUCCUCCCUGUUUCAUACCUGGCCAGGGAUGGGGGAUAUAGCAGUCCCUGGUGGUCCAGUGGUAUUGUCUGAGCUCUGGGGGGGCGGGCAGCAAGCGCUUACUCACCUCCCAGCAGCUCCUCCAGCUCCCCAGUGUAACUCUCACGGCCAGCGUGCCGCGCGGAGCGUUGCCAUGGUGAUCCAUGGCAACGCUCGGACGGCCGCGGGUCUCGCGAGAGUUACACUGGGGAGCUGGAGGAGCUGCUGGGAGGUGAGUAAGCGCUUGCUCUCUGCCCCCCCAGGACCGCUGGGCUUGUAAUGAGCCUGGCGGUCCUAGGAGGUAUUAUCGGCAAUAUCGGUAUCUGAAUUGGCCGAUACCGAUAUUGCCGAAAAUACCGAAUAUCGGCCGAUUAUAUCGGUAAAACCGAUAAUCGGUCGAUCCCUAGCACCUAGUACCCCCGACUGUUCGCAAGGACAUUCUGGAGGGUAAGGAUGUAAAUUUGAUUUCCUUGCCAUUUGCCUCCCAGGAUGUCAUGGAGAACAAAUUAUUAUUAUUACUACGGGGAUCUGUUGGUUGUACUAAAAGCCAGAGACCCCAGACUUAAUUGCAAAGUCACUAUCCCUGAAUUCGAUCUGGCCUUCGGACUGUACCGUGAUGUAAUUUGCUCCACUUCACCUCACCAUAGGGAAGAAUUGGACCUUUACCUACACAAGUUGGUGGAUCUGGGACACAAGUACGGCGGUUUUGCGUUUUAGGACUACAACAAAUCUUUUCCGGCCAAAGCAGUAGCAGCGUCCCUGGCACAAUUUAACGUUCACAUGAACUGGAGUAGGCUGAACUAUUCUGUUGCCACUUCGCUGGACUAAAACCCCCCCCUCUUACCGCCUCUGUGUCUCACUCCACCAACUUGUGUCCAGUGGGUCCGAGUCUCCCCACCACCAGUCGUGCACCCUUCGACUCACCACUAUCUAGGGAAGGCAAAGAUCUGCAACAAUUUCAAUUCUGGCAGUUGCGGAUUUAGCUUGUGCAGACUGCUGCACGUCUGCUCAAUUUGUUAUAGGGCACACACCAAAACCAUGUGCCCUAACCAUCUGUAUCCUAAGCAAUGACUCGCCGAAGUAAAAAUAGACAACCUGGCAUCCUAUCUCCAGGCACACCCUUCUCAUCACUUAGUAGACUUCUUGGUACAAGGUUUCACUGAAGGAUUUCACACAGGCAUUAUCGCACUCCAUACUGGCACUCACGAAUGCCCUAACCUACAGUCAGCAAUACUUGACCCCCUAAACACUGACGCUUUGAUCAAGUAGGAGCUAGACAAUGGCUUUAUACUGGUACCAUUUUCUCACCCACCUUUUUCUUGCUGGCGCACCAACCCUAUAGCCAUCGCCAAGGGGAAAUUCUCCAAUAAAAUAUGGCUCAUUAUCGAUUUAUCUGCUCCACAUUCCUGGUCUACUCCGAGUAUUAACUCAUUGAUCCCCUCUCAGGAGUUUUUGUUGCACUAUGCCACAGUGGACAACGCCAUACAUGCCAUAUUAAGAGCUGGUGUAGGUGCUGAGCUGGGCAAGACAGACAUCUCCAACGCUUUCAAGCUUUUACCAAUACACCCAUCCCUGUGGCAUGUGCAUAGCUUAAAGUGGGGGUGGAAAUACUACUUCACCACACGUCUGACAUUUGGAGCAAAAAGCAGUCCCAAACUUUUUGACAUGUUCGCAAACACACUAGGUUGGCUCCUACUUAAUAUAUGUGGAUCAGUGAUCCAUUACCUAGAUGACUUUCUCACAAUAGAAGCCCCACACACAACACCCACUAGUAUCAGCAAAACCAUGGCACUUUUCUCUUUGUUAGGGGUUCCUCUCUCACAAGAGAAAACAGUAGGGCCUUCCACCAAUUUGGUUUUUCUGGGAAUUCAACUGGAUACGGUUACUGUACAAGCUAGCCUGCCUCGAAAGAAAGUCGUUAGGAUUAGACAAUCAGGGGAGUCUUUUCUGGGGAGAAACAAGUGUACUAGGCCUGAGCUCCAGUCCCUACUAGGUACAUUAAACUUUGCGAUGAGGAUCAUACCACAAGGCAGUGCUUUUAUCUCCAGACUCCUAUGCCUUCUUCCCCGAUUGACCAAUGACAACAUCACCAUGUAGAGGGACCUGGGUAACCCGGCUGGUUACUCCCUUUCAGUAAUAAUAGAUCAGACCCAUUUCCCCCAGUAACUGGACGGCACACAGUUCCAGCGUACAAUCUUUGACAAUCCUUAUUUGAGCACACCGCUUUUUAUGCACAGACCCCCGCAAGGGGUCUCCAUCCAACGCAACACACUCUCAUGCGGGAGGGGGCUGGGUGACAGAUAACCAUCUCCCGCUCUGGGAGAUACUAACAGGACACAGGGAUACACAUGAGACAUAUUACAUACAGAGUGGUGAACUUUGGAGCUCAGCGUCCUGGGAUAGGAAGGGGGUACAGGGUUAAAACGUAUACGGAUGAAUAGCCCGGGUCCCCACUAGGAUCCCUGCAAAAAGGGCGAUCGGAUGUACAGAGCCCGAGAUAUCCGGGUCGAAAGUCUGGGGCUCGAGGCUCUGUACUUCCCCGAAAUUAGUUCCAUGGCGUUGCUUGGUUUAGUCCGGCGAAUUCAAACUUCACGCCUAAACCAAGCAACAACCAAUAAGCUGAAAGGGCGCAAACCAAAUUGCACCAAUCAGCAUUCGGGGGACGCAGGAGUUUCGCCGCCCAAUCCGAAGAAAGGUCGCGAAACUUGGCUGCACCAAUCGGUGCUUGGGGAGGAGAUGGGUUUCGCAGCCCAAUCAGAAGAUAGCAUGUGAAACACGAUGGCACCAAUCCGACGAAAGGCGCAAAACCUAUUUGCGCCAGUCAGUGCCCAGCGACGAGAGGUGUUUCGCCACCCAUUUAGAAGAAAGGGCGUGAAACCCCAUUUGAACAAGCACUCCUUCUCUGGUCGCCCGCUCCCUGCGUCGACCAAUCAGCACUUUACUCGCGCCCACCAACCAGGAGAAUGGCGCAAACCCAGUUUGAAUGGGCACUCCUUCUCCCAUUGGUCGUACUUCCAUGCGGCCAGCGGGAACCCUGUGGCAGUGAGAUCGACGCACAGCCCCAGGGAUUCCCUGCUGGUGUGCGUCCCUCUCUCCGGUGGAUACCCACACUUGGGUAUGCGCCGGAGAGGACGUUCGUCUGGGCAGCCACGAGCCUAACCUCUUAGCUCCCAGGUUUGAGGGUGACGAGUGAUUAUAGCUCUGUUAGGAGCAGGUAGGAUGAUCCCUGACACAAGGAUCAAUGACUGUGUAAUGAAAAAUGUACAGAUGAUGAAAGGUGAAAUAAAGCUAAGUGGUGAAAGAAAAAUUGUCUAAGUGAUAGGAAUAUGUGGAAGAUGAGUAGUGAAAAAGGUUGGCAAGCAAAGAUAGAAAACAGAAAGUGAUUGACUGUGUGAAGGGAACGUGCUGAAAAACCCCAAAAUAAAGUGAGAAGUGACCAAAACUGGCAACAACUGAUGGACAAUAAGUGACAAAUAAAGUAAAAGAAUAAAAGAGAAAUGUGCAGAAAUGAAUUAUGCUGAGUGCGAUGAAAGAGUAAUUGAGAACAGUCCCACAAUAAUAUGUGAAAUAUGAAUGACCUAAAUUUAGAAAAAAUACUAAGAUAAUAAAAAGCAUAAAGAAUAUACAAAAAGAACAAACAUAUGAAAAAAUACUGAUAAAGAGAGACCAGGCAAAUCUGCAAACUUAACCAGCUACGAUAAAUGUCACAUUAUGUAAUACACUUUAUAAGAAAUAAAUAAGAACCAUUCUACGAUAAAUAUGUAGCCAACCGGGGCCUAAAGGGUUAUUCCUGACAAUGCUUAUUCCUCCAUAUUCCGGGGUUAAAUCGUAUUAGCAAAGCUAACAUUACUGUAAAUAUUAUGUAAACUCCAAAUGUAAUAUGUCAUAAAUCCUGACUAAGAUAUAUUAUAUAAUAAACAAUAAACUUCCAAGCUUUAUGGAGUGUUAUAUAAAAUAAAUGGAAGAAAUCGGAGAACUGAUAUGUAUUUAUAUCCAUUGUCUGAACAGCUUCAAAUUCAGAUUUGCCUCGUCUCUCUUUAUGUGUAUUUUUUCAUGUUUGUUCUUUUUGUACAUUUUUUUUAAUGCUUUUUAUGAUCUUAUUUUUUUCUAAAUUUGUCAUUCAUAUUUCACAUAUUAUUGUGGGACUGUUCUCAAUUACACUUUCAUCGCACUCACUCUUUAUCAUUCAUUUCUGCACAUUUUCUUUUUAUUUAUUUCUUUUUAUUUUUUUUACUUUGUCACUUAUUGUCCAUCACUUGUUCCCAGUUUUGGUCACCUCUCACUUUGUUUUUUUUCAGCACGUUCCCUUCACACAGUCAGUCAAUCACUUUCUGCUCUCUAUCUUUGCUUUCCAACCUUUUUCACUACUCAUCUUCCACAUACUCCUAUCACUUAGACUAUUUUUCUUUCACCACUUAGCUUUAUUUCACCUUUCAUCAUCUGCACAUUUUUCAUUACAGUUCCGUUUUACACCAUUACUCCUCCUCCAUGUUUUAUUUUAUUUUAUUUUUUCUCGUAUAUUUCACUUUUUUGUACAGGUAUAUUAGUUAACCACACACUCCGUUCCAUCAGUUCCCUUACGUGCACAACACAGGUCACUGUCUAUUUCUUGACGAUGUUAUGAUUAUGGAACACAACAUUGUUUCUUCUGUCUCUGCAUGUCAUGUUUAUUUGUGUGUGUGUGUAUGUAUAUAUAUGUAUGUGUGUGUAUAUAUGUGUAUGUGUGUAUGUGUGUGUAUAUAUAUAUAUAUAUAUAUAUACACACACACACACACACACACACACACCAAUUAGUUAUGGAUCCAGCUAAAAAUUAACCACUGGGUUGUUUGAUGUCAUUUGAACUCCAGUUUAUCUGUAACAUUUUCUAGUUUACAAUGGUAGAUAAUUGACAUGGUAUUGUUGACACAGAGCUGAAGGUUGUAUGAAUCAGUUCUAAAUGUAUUUGGAUGAUAAAGUGAAAUCCACGUUACUAAUAUUCUGCAGGUCAGGUCUGUCAUAAAGUAUCACAAAUAUGCAUAAAGGAAAGAGGAGCUAGUAUAUGAAAUAAAUUUAAGAAUUGAGGGUAACCGAAAAGACAAUAACUUCUAAACAACGCAACCCGUGAAAUUAAAACAUAACCUUUAAUUAAAUACCAAUAAAAAUAUCAUUGCUGAACAGUGGUUAUAGUGGUUUUAAGUAACUGUCUGGUGAAUUGCACUGAGAGGGAUGCUAAUAGAGUGAAUAAUAUAUAAAGAUAAGAAAGAAACAGUGUGUCUAUUUAACUGGCGUUACACUGUAUGCCUAUACAGUGUGUCACGUUGUGUGAGAUUCAAUAUAGAUAAAAUAGCUAGCACAAUAAUCAAUGUAAGAAAAGAAAGAAAGGGUGGUAGAAAAUAUGCAUUUAUUCACUAUUAAAUUUCUCCAAAUAAAUUAUCUCCUUCUCUGGUGGUCUAGUGGUAUAUGUGACGCUCUGAAUCUCCUGCUGAAACCCUCUGAUAUCCUCUAGCUCACAGUUCCAGUGCUCCGUUACUGAGCGGCACAGCCAAGGAGAUUCCCUCUGACUCCAUGCUGAGCACUGGAAAUGCAUUGGGGAGGAUAUCAGAGUGUAGCUGCAGGGGUGCAGACAUCACAUACACCUUCGGGUUACCAGAGAACACAUUACAGCAGCUGCAGCACUGGACCAACAGGGCAGGUAGUUCACCGCACAAGGGAUGGAGGCAGGGCUGCAGUUAGACAAUCUAAUUUGGACAAAUAGAGAGGGUGUUUCUGUGUCAGUGGUUGUGUUUGUGUGUGUAUGUCAGUGUAGGGCAUCUGUGCUUGUGUGUCUGUCCGUGUAGGGCAUCUGUGCUUGUGUGUCUGUCAGUGUAUACACUAUGUGUGAAUCUGUACAUGUAUGUCACUGUGUGUCAAUCUGGGUGUGGAUCACUAGUAUUGUAUCUGUCAUAUUGUAUGUGUUUGUGGGGCUCUGUGUGGCAGUGUAAGUUUCUGUGUAUGACACUGUGCCCCUGUUUGUGUCAGUGCAUAUGUAUGUGUGAAUCCACAUAUGCAUGCAAUCACCAAUAUUAAAAACACCCUAGCACCAAUAUCUGCAUUCAAACACCAAUGCACCCCUAUAUUCACAUGCAUUUUGCAUUUUGUAUAAUCUGUGAUGAUACGCCCCCCCCCACCCUAUAUAUUCAGUAAUACAUUUAUCCUAUAUAUAGCUCAGUACUAUUACAAACAUAAAUGGUUACUUAUACUAAAAAAGCAUUUGAUUUUUUUUUUUUGCCAAAGACGUGUAAAAAGUAAAUCAAUGAUAAAGAAAAUAUCUAAAACCACUUCAUUAAGCUAAGGUUUUUUUUUUUUUUGUGCCUAGUGUCCCUUGGGCAGGUACUAUUUGAAUGCUGACUCCCAAACAGCGAUUGAGCGUAUUAUGCUUGUGGCAUAAAACAAAUGUUCUGUGCAAAUAUUUUAUGUUUUUAGAAUUGCUAAAAAUAUGCAUACUAUUAAAACUGUAUGUGUAAAUGUGCAUGUUACUGUUGCAGUGUAAGCAUGCAGAAGCCAAACACAGAAAUAUUGGACACAGGUCUUCAGGAAGUAACAGGCCUUUAUUCACAUUACCGAUCGGGUCUCAGAUGAACUCCUGUUCCAACAUUCUGAGAGACCAACACAUAGUGUACAUUCCUUAUAUAGCACUAUAACUCCUCCCAUUAAUAGCUACACCCACAUAUACCUUUAACCAAUCAAUGAGCAGAAUAUAGACUUGUACAUCUAGUCAAACCACAUGGCUCAUCCAAGACAAAGGAAAUAAGUGCAAUUUCAGUUCCUGCAUUCCUGCACAUGCUCAGUACACUGAUGACAGUAUCCUAGCUACAUGUAGCUAACCAACUGACACAACAUACACAUAUGCCACAUGGAGAUUUUGGCCUACUAAAUUUUGACCAUGCUGGAAUCCCAUCACAUUCCCCCCUUUUGAUGCCUCUGAUAUAACAUUAUUCCAGAUGCAUCACCAAUCACAGUUUUACCUACAUCUCUCAAGUAGCCAUUGAACCAGAGUAGACCUUGUAAGCAUCUUAAAAACUCCUUCAACAUUCUUCAUCCUAAAUAUAUUCUCUUCGGGCUAGGGGAUCAUAUCUUCCAGACAGCCAUUACAUGGGCAGCUGUCUUUCUCUCUAUAGUACUCUCUAUAAUACUACGUAGGGACCUUACCACUAGUGGAAUUAGACAGGGCAGGAGGAGGCACAAAAAAAAAUAUAAUAAAUUCUACUCCUCCUACUAAUGUCUUAAUUCCUCCAAGCUGCUCAUACCAACUUCCAAACCAACUACUUAGGUUAUACCCAUUCCAGACCUGAGUAGGUACAUGCUCAAAUUUAACCAUGUGGCUUGUAAGUUCAGCCACUGCCUGCCCUUCAUCAUCUAUGUGCAGACAACAGUUACUUAGAUUAAACUUUCCGCAUACACCUCCUUCUACUGCUAGUAAGUAAUCAAGGGCUAGCCUAUUCUGGUAUAUGGCUGAUCACAUCUUGGUAUUUUGCUUAGCUAGAAGAUUAAGCACUUGAGCUGUGUCAUUAGUAAUAAUCUCAACUACCGCCCGUAGUCUAAUAAUGCGGUUGAGCAUAUAUAAUCGGAGUUCUAUACCCAUAAGUGCCAUUUUCUGCCCAAGUAGUAGGUCCAUAAUAAUUAAUAAUACGUUGAGGGGGCCACUCAUUAUCUUCCCAGCUACCUGUAUUCAAGGAUGCUUUCUCCCUUUUAUGAUUUACAUCGUAAACCUUAACUCCCAAGGUCUCUCCUGUUUCGAUUGGCAACAAGAAGAAGGAUGGCUUUGGCAUACCUAAUACACAUGCCCCUUCCCAAUCUUGUGGUAACUCCGAAUAAGUUUUCUUACCACAGAUCCAGUAUAAAUUUGCUGGGGCUUUCCAACUAGAUGUAGCCGAUAAGUCAAACCAUACCUCCUUUAAAUGAGUGUAAUUGGCAACCGGAUUAGUAGGUUCCGAGACAUUUGAAGCUGACCACCAAGUAGUAUUUUUAGUAUUAACAUUAUAGGCUUUUUGUCCCAAGCACGUUAGCUCACCUACAGACGUGUUAUACAUUGUCCCUUUCCUGGCUAUACAAACAUGACCUAUAAUGGAGGUUUUUAACCACCAUUCCAAUUUACUUCUAGUACUUACUUGAUGAUCAGACUGGAAAGGUAUCUGUUGUUCAUAUGUCUCAGAGCCAGGGUACCAUAUUUCCUUUGCCUCCCAUGGCCACUGGUCUCCCAUAUUAGUACCUCCACACACAUAGCAAGUAGUUACAUUAAGACUACCUGCAAUACCCUCAGCCAAAUCAAUAAAUAGGUUGUUAACAUUAUGGGGAAUUUUAUCCUCAAUACUCAUCUCCUCAUAGAAGGAAUGAGAAACCUGAUGAGUUUGAGUUGCCACUGUCUCAGUUUCAAGACCUACAUAUAUUAUUGUUCCUGAAUCUACUCCUGUGCCAUAUAUUUGAAACCCAAACAGACCUCCAAACCUGUCAAUAAAGUACUGCAGAUUGGAAAUGGUCAUGUGAACGGGGUUACACACAUAGUUUUACAGUAUGGUGUGGUAGGCAACCUUUGGAUAAUCAUAUCUUGAUCCACUGUUUUUCCCAGGUUGCCCAACCUACACAUGACAAAUAGGGGCAGAAGUUAGUCUCUAUUUGGGCAAUCAGGAUCAGUAGAUCUUAUACUGGGACAUAAGUAUUUAUCAUUAAACCCAUAAGUUCGUUCCCAUUUAAGAUUACCACAUACAUUCCAAAGUCUUCCACUACCCGAAAUCGCCUUACAUGCAUCAAAUAGUAGAAUACCCGCGGAAUGUAUGGUGCUUAUCACAGUCCUAUUUAUUAAUGUCCUCUGGGAGUUACUAUUCCGAAUUACCAACCAAAUUGUACGGGGUUGGAAAUGGGGAUCAAAACAUUUAGACUCUCCUGAUAUUGGCUUGCACACACUAUAAUCAAUAUCCAAAUAUCUACAUUUAGAUACAGAUCCCUUACAUUCAUACUGUGAGUGCCAGAUGAGAGUUUGGGAUAUUUGGUUACCUGUUUUAGUAGUCUUAAUGCAACUAUCGCAAUUCGGUAUGUCUGUACUCCUACCUUCCUGAAAAAUCAUAAAAAUACUAAGACACAAUAAAACACAUUAUUCCUGAAAUCCUCAUUUUUCUUCGACCGUGCGAUGGCCUCUCAGCUUCCCGAUUGUGAGGGCUGCAAGGAUGUUGUUCUUCUGAUCCUCACUUUCCUUCACAGAGAUCCCUUCAAGAUACUCUGGCUAUGACACGUAGGCAGGUGGUCAGGCUUUAUUAUGGCCGUCAAAACACCUACUUGAUGAUCUUUGUAGACUUUUAACUAGAAUGUCUCGCUAUCCCCUCGUCACUCCGACUGAGUUGCACGCUUCAACCGGGUCCUGCAAGGAUUCUCAGGAUCUGGAGUAGCUUGCCAAGAGUCUGCUGCUGGUUUAACCUUAGAAUGAUGAAUCCAAGGAGUCACUUCCGCCACCUUUACAGCUGUUGGGGUAGAUAAAAGAACAACAUACAAAGGCUAACAGAAUACACCCCGAGCUUUAACUCAAUAUGUAUUGGUGGGAUAUUACGAGCAAGUCCUGGAGGAUUAUUUUCUUCCCAUACUCCUGGAAUGUCAAAUAAGGAUUCAUCACUCUUAGGGUUAACACUUGUCACUAUGGAAUAGAAGCGUCAUUCUUCUUCCCUUGGCACCGAUAUCGCCAUUAUGCCUGGUAAUCCCUUAAACUUCAGAGAUGUUAAUCCAUUAGGUAAAAGGUUAUCUGAGCUUAAAGCUUCGAUAAUAGAUCUCGUCCUAAAAGUUGAAUCGGACACUCUGGCAUAUAUAGGAACUAAUGCUUCACCACAUGGCCUCCCAGAAUACAAGUGCGACUCUUAAGAACCGGUCUAGCUGCACUUCUCCCAGUAGCUCCUAUCACAGUUAUAGUCUUCCCCGAAGGCGGAGCCACCAUCUUAGUCACCACAGAAUGUUCAGCACCUGUGUUGAUCAUGAAAGAACUUCUCUUUCCCCCUAUUGCUACAUCGACCAUAGGCUCCGCUCGACCAAGUGGGAUGGAGCCCGGUCGGUAUCAAUAGUCUUCCAUGAUAGUGUCAGCCAGACCCACAAAAUCUCUAUCCUCUCUUUCUCUAGGUCUCUGCGUGGGUGGAUAGUAUCUGUCUCCUUGAACACUUCCUCUACUAUUCCCACCAUUCCCUCUAAAACUUCCUCUUACUCUAUAACUACCACUAUAACCUCCUCAUACCCUUCUCUCUCCUUGUCUAUCACCUUCAUACUGCUCUCUCUGUGGACACUCACUCUUCCAAUGUCCCUCCUUUCUACAAUACGCACAUUAAUUCCUACUUAAAGUCCCUUGCUCAGCCUAUUCUCGUCUCCUCUAUUCACUUCCCUGUCUUUCUACACUUAAGAUAGCUACCGCUAGCAUAUCUGCCUUUUUCCUCAUUUUACGUUCUUGCUCCCACUUUACCUCUGUCUCCCUAUUACUAUCACCUUGGGCCUGGCUGACAAAUGCUGAGUCUAUCAUUCGGAAGUUUUCAGGAUUGAAAGGAGUGUACAAUCUAUUUGACUCAAGCAGUGUCUAAUAUGGGACUUCGGCAAGGCUGCCCAAUAAUAGGUUCCAGUCUAGGAUUAGUAAAAUAGGUGAAAGGGGGUGAGCUAAUUUUAUUAGUCAGCAUUUGGUGGAUGAAAAAACGUUUUUGUUUAAAGUGUUAAACCAAAAACCUACCAGUAGGUGUCACCAGAGGGUAAUUGUAUCAAAAUAAUCUUUAUGGGUCUAAUAAGAAAACUCAACUUUUAAUAUAUUUAUACAUAAAAUAAAACCUUAUAGCAAUAAAUAUAUUAAAAUAGGGUAAGCAAUCCUACAUCUAUCUGUUAUAAACAAUGUAUUAUCAAUGUAACUCCCGAAGAUGGCCAGUAGGUGGCUUAGAGUGCCUCCCUAAAGUCAAAUGAAACAAAUAGACUUUAAUUAAUUAUGUCCUAUUUUAUUAUUACUUAUUUUAAUCAAUGUCCACCCUGAUAACUAGGCUUGAUUAAAUCUUUAGUUCUAAGGUAAAUUAAACAUUUCAGUUUGUAGUUUAGUAAAAGGGGACAUUUUGGACAAAGCUGGGAGGGGCCCAUCCAGUAACUAAAAAACCAAUAUACCAUCUGAUACCAUUGAUCAUUGAUUAGGGGGAGGGGUAGUACAGAAAUACAAGAGUUUGAAACACAGGAACAGAUAGGUAUGUGGGUAGGCGGGGACAGUAGAGCAGGGGGAGUGCAAAUACUGACUAUAUACCAGUUUUGGGAGUAAGAAAUGGGCGUGGCUAAUCUGGCUCUGGAGGAUGUUUGGGGGGUUGGUAAUCAGAUGCCAGGGGGGGAGGGGAUGUCCAAAGCAGUUGUAAUUAAGUCCUUAGUUCUGACCACCAUAUGGCUACAUUGUUUCCCAUAUGACACAGUUUAAUUCACCAAGGCAAUUUUUCAACAAAUCAGUUUCCAACAGUCAAUUUAUAGAAACUGAUCAUAGAAUUCCAGCCUACUAGUUACAGCCACAUGUACACCCUGCACUAAAUUUAAGUGAAGACUGCUACAUGGAGGCCAUGCGGCCACCAGGACAAGCUACUCCCUACUUUUUUUUUUUUUUUUUUAAACAUACAAGACAAAGCCUUGUGAAUCAGAAGAUUAUUUCAACAGAGCAUCUGAUUCAAAAAGCUGUACAAAUAUACACACAGUUUCAACAGUCACACCAAUCUCCUUAUCACCAGCAACACAUUGCGCAGUCACUAGGCCCAAACACACACACAGGAUCCUCACAUGCUCAACAAUAUCACGACGUCGCACACACAAAAUUAAAUCAAAAACCCACCAAAGACUAUACACUCAUCAAUGUAACUAUUAUUCAAACCAUACAACUAUCCACGCUAUUAAUCCAUAUAAACUAACCGAUCACAUAACAUUUCAACAAAUUCAUCUCUACAAUUAUCCGUACUAUAAAUCAACUCUUGACUAACCAACUAUAUCACAUUCUAGUAACCUCAUCUUUACAGUCAGUGGUUAUGGUACAGUUAGUAAGUGGUUAUAAUACAGUUUUAAAGUCACAGAUCAGUUAGUAACAGUUAUGGUAUUAUACAUAUAACAUAAAACAGCAAUUGUUAGUAAUUUUUACACAAUGUCAGUGGUUAUGGUACAUGUCAGUAGUUAUGGUACCGUGCGCUAUUUUACAGUUAUACACACAAUUUACACUCCCACUAGACAGCAGAGCUCUAACUUUCUAGUAGGACAUACAAGUUAACCAAUUCACCAACUACAAUAUAUUUAACAACAUUUACAAUAAUCCCAACUAUUCUAACUGGCCAGCACCUCGAGAGCUUUCGAUCUAUUUAUACACCAGAGAUUCGAUAAGUUCUUCGCUGCCCAGACACCACGUAUAGCGAACUAGAGGGCAGAAUUUACACAGUACCCAGCUAGUCUAUUAAACUAUCAAUAAGCUAGUGGCUGGAUUUACAACAGAGCACACUUAGUUAAGAUAGGGUGAAAUCUAGCAAACUAUAAUAUACAACAGAGUAUGCUAGUCUCCCGGUCCCCCCGACCUAGCGAACAAAAUUUACACCCUAGAUACGCUAGUCAAGACAGGACACCGGUGUCCGACAUGAGCUAUUUACACCACAACUCAGUCUGACCCAAACCACCUAUAUUAGACGGGCUGACUACAGAGCGUCUAAUUUCCAGAUAAGUGUUGCGCUUUUCACUUCUUCCUUCUACUGAAGGGGCCAAUACCAAUAACCGGUUCCAAAUAUAAAACCCCUUGUGGGUCUACCGCUCUAACGGUAUCAAUCUUACCUGUCAAUUACUGGACCUGGGUUCACUCAUAGACGGAACAAUCCGGGACUCACUGCGCAGAAGCCGAUGAUCUCCUGGACAAAAGGCCAGUGGCGCCGAGACGAAAGGAGGUCCACGCAGUAGAAGUCCAGGAUUGUAGCGUAGAAGGUUUGGUAAAAGUUUACCGUCUCAAAUCUCUGUGCCAGCUUCCAUGCAAUGAGGUUCCCGGCCCAAUUGCACCAGAAAUGUUGCAGUGUAAGCAUGCAGAAGCCAAACACAGAAAUAUUGGACACAGGUCUUCAGGAAGUAACAGGCCUUUAUUCACAUUACCGAUCGGGUCUCAGAUGAACUCCUGUUCCAACAUUCUGAGAGACCAACACAUAGUGUACAUUCCUUAUAUAGCACUAUAACUCCUCCCAUUAAUAGCUACACCCACAUAUACCUUUAACCAAUCAAUGAGCAGAAUAUAGACUUGUACAUCUAGUCAAACCACAUGGCUCAUCCAAGACAAAGGAAAUAAGUGCAAUUUCAGUUCCUGCAUUCCUGCACAUGCUCAGUACACUGAUGACAGUAUCCUAGCUACAUGUAGCUAACCAACUGACACAACAUACACAUAUGCCACAUGGAGAUUUUGGCCUACUAAAUUUUGACCAUGCUGGAAUCCCAUCACAUUACCAGUUAAUUUAGGAUGAAAGGUUUUAAAGUGAAUCCUAUCAUUUUUAUUUAAUAAGCCCAGAUUUGCUUGCAUUCACUCUCUCAAAUGAUUCUUAUUCAUAUUUUAUGUGGGUGGGACAGACUCUUCUACACAUUCUGUAGAACUUAGCAUGACUGUUAUAGGUAUUAACGUUUUGCUCAUUAAAAGGAAGCAAUUGAAUAAAAAAUAUUAUGCAUUCAAAUAAAUUGAAGAAGAAAAAUUACAUACCUUCCAAGUUUCCCAUGGUAUAGUAACAGGCAGAUCCCUCCCACAAUAGUAAAAGAUUAUCCCCUCUUCACAAAAAGUUGUAGAAAUUAUUUUGAAUUUGCCUCCAAAAACUCACUGACUUGUCAAUUUUUAUGUUAUUCACGACUUUAUUAAUGUGAGAACACUGACACUUAUAACUUUACACGCUUCCAAAUUUUCUACUUGAAUUUUCCUAUUAUACCAAAGAAAUGUGUCAGAUUUGCUUAGAAAUUUGUCAUAGAUUGUCUCCACCUCUGUUCUGAAAAAAACAUUUCCUUGUACAAAAAAACCAAAUAGCCACGGCCGUAAAAAUGUCUCUAAAUAGACUUUUUGUGCUAUGGAUAUGUAGCCUCUUGAUUAUUUCAAUGAUAACGUAAAACCCAUAAUUUGACUAAGUGUUUUUUUAUUUUUUUAAUUCUUUAUUUUGUUGGUGCAUUGUGAAGCUUCAUGCAUUAUAUUGACAUUUACAAGAGGUAAAACGUAUCAUAUAGCAAUGGCGUGUAUAUCACAGUAUUGUCAAGUUUAACAGCACACAUUUUUCUUUUAUCCAUGUCACGGAACAAUUGUCAACAGUUGUGCAUUUGUUUGCUCGUACGCUUAUGGCCCUUCACGGUAUAGUGUCAUCCUAUAUAUAGUGUGCUUGUGAUACUAUGGGUUGUUGUGUGUAGUUGCACUAGGUUGUGCUAAUCAUGAGUAGUCGGGAUUGGUGGUGUCAGUAAUUUCGAGCAAGGUAUUGUGUCUCCCAAUUUGUACUAGCAUGCUGUCUUGUGCCCUCUGGAGAGAGAGUUAGGCACUUUAUUCUAAGUCUCGGCUGCUGCUAGUAUUGUGAUUGCCCCUAACCUAGGGGGCAACAGGGGGGGUGAGGGGUGGGGGGUGUGGUGACAUUCUGUCAUCAAACUAAUAUGGUGACCCGCGGUCAUGUGACCAAGCUCAUGUAGAUCUUUCUUUCAGGGGAUAAGCUUUACUCUUUGAUAUGGUAAUUGGGUAAUUCAAUACCUUUACAAGUCAGGAAAGAGAUAACCACUUCCCCCUAUCCCCAUUCCUCUCUCUUCCUUCUUGGCUGUGCUGCAGAGCAGAUGUGCAGAUGCCAUGUGCUAGCAUGGUGAACCAUGUUACACUCUGUUGCUUCCUUUUCUUCCUUGGUGGAUGUGUUGUUGAACUUGCAGCAGUGAGCCAUUACUAGAUGUGAAGGCCUAACCGUGGGUGAGAUCAAAUGUGUGGGGAAGGGGAUUACUAUAUAGAUAGAUUUAAAAAGGGUUGUUGCUCCGUGGGUCUGGGCUGUGUGUUUGUGAUAAAUUUAUAGUAUUGUGUUGUUGCCUUUUAAUAAAUACCUUUUAAUGUAGACGAACCUUGUGUAAUAUAUAUAUUAAUUUGGUGAUUUUACCACGGGGGGGGGGGUGAGAGAAUGUGGGGCUCUUCCACCAUAAUGUGGAUCUGCGCGGUUAUCCCUGGGUCUGGCCGUGAUGUUAAUCCGGGCCGUGUAAAGUGUGUCUGUGUACAAACUAUAGCAUUAAGAAACUAACGUUAACAGAAAGGAUUUAACAAAACAGUAUGCAAUAACAGUUGGGUCCGGUUUGACCGGAUUGGGUGGUUUCACUUGCGGUUAUAGUCAGGUCCCCGAGUCCUUGCGUGGGGUAAAUGGUCUUGUAGCUGGAUCUCACAUCUUGGAUAGUCCCGUCUGAGCAGGUGUCUGGGUUGUAUCUGGGAGUCCCAAGCGAGUGGAGAUUGCAAGGAUGUUCGCCUCUGAUGUGGCUCUGUGAGUAUUCCCGUUAUGGGUGAUUAAGAGGACCCUCAGCAGUCCCCAUCUGUAUUGUAUGCCUGCAGUCCGCAGGUGGCUUGUUAGGUGUUGAAACGAUCUCUGCCAGUGUAGUGUUGCUCUGGUCAAGUCCUGGAAGAAAAGCAGGUGGGAGCCUUCAAAUGGUAAAGGGGUUUUGCCUCUCACUGCUGACAUUAUUGCUGCCUUGUCUUGGGAAGUGGAGCAUCGCAGGAUGACUUCUCUUGCCUCUGCUGUAGAUGAGUCGUUCCCCGCCGGUAGGCGGAAUAUGCCCUCCAGAGUGAUUUUCUGGGCUGUGUUUAGAGGCAGGAUUGUGGCCAGAAGUCUUCUUGUGAAAUGAGGCAGCUCCUCUGGGGAGAUUUCCACCAGCACUUCUCUGAGGUUAACGUGAUUGCGGCGCAGGCGGUCCUCUUGGCUAGUGCCUGGUGGGCUGCCCGCAAGGACUGCAGGGCGUCUGUAAGGUUUGACACUCCGCUGUUCAGUGUUUGGAUUUCUCCCUCCAUGGCACUCACACGCUCUGUGGUUUGACAUACCUCUGUUUUCAGGGUUCCGAGGUCCGCGGCCAGCAAGGAUUGUAUCUCCUGCAUCCAGUGCUGCAGGUCUUGUUUUGUAGCAAAGGUGUCGUCCCCUGAGCCUCUGUGGGCUGGGGGUGUGUUGGUUUGCGUGUCCUCUGCACUUGUCUCCGGUAAGUAGGCCUCUGUGGCGGCCAUCUUGGACGGUGCCUGUCUCUGCAACAUCUCCCCGAUAUUUGGCUGGUCUGCCGCCACUGCUGUUGCAGUUUCUGCGUGCGGCGCCCCAUGGUUGCAGAGGUGUCUUUAGGUGUUGGGGUUUCUGUCUCCUCCCAGGCUGGGUGGUAGUACGCCCCGAUGCAAUCUAGAAGAGUCACCAGGCCGUGACUCGCGGACUUGAGGUAGGCUUGGUUGUACCCUUGCUUGUUGGAAAAAAGGCAUCGGUCGGUUUUGCACCGUUCCCCAAGGCUCGUAGUGUGCUUAGAUUAGUUGUGAGGGUUAUGAUGUUUGGGAUAUUUGCAGAUUAGGUGCUGCAAGGUUUGGAGCCGAUGGAAAUGGUGUCCGUUCUGUUUUGUUCCCAAGCCCCGCCUGCUAAGUGUUUUUUAACCCAAGGCACUGUAACUUUGCAAAAAUGUUUGUGGUUUUUCUUUUUUUUUGGUCAGACCUUGUUAUAAUAGUCCAUGCCAUGUUUGAUUAUUGAAUGAUAAAAUAAAUCAGAGAGCGUUUAAUUUACAAUCUUUUGUACUUUUUUCCUACAGGAAUUUGAUCAUUUUCUGGGUACAAAGUUUUCGACUGUGAAACGGUAUGGAGGAGAAGGAGCUGAAAGCAUGAUGGGAUUUUUUCACGAGAUGCUCAGAACGUGUGCUCUCAGUGGUGUUACAGAUGUGGUGAUAGGAAUGCCUCACAGAGGGAGGCUGAAUCUUCUUACAGGGCUUCUCCAGUUUCCACCUGAGGUGUGUUCUAUAUUGUCUUAUUUUAUUCAUUUCUCUGCUCCUCUUUUUAAAAAAUAUGUAUACCAAAAUACACAUGUGCAGCAUUAUAUUUAGACAUUGUUCUAUGAAAAUGAUGAUACAGUAUGUAGCGGAUAAAUGGUAAGACAGACAAUCAGCUGUAUGCAUCAUAAGAUUAGCAAUUUUGCUUUUAAAUCAUGGUUUACGCUCCCUGAGCAAGCUAAUGUUUAGUGCCAUUGAUUAAAUGCAUAUCUACAAUUGGAUAUGGUACCCCGGAAUAACUGCAAGACCCACAGAUCAGUCUAAAACUGCAUUGUCAUAAGGUUUUGCACAAUUCCCACUCCAUAACUAUCCCACCUCACCCUUCUAUCCCUCGGAUAUCUUUGUCAUUGUUCAUCAUCAUGUAUAAUUUAGAAAUCGAUUUUGUAAGCUUGUGCUUGAACUAGAAGAUGAAUAUUUUUUUGGGACUUAUGCAUGACAUUAAAAAAAAAGGGUUGAGCCUAGCUCAGUGGUACAUUUUGUUAUCGUGCUGCCCUAGGGAUGACGGAACUCUGGCACCCACAAUAAUCUAAAUUUUCCCUACCUCUUCCUGGUUAGAGCCAUACCUCUUCUUGUUUAAGACCAGAACGCACAUUGACUGACUGACACACCCACUCAGUGACAGGCGCACACUUUCAGUUACACAUACACUGACAUAUAUGCAUACUCACUGAUUUGACACACUGGCACACAUACACAAUCACUCAGAUACUGACUCACUGACAGAUGCACGGGUGCACUCACUGACGCACGCAGACACUUGCUGACAGAAACAUACAUUCACUGGCCGACACACAUACUCACAGACAUACACUGACCAACACACCUAUACACAGACACACAUACUCACAGACAUACAGUGCCUUGCAAAAGUAUUCACCCCCAUGGCAUUUUUCGUGUUUUGUUGCCUCACAACCUGGAAUUAACAUGGAUUGUUUGAGGAUUUGCAUCAUUUAAUUUACAGAACAUGCCCACAACUUUGAAGAUGAUGUUUUUAUUUAUUUAUUUAUUGUGAAAACAACAAAUAGGACAGAAUAACAGAAAAAGUUAAUGUGCAUAACUGUUCACCCCCCUAAAGUCAAUACUUUGUAGAGCCACCUUUUGCAGCAAUCACAGCUCCAAGUCGCUUUGGAUAAGUCUCUAUGAGCUUGCCACAUCUUACCACUGAGAUUUUUGCCCAUUCCCCCUUGCAAAACUGCUCCAGUUCCUUCAAGUUGGAUGGUUUGCGCUUGUGAACAGCAAUCUUUAAGUCUGACAGAUUUUCUAUUGGAUUGAGGUCUGGGCUUUGACUAGGCCAUUCCAACACAUUUACAUGUUUCCCCUUAAGCCACUCAAGUGUUGCUUUAGCAGUGUGUUUGGGGUCAUUGUCCUGCUGAAAGGUGAACCUCCGUCCUAGCCUCAAAUCAUGCACAGAGGGGUACAAGUUUUGCUCAAGAAUAUUUAGCACCAUCCAUCUUUCCCUCAAGUCUGACCAGUUUCCCAGUCCCGGCUGCUGAAAAACAUCCCCACAACAUGAUGCUGCCACCACCAUGUUUCACUGUGGGGAUGGUGUUCUUUGGGUGAUGUGUUGGGUUUGUGCCAGACAUAGCAUUUUCUUUGAUGGCUGAAAAGUUCAAUUUUAGUCUCAUCAGACCAUAGCACCUUCCUCCAUACAUUUUGGGAGUCUCCCACAUGCCUUUUCACAAACUCAAAACGUGCCAUUUUGAUUUUUGCUGAAAGUAAUGGCUUUCUUCUGGCCACUCUGCCAUAAAGCCCAACUCUGUGGAGCGUAGGGCUUAUUGUCAUGCUAUGUACAGAUACUCCAGUCUCUGCUGUGGAACUCUGCAGCUCCUCCAGGGUUACCUUAGGUCUCUGUGCUGCCUCUCUGGUUAAUGCCCUCGUUGCCCCAUCCGUGAGUUUUGGUGGGCGGCUGUCUCAUGGCAGGUUUGCUGUUGUGCCAUGUUCUUUCCAUUUGGUUAUGAUAGAUUUGAUGGUGCUCCUGGGGAUCAUCAAAGAUUUGGAUAUUUUUUUAUAACCUAAUCCUGACUUGUACUUCUCAACAACAUUGUCCCUUACUUGAUUGGAUAGUUCCUUGGUCUUCAUGGCAGUGUUUGGUUAGUGGUGCCUCUUGCUUAGGUGUUGCAGCCUCUGGGGCCUUUUAAAAAAGGUGUGUGUGUAUAUGUAAUGAAAGAUCAUGUGACACUUUAAUUGCACACGGGUGCAUAUCAUUUCACUAAUUAUGUGACUUCUGAAGGUAAUUGGUUGCACCAGAGCUUUUUAUGGGCUUCAUAACAAAGGGGGUAAAUACAUAUGCACAUGCUAAUUUUCUGUUUUCGAUUUCUAAAAAAUAGUUUUAUGUAUAUAUUUUUCUCAUUUCACUUCACCAACUUAGACUAUUGUGUUCUGAUCCAUCACAUAAAAUUCAGAUUAAUAAAACCUUGAACUUGAGGCUGUAAUGUAACAAAAUAAGUAAAAGGUCCAGGGGGGUGAAUGCUGUUGCAAGGCACUGUACAUUAACAGAUACACAAACACUCACGGAUAUACACCCUGAUACUGACAAACUCCCACUCCCACACAUUGCCUCACACAUUCACAAAUUGUUUUUUAUUUUUUUAUUUUUUUUUAAAUGUAUUUUUUUUUUCUUAAUCCACUCAGAUUCCCUACCUUAGGGAGAGCUGGAGUGGAUUUUUUACCUGGAGGUCCAGCUUAUGUGCUGGGUUGGUUGGGUGGCUGUGCAGGCUCCUGUGCUCCACGGUGGGUGGGCGGGCGGGCGGGCAGCCGGUCAAUAGAGGCAGCGAGGGAGCUGUAAUCUUUUUGCUCAGCUCGCUUGCUCUCCACUUAGUAAUGCCGGGAACCGGGGGGCCUGAGGUGGCCAGUCGGCCAGCUCUUGGGGCCCCCCAUGAAAGAGGCUAACGAGGCCUAUGCCAGGGUGCUUGCUGACAUUGUUAGCCUUGUGGAAGAUACAGCCCUUGUUCUAGAAACCUAUGUUGGAGAUUUGGCGCAGAGGCACCAUGCUCAACAUAUGGUGGUCGUGUGCUUCGGGCAAGAGAUUCUAGGAAGUGGUGAUCAGAAUUGCCUUCCUAAGUUUCUUUGAACUUUUGGUAUGAAACUAUGGCCCUAGUGCAAAUACAAACACAAGAAUCUGGUAAGGUGUGGGAGAGUUUCCUUGCUACCUUGGGUGGUACAGUAUAACAUCUAGGUACAGCCCCUGGAGAUGAGUGGUAUCCCUUGACAGGAAAUUUUCAGAAGAAUUUAACCACCACACCCCCCCAUACCUUUCCCAUUACUCUUUGUUCUGUUUUCCCAUUGGCUUUUUAUUUUCCAUUAAACUAUUGAUAAUACUAAAAAUGACUAUUCGGUUUGCAGACUUACCAACUGCCAUGUCGUACAUGCCCAGGUUAUGACAGUCAAUGCUUUCCCUUAUUUUGGACUGACAUUGCUCAUACUUGUAUACUGUGAUAACUAUGUUCCUACAUAUACCAAUUCGUGUAUUAUGAUUCAUGUAUAUUGUAACAUCUCAAAAAGUUAUUCAUUGCAAUGUACUGUAUUCUGCAUUUUUUUCAGUGUCUGUAAACAUGAUGAUAUAUAAAUACAAAUUUUCAAAUUGAAAAAAAAUGGCUGGAUUAAUACCCCUGGGAAAAAAUGUAUUUCAAUAAAAAAGAUUUUAUUUCUUUUUUUCAAAAUUCUUAAGGAAAUAGUUUUUUUUAUUUUGUGCACAGAGACCGGUACAGAAGGAAGUGAAGUGGGUAAACGAGCAGGUUUCCACAGCUCCCACAAUUUGUCACAUUAACUAGCAUUGUAACCUAUACGACACAGUAAACAAACAUGUUACGUUAUUUUGAUGCACUUGUAAAACAUUACAUCUACUUUGUUUCCUAGCCAGUGGCCGGGGAGCGGGUACAGGAGCAUCUACCUGGGGAUGCGUACCGGUGACACUAAGUUGUCCUGCCGUAUUUUCAUUGUGGGAGCUUUUCAAAAUUUUUAUGAUGCAGUAGCAACAGUUACCCAGUCACUAGAUUUAUUUCAGUACAGUGAGCAGCCACAGGCUAUUCAUGGUUUAGUAGAUCCUGAACCGUGGCAUGCCGGUUGUUUCCUAAAAGGCAGUGAUGAAACCCUCCUUAUACUGAUAUGGAUUACGUAUUGCCGCAAUAGGUUUUUUUUUGUUUUGUUUUUUACAUUCUAAAGUGAGGAAAAAAUUGAUUUUCUUUCUUCUUUAUUCAAUCCUUCAAUUUUUUUUUUUAUUUUUUUUUGGAGACAUGUUCAAAACUCCAAAUCACAACACAAACAAAUGGCUUCAUUGCCCAUUUCGUAAUGUGUGUUUGUGGUGUUUCAGAGCUGCAUAUUUUUGAUGAAAUACAGAUUCUAAAAAUUUUUGACGAAUUGUGAUUUGUUUGAAACAGAAUGCUCCAGUCUAGUACAUACGUCAUCUAUGACUGGAUUACAGUAGUGUAAUAGUAUAUGUCUUUGUAAACUGCACUAGAGAGCUCUUUUUAAUGAGGUGCCAUUAUAGAGUUGUUAUAAUGAUUCUCCCUCUUUAAAUGUUUACUUCUAAUAUUGACCUUAUUAAAACGAAUCCCCUAAAACUGUAACUUUCUGCUUUGCGUUUUUAGCUUAUGUUUCGUAAAAUGAGAGGCUUAAGUGAGUUCCCAGAAAACUCCCCAGCGAUAGGUGAUGUCCUUUCCCACUUGACAUCAUCUGUGGAUUUGGACUUUGGUUCUCCUAGGCCUCUGCAUGUGACUAUGUUGCCUAAUCCUUCCCACUUAGAAGCAAUCAACCCUGUGGCUGUUGGGAAAACCCGCGCUCGACAGCAAUCUCUGGCAGAUGGAGAUUACUCGACAGACAGUUCUGCACAGCCUGGUGACAGAGUUGUAUGCCUUCAGGUAAACUUUGACUGAAGGAAAUAUUUUUCGCACAAUUAAAUAAUCUAUGUAAAAAUUAAAAUGUAUACUCAUAGUAUUGCAGCCACUGUUGUCCAACUGUAAAAAUUACUAUGAAAGACUUGACACUUGGUGCUGGCAGUAUUCCUGGUCUGCAUUGAUAUGGCAGAGCAGAAGGUCAUACUUCCAAUAUCUUAUUUGUGUAACUUUGGGCACCAUUCAUUGGAUGAGAAUGUUAUCAGGCAAAGUGUUAUAGACUGGGAAAGUAUGCUGGAGUUUCAGCAUUACAAGGAAAUGCUGAUAACAGCCAAUAAAUGGUGGUCACAGACCAUUCUCUACUGUUUUAACUAGGAAACCAAUAUGCUGAUAUCAGUACUGAUAAUAGCAGAGGGUUUCUGUACGUUAGUGUUAGGUAAGGUUAAUGCUAUUUUACAGCUAAGGAUAAUGUAGGGUUAAAUUUGGGAUAGGCUUACAGUUAGUGUAAACAUAGGGUUACUGCUUGUAACUACCAAAAAUAAAUUUAGAUUCUAGACAUAUGAGCCAUUUAAGAAUGAUAUGUGAAUCUAUUUUGAGUUCUUUUUUCCUUGAUUAAACUGGAUUUGAUGCUUUCUCCUCUCAUUAUCAACACUUAAAUCACACUUAAAGGGACACUAUAGGGUACCCAGACCACUUCACCCCCCUCUCCCAUCACUUUAUGAAAUAUUGCUCUUCUACAGAACGCAGGUGUUUUUAUUGUAGAGUUGAUUCCGUUAGUGGCUUUCACGCAGGCAGCCACUAGAGGCACCUCUAUUGGACUGACUGAAAUCAAGGAGCACAGGAAGCUUCCAGGGAGAAAUGAUAAGAUAACUUUUUUUUUAUACAGGUGGAGGCCAGUAACCUAAAUGGCUACCAGGGCACUAUAGCGUUGGGAAUACAUAUUUGUAUUUCUGACGCUAUAGUGUUCCUUUUAAUGUCGUGUUAGGUAUACAUAUAGGAUGUUUGAAAGUGAAUAUUCUGUAAAUAAAACUAUAUAUUAUGAACAGGGGAAUGUAAGUGAAACUGUUUAAAUUUGGUGGAACAAACAGUGCAAAUUCUAGGUUUUGUUUUGGUUCAAAAACAUGGGCAAUUGCCUCCUUCCUUAAGAGGUUAUAUAAAACAUAGCAAAAAUUCAGGAUAGUGAGGUUUUUUGAAUACAAAGCUAGCUCUUGACCUCUGCAUUAAUUUAUUACAGCUUGCAUUGCUUGAGAUAAACCACAACCAUUUUGUACUCCUCUCAUUCAUUCAUUCAUUCAUUGUUAUUUUUUUUAAAUUGUUUUUAGGUACACGGUGAUGCUUCAUUUUCUGGUCAGGGGAUUGUUCCAGAAACAUUUACUCUUUCCAAUCUUCCACAUUACCGAAUUGGUGGCAGUAUUCAUCUGAUCGUUAAUAAUCAACUAGGUUAUACUACCCCUUCUGAUCGUGGAAGAUCCUCUUUAUACAGCAGUGAUGUUGGUAAGUGCUAGGUUAGAAUAUUUUUGAAGAGUUUGUAUGAAAGCUACAAAUAAGAUCAGUGUAUACCUGUCUUUGUAAGUUAGUGCUUAAUUGUCAUGCAGGGGUUCCCAAUUCAUUUUUGACAUAGUGUUUCAACAUCGUUGAAGCCCUCCCCCAUGGGAGAAAAAAGAAAAAGAAAAAUUGCACAUGUGCCGGUGUUUGUGUGUGUAUCUCUGUUUGUAUGUGCCUGUGUGUUUAUCUAUGUGUCAAUGUGUAUCUGUGUGUGUAUCUGACACACACACACACACACACACACACACACACACACACACUGACACACACACCUUGACACAAAGUGUGUAUCUGUGUAUCAAAGUGUGUGUAUGUGCCAGUGUGUGUGAAUCUGACACACACACAGAGAUACUCACACUGACACACUCACACACAUACACUCUUACUGAUAAACACACAUAUACUCUUUGACAGACAUACAAACUCUCUAACAGACACACAUACAAUUUUCUUUUAAAAUUUUACUCCACCCAGCCUUUGGGAGUGCUGGCAUGGAGACUCUGUCCUUGUGGUUCAGUGGGGCUUCUGGGCUGAGUGUGCGGUCCCUGGUGUCCAGUUAGGCUGCUGAGCGGUUGGCGUGCGGUUCCUGGGUUUCAGUGAGGCUGCUGAGCGACUGGCUUGCAGUCCCUGGGGUCCAGUGGGGCUGCUGAGAGGCUGACUUGCAGGCGUCGAGGGUUCCGUGGAACACCAAUUGGAAAAUGCUGUGCUAAAGGGACACUAUAGUCACCAGACUAUCUGAAUAUUCAUCCAAAUAGACUUGGAAAAUAGUUAAUGACAUAAUAUGCCACACUCUUCACUGCCAAAUAAACUGUAUGUAUUUGGGAAGGUUUUAGAAUACUAACCGUUCUUGCACAUUACCACUUUUGGUUUUGUUACAUUUGUUUUGGAGUUGUUCACAUGUGUUUUUGUUAGUCUUUGUUUCAUGGGGAAGAAUUGUAGCUGUGGAAGCAACAACAGGCACAGUUCUUGGUCUUCCUGGUCCCAUUCAGCCAACCUCCCUACCCAGUGUUGACUCCUUCCCUGUCAGACACCCUCCCUACCCAGUGUUAACCCUUCCCCUGCCAGUCCCUGUCAGCCAAUCUCCCUACCUAGUGUUUACCCCUUCCCCUCCAUCCCCUGUUAAUCAAACCCCUGAGAGAGAGACACAGACAAACAGACUUGCUGGGCAUUUUGAAGAAAAUUAUUCGUCUUUAUUAAUAACACACGGGUUACAGCAAAUCAAUGUUUCAGUCCAUCAUAGGUUAUCCUGAUGAAAGUCCUAUGAUGGACUGAAACGUUGAUUUGCUGUAACCUGUGUGUUAUUAAUAAAGACUAAUACUUUUCUUCAAAAUGCCCAGCAAGUGCCUUUCUUCAUGGAGAGAGAGUGUGUAUGUAUAUGUGUGUAUAUGUGUGUGUGUAUGUAUAUGUGUGUGUGUGUGUGUGUGUGUGUGUGUGUGUGUAUAUAUAUAUAUAUAUAUAUAUAUACAUACACAUAUAUACAAAUACAUACACACAUACAUAUUUGGUAUUUGAGUUUGUUUCCUUUUAUUUAUAAGAAACAUAUAACACUGUAUCAUACCUAAUGUGGUGACUGUGUGUGUUUGUUUGUAAGCUCUAGUGUCUAAAUGCUGAGGACUCUGAGGAGGCUUGGGCAGGCAUUGUGGGCAUGUGAUGAGUUUAGUGAAACUCAGGCACACCCAGUAAGGCGUGUUAUUACUAAAUCACUGGAGCAUGGCCAUUGGUGGACAGGCAUUGUGAGCAUGUCAUUACUGAUUCUCAUAGAGAAUCACUGGAGCAUGGCCAUUGGUGGAUAGUCUGGCUGAAUUACAGGAAGCAGGAAGAAAGCACAGGGGGGAAUGACAUGAAAUCCCACGAGGAGCAGAAAAUCUGAUCAAUGUAAAGAUUACAAGUACUUCUAAAGCUAAUUUUUACACUAUUUAGGGGGAAAAAGUAUUUAGUAAUACUAGGUUUACUUUUGGGGCGGAAAAAGGAAAUGCAAUUUUUUUUACCUAUACAGUUCCUUUAAAGGGACACUGUAGGCACUCAGACCACUUCAGCUAAUUGAAGUGAUCUGAGUGCUGUGACCCUUUUGCACUUAAUGCUGCAAUGUAAAACAUUGCAGUUCCAGAAAACUACAAUGUUUACAUUGCAGCUCUAAGUCUGCCCUCUGUGGCUGUCUACUAGACAGCCACUGGGGGCGCUUCCGGAAUCCAAACUGACUUUUGGUCUGUUAUCUGACGCUGGACGUCCUCAUGGACCUUCAGUGUCAGAUUUUCCCCAUAGGAAAGCAUUAACUAAUACUUUCCUAUAGGGAGGUCUAAUGCGGACGUGGCCAUUCCCGCGCAUGCGCAUUAGGUCUCCCCUGCCGGCUGACGUUGGGGGUGGGGGGGAGGAGCAUGGGCGAGGCCUGACCCAGCGCAGAGGGACAUCGGCGCUAGAUUCAGGUAAGUGGCUGAAGGGGUUUUAACCCAUUCAGCCCUGCGGGAGGGGUCGCCCCGAGGGAGGUGGACCUAAUAACCCUAUAGUGCCAGGAAAACUGCUGGCACUAUAGGAUCCCUUUAAGUUGCUUACAGCAGAUCUAUAUUUACCUUAAAAAUUUGUUUAGCAUAAUGUACAGGUGUAUUACUGGACUGAAAUGGAAAAUACUGCCGUUUGGAAAUGUAGUUUUGAGUAAUUUGAUAAUAACGAACUUAACUGGGCCAACCCAUUGUAUCUUGCUAGUUGCCACAUGCAGUGUUUUUUUGCUUUUGUUUGUUUGUUUUUUUAAUAUCAUCACAAUGCGUUAUGUUUUAUUUAAUUUUUUUUUAAAUGUUUAAUUCUUUAUUUUUGUGUGUAGAACAUCAAACAAGCACACAUAUGCAUUUCAUGGCAUUACAGGGUGAAGAUAUUGCAUGAUAUAUAUAUUAUUUUAGCUUAGACCAAAAAAUAGUAAGAUAUGCUAUAAAAAAGAACUGUAGAAGAAACCAAAACAAAAGGAAGGAAUACCACUGGUUAUAUGGGCUUUAAAUGCGUAAUUGAUAUGACUCCUGACUAGUAAAAUGCAUUGCAAAGCCGUCACUAUAACAGCCAAGUUGGGAGCAAAGCCUGUGGACCCCUCAACCGACGCCUAGAGUAGGUAAGUCCCAACUGCCACCUCUAUCCGCCACAUUAUGGAGACCUUUCCGCCCUGUCUAAAUCAGUCUGCACUCCAUCGUUGCUCUCCUCAUGGCACCGACCAGGGCACGUUGCUUGGUCCCGCAGACCCCAUCAUUCGGUGGCAAGACUUGUAGCCUUCCAAAUCAGGUGAGUUAUGUUGGGGGUGAAGAAGCUUGUCUCUCCUCAAUCGGUGUGAGGUACAGCCUGCACGGGAUGCUGCUUUCUGCCGCUGCAGUUUUAUGCGUCUUCUCCUCCACGCCCAUCUGGGAACUUGCUGGCGGUGCGCGUGGGACCUAGGCUUUACAGCAGUGUGGUUCUGCUUGAUUCCAACUCGAAUUGCAGAAAUGCAGGUAGGUAUCCAGAGCUGUGCCAACAAUUUUUCCCAGAUUCGAUCGAAGGUCUGGAGUAGUAGGUCCACGUGUAGCUGUGGGAAGGUCGCAGGCCCCAACAGAGCAGACAUUGUGGGAAUUAGGACUUUGGAUUAAGCUUUGGUCAGCUGGGGAGUGUAUUACAGUGCCAACUGCACGUUACCAGUGAAGGAGUUUAAGCAUGCGUGGGGUAGGCAUAAGGCUAUCCUAGAUAGAUCAGGCCAGGGACUUAUGAAAUGAUUUCAAAAAAUUGGGCAGACUAGAUGGACCCAAUGGUUCUUAUCUGCUGUUACAUUAUAUGUUGCCAUGUUUACUUUGAGAAGAGAAAUAUAUGCUAUAAUUACCUCUCAGGCAUGGUAAGCAUAGUGUGGUCAUGCUUGCUAAACAUAAGAAAAGGGAUGGGGAAAUAAAAUAUUGAGAAUACACCUCAAUUGCUUGGGUCAUGUUAGAAGCAAAAGGAAAAAUAAUUAUGAAAAAAGCCAAAUUAAUUGCCUUGAACAUUUUUACUUGAUAAGUACAUUGUAUUCAAUAAUAAAAAUAAACUUUAUGGCAUUGAGACCUCUUAAAGAAAUAGCAUAAAUGAAAAAUAAAAAAGUGAAAAAAGUUGAAUAGUAUCUUAAAAUAUACCAGAUAGUUAAAGUAACAUUUGUUAGAAACACAAACAUGAUUUAGAUGUUGGAUUAGUACUCCCCUUCAAAAAAAAAAAAACCUGAAAAAUAUUUACUUACAUUUUAGCCAGUGUUGUGCUGGUCUUUAGCGACAUCCACUGCACCCUGACUGGGAUCUUCAUUAAUGAUAAUCUCCGCCAAUCCAAUGCAAUCAGGAUCUACUCAUAGAGAAGCAUUAUACCAAUGCAUCUCUCUAGUAGUGUUUGCUGUUUUCAUGCUGAGUGUGAUGCUGCCGAACAUCUGUCUUGCAAAGAUUGUAGGACAGUAAAAGUAAGCAGCUCUAUUAUUUAUUUAUAAAAUAUUUUACCAGGAAAGAUACAUUGAGAUUUCUCUCGUUUUCAAGUAUGUCCUGGGUCCACAAAACAUUGCAUUGAUACAAUAGGGUACAAAAUUAUAUACAAUAUAUACAAAAUUUAACAUAAAACGGGUAGGAAAUAUAUGAUCCACCAUAACACAUGCAUUCUGUUUUGAGAUCUGUGGAGAGGGAUCUCUUAAAGUGUGUGAGAGGUAGUUCCAUAAUUGCGGUGCUCUGUAGAAAAAGGAGGAUCGGGCUGCUUUCUUUUUGUAGUGGCUGAGAGACGACCACCAGAGGUAUGCUUAGAAAGCACUUAGGAAAGGCAGUGUAUACAUUGCUCAGAUUUCUGUGACAGUCUCUUUAAAUCCGUUACGACAUUGUUGUCCCUUUAACUGGCAGCUGUGUAGACUAGCUGAUAUCUUUGUAUGUGGAAUAAUGAACUCAUUGAACUGUAGCUAUAAACCUCAGAUAAUGUUAACACAACCAUUUCAAGCAUACAUUAAAUUAUAAGAUCAACAAGAACAUACAUAGUGUUCUUAAGUAAUGGAGCAAUAAAAUAGUUAUUUUCAAAUAGUUCAGUCAAUUCUACUUGUUGUUAUAAGGGGUGACAGCACAGUCUGGAAUCCAGAGCGAGCAGAUUUAAAGCAGCUCUGUCACUUUUAUGUUUUGUUUGUAAAUUAAUAAUUCAUCUGGAUCGGAAAGAAAGAGCUGCCCUUCAAACCCUACAAAAGCCAGUGAACAUGAGAGGGAUGGGACUGUCAAAUUUAAAGUGUUAUUGUGCUACUGUGACAUUGCGGUCAUCACUCACCAAGGUUACAGGUCUCCCCAAUGGGUAUUCAUGAAUUUCUUUUGCUCCCUCAGACAGGGGCUGCACCAGUUGUUUUAGAUCCCAGAGAUAGUAUUCCAGGGCAAAUGGAAUGUCUCCCUGCAGCAAGCCUGGAAUUAUGAGAUCCAAUGAUGCUCAAAAUCCAAAGCUCUACUCCAGGGGUAGGAAACCUUUGGCAAUCCAGAUGUUGUGGACCACAUCCCCCAUAAUCCUCUCACACCCAUAAUGCUGGCAAAGCAUCAUGGGAGGUGUAGUCCAAAACAUCUUCCGUACCGCUGCUGUACAGGUUUUAGAUUACUAAAUACUGACCUUUUUCAUAGACCAUGGAGAGCUUUAGGCACAACACAUGUAUAUAUGUUUUUUCACAAAGUUAAACCUUUCCACCUCCUCCUGGAGGAAUAUUAUGUCCCCAAUAUCCUAACGUUCUGCAACUCAAAUGCUUCUUCCGAACUUUGACUAUAUCUUUACCCAAUAGAUAACAUACAGGGAUUGACUGCAAUAGAGAAAAUGUGUAUAGGUAAAUUACCCUACGAUAAAGUGCUGUUACUAGGAAUUGAUUUCAGGAGGAAGCGUGGACCUGCCAUUUAUUAAAUCGCAUAACUGUUUAAUGGAAUGUCCAUCUCAUCUGGAAGUGUGUAGAAAGGUGCUACAUAGAUGGUACCUAGUUCCAGUGAAAUUGGCAUAUUUCAGAGACUUAAUUUGUGCUGGGGAUGUGGAAAUGCAAUUGGUACAAUGCAUCACAUUUGGAGGCAGUGUGAACUAUUGCAAACUUUCUGGAUAAGAGCCACAGGACUGACAGCACAUACUACAAGCUAAAUAUAACCCCAUCAGUAGACUUAUGUCCAUUAUUCAUUACAUAACAUUAUAUGUUAGUGUGCUGAUGUCUUGGCAAGAUUUAUAUGUCGGAAAUAUCUGUUUCCACGAAUCCCAAACUUUCUCACUUGACACUAUUUGUUUCUUUUAAUCUUGCAUUAUACAUACAAAUUUAAGAUUUGAAACAUUUAAAGAUAAAAACUGGAUUCAUAUAGACUGAUACUGUAUGUUUUGGUUUUUUUUCAAAACGUGUAAACUAAAUAAAAAUUACAAAUCUUCAAAUAAUUACUCUCCACAGCACAAGUUACUAUAAAAAGAAAUUACAGUUUGUGAUUACUGACUAAGCACGUGGGGUAUACCUAAAACGUAUAAUUAAAAAAAAAACUAAUUUCAAUAAGAUUAGGGCAGCUCUACAACAUAUGUUUAAUCUGCGACAAAUAAUUGACUAGAAUAUUCCAAAAUAUUAGUAUAUCUGCGUGAGAACAAAAGCUCAGCCACAAAUUUAUGGAUGGCAAAUGAUCCAGAAUGUUUAUUAUAGGUCCUCAAGGUAGUCUUAAAUCCAAGCUACAAAUACAAGCUAUAAUCUUGUUUUUGUGCAAUAACACAGAAUUGUCUGUGGCUAUGAUUCAACUCCAGAUUAUGUUUUUUAUUAUGUUUGUUUAUAUUAAAGUAUACUUUUAUUAGAUACUUUUUAUAUUUACUCUUUUUGUUACUUCCUGGAUCCUGCAUAUCCCUGGUGGGGAUUAUACCACCAGACUGUUCAUACUAGAGCAAGUUUUAUGCUCUAUAAAUUGUAAGUACAUUACUAUUCAUUAUUUAUCUCACCAUAAGUACUUACUGCACCAUUGGCUGCUAUUUCUUUUUACAUAUACCACGCAUACUGCACUUUGAAAUACCUGAGUUAACUCAACAUAUCCUGAGACGGGGAUCGUACCGUCCAAGCGCAUCACAGUUGAGCUCUGUUAUAGCUCAUAUAAAUGUGAGUGGAUUGUGUAUAGUUAUAUUCACCACUUCACGAUAUAAGUUUACUGUAUUGCACUACUAUUUUUAUUCUAUUUUAUUCCGAGGUUUUUGAUCUAUUGGAAAUACCUGGGAAUAUAUGUACAUACAUUUUGUAUUUAUAUAAAUUAUAAGGCGCGGUAUACGCCUUCUUUUUCUCUUUAUCUAUCCACAAGGUUUUGGGAAUCCUUGUUUUGUAUACUGCUGCCUGUUCACAAUUCACUAUAGUGAGCGCCUAUUACCCUUUCCUUUUUUUUUGCCAGAUGUGAAACUGAUUCAAUGUUCUGAACCUUUUCCUGACUAUAUUUUAGGUAAAAUUGUUGGUUGUGCUGUAAUCCAUGUUAAUGGUGAUGACCCAGAGGAAGUUUUGAGAGCUACAAGAUUAGCUGUGGAAUAUCAACGACUGUUCCGGAAAGAUGUGAUUGUAGACUUGUUGUGUUAUCGUCAGUGGGGCCAUAAUGAGCUUGACGAGCCCUUCUUUACAAAUCCUGGCAUGUACAAAAUUAUCCGGUGAGUGGAGGAUUAUUUGUUCUUUACGAUUAUUUGUUCCACCUAAUGUAAAUCCUAAUGAGGAAGAACAGCUGUUAGAGCAAAUUGGGAAAGCUGCAAAUUGGGGUCACACGUUAAUUAUUGGAGAUUUUAAUUACCCAGACAUAAAUUGGGAUAGAGGGACUAGUACUUCAGUAAGGGGAAUCCGGUUUUUGAAUGUGUUAAAUGACACCUUCAUGUCACAACAAACAAUGUUGAUCUUUUGACCAACAUUCAAGUAGGGUAAAAGCACGUGGGGUAUACCUAAAACGUAUAAUUAAAAAAAAAAAAACUAAUUUCAAUAAGAUUAGGGCAGCUCUACAACAUAUGUUUAAUCCUAGAACAAAUAAUUGACUAGAAUAGUCCAAAAUAUUAUGGGUAUAUCUGCGUGAGAACAAAAGCUCAGCCACAAAUUUAUGGAUGGCAAAUGAUCCAGAAUGUUUAUUAUAGGUCCUCAAGGUAGUCUUAAAUCCAAGCUACAAAUACAAGCUAUAAUCUUCUAAUAUGGUGAUACAGGACUUCCAGUAUCUACAGAUAUCAGAAAUUAACUCAGGGCUUGUUUGACUAUGGGGUGGAGAAGACAAGUCGAAAUUGCAUAUAUGUUGGAGUUAAUCCCAUGAUUUCUCUUUUUUUGAUCUACGUCUAGGGACUGUCUAUUAACCUAAACAGUUCAAACUACUUCUGUGUGCUUGGAAUAUUAUUUCGCAUACAUUUUUGUUUUUCAUUGUCCUCUAAUGUCCAUCUUAGAUGUUCUGCAUGUUGAAAAAAUGCACUUAAAUAACGAUAGUAAGAAAUAAAAAAAUCUUUUGUGCUUUUCAUGUGCUUUGCUUAUUAUAAAUUAUAAAUAUUUAUAGAAGGGGUUAGGUGUGAACAGAAUAAAUGAGCAAAUGUUUUCUUGCUUCUUUUAUUUGUGUUCAGUAAAUUAAACUAUUUUUUCCCUUAUGUUCAAUCAGGGCUCGAAAAAGUAUCCCAGAUGUUUAUGCUGAUCGUAUAAUAUCUGAGGGCCUAAUGACAGAAGAAGAAGUAUCAAGCAUAAAAACUACAUAUUAUUCCAAAUUAAGUGACCAUCUUGCCAAUAUGACAUUAUACAGCCCACCAUCCACCAAUCUCCAGGCUCACUGGCACGAGAUGGUUGAACCCUCGCCACGGAUCACCACUUGGGACACUGGUGUUCCUGCCGAUCUACUCAAGUUUGUUGGGGCCAAGUCUGUGGAGGUUCCUGAGGACAUAAAAAUGCACAGCCACCUUCUCAAAAUGCAUGCACAGGUAGGAAUAUGUUCCUAUACAAUUUAGAUGAUCUCUGUUGUUCAUAGUUACUUUUUCAAAUUAUUUAAUCCGUAUAUUGUGCUAGCCUGAAUGGUUUGCAAAUAUAUAUUAUAUGUUAUAAAUAAUGAGCUGAGAGCACUCACUUUUCAUGUUCUUUAAUGUGCAAUGACCUAAACAACAAUGUUUCAACCGUUUGACAUAUUGUUUAAUAAAGGCACAAAGUCGAAAAGUAAUUUUCCAAUAAAGGAAUAACAUUUUCACUAGAAGGAGUUCUGGACAUCUUUUUUUGUUUUAUUUUGUUUAUUUUUUGUUUAUUUUCUGAUAUUUAUCUGUUAAGGCUUUGCUAUAUAUGCUAUCUUGGGACAGACUAGAACUGAUGCCAGGUUUUCCACUACUUAAACUGGAUAUAGAAUCUGUAUUUGUCAUAAGUGUUUCCAAAACAAACUACCCUUAAAGUGGAAUUCCCAAGAUUUUGAAUACACAGGUUUUUUUUUUUUUGAUCACCACUUUUCAACAAAUGUGUUCUGGAUCUGAAAAUUAAUAUUAAAUGUAGACUAAACUCUUCUAUUUUGGCUCCUGACAAUUAUUAUAAAAGUACUCUGUCCUAUGUACCUGGGAGAUAGCAGAGACAAAAUAGCUGUUUUUUCCUAGGCUAAUUAUUAUUAUUAUGAUGUUUUUUUUUCUUUGUGAAUUUUCCAGUACUUUCAGUUUAGUAAUUGCAUCUUUAUCAUGAACUGGAUCAUCUUCUCCAAGCCAUAUUAUAACAUGGAUAUGUAAAAUGGAAAUAUGCAUUUUUUUAAUACAAAAAUAGACCGUCAAAUGUGCCUUUUUUAAAAUAAUGUUUUAUAGUGGAUGUUACUAAAAGGCGUUUUUCUUUAUUUUCAGUCUAGAAUACAGAAGCUCCAGGAGGGAAUAAAGUUAGACUGGGGCACAGCUGAAGCUUUGGCAUUUGGCACAUUACUUUGCCAAGGUGAGUGAUUAGCUUGUCAGAGCCACCACCAUUUAGUUAGAUAAUAGUAUCAACGAUCAAUCCAUUGCCAAUUCAGUCAAUUCUCAGCAGUUGUGUAACUAGGGUUGGUGUCACCUGGAUGAAAGAAUAUGAGAACUCUUAGAAUGGACAAAAGAUUGCUUAGAGAAACUAAGUAGCUUGCUGUUUGGUAAAUGCCCGUUCAGGUCUCAAAAAUGUUUUUGCUCACUUGUGCUAUUACAACAAGAACAUGUUCUGAAGCGUAUCAUGUCACCCAGUGUGGUAAUUCAUGAUGUAACCAAACCCCCCUAGUAAUGGAGAGAUCUCCUCUGUAAUUUAGUAUGAUAAAUGUAUGAGAUGUGUGGGGGGGUUGAUCAGUGGGAUGUGCGUGUGGUUGGCUGCAUGUGUUAUAAGUGUGAUUGUGUAUGGAAGGCAAAGUGUCAUUAUGUUUGGGGGUUGUGUAUUUUGUAAUAAAAAAAAUGUUAAUCGAGUAAUAGGGUUUUCUUAUUGGUUGCUUAAUGUGCAUACUAAUUAUAAUUUUCAAUACAUGACAUUUUCAGUGACAAAAGGGCUUUUUUUUCACUUAAAUAUCUCUCAUAGUCAUACAAACACACAUACACACAUUCAUGCAAGCUCAAGUACACGUACAUACAAACACUUAUUAUUAUUUAUAUAGCGCCAACAAAUACCGUAGCGCUGUACAAUGGGUGAACUAACAGACACGUAAUUGUAGCCAGACAAAUGGAUGCACAGGAACGGAGGGGUUGAGGGCUCUGCUCAAUGAGCUUACAUGCUAGAUGGGGGUGGGGUAUAGUGACACAAAGGGUAUAAGUAGGGGUAAUGAAAUAGAUUGCUACAAAAGUAUUUACUGGGAACCUAGUAGAUAAUUUUUGACAGUUGCAGGAGAGGAGUCAUGGGGGGAGGGGGGGUGGAAUGAAAAUCCACUAACAGUUUAGAUGAUCUGCUUUCCUGAAGUGUUUUUUCAAAGAUUUUUUUUAAGGAGUUGAGACUGGGUGAGCAUCUAACGGAGGAGGCAAUGCAGUUCCACAGGAAUAGUGCAGCCCUCGAGAAAUCUUGGAGGCGAGCAUCAGAGGUGGGAGUACGGACAGAGGAUAGACGUAGGUCUUUGGCAGAGCGCAGGGGCCUCGACGGGACAUACUUGUUUAUUAGGGAGGAUAGGUAGGUUGGAGCAGCUUUAUGUAGGGACUUGUAAGCAAGCACCAGAAUCUUAAAUUGAGCCCUAUAUCUAACUGGGAGCCAAUGCAGGGACUGACAGAGGGGAAAGGCGUGGGAGGUGUGGGUGGACAUACACCAUAAUACAGACACAAUUAUAAAAAACAAACACAAACUCUCUCAAAAUAGCACAGUGCACUUAUACAAUUCUGACACCUUUUAAUUUGUUUUAAAAACACAACGCACAUUUUUUUCUAUUUAUUGUUUAUUCAAUGUGUUUUGUGAGCUAUUGCACUUUAAAAGGAGCUGCUACUUAAUAAUAUUUAGCAAAUUAUAAUUAGAUAUUGAUUAAGCGCCUCUUCACUUGUUUUAUUUUUGGUGUACACACACUCUCAUACAGACACCGUUAUACACACACAAACUUAUACAGGCAACCAUACAGUCACAUACAGAGGCAUAUACACACUCAUUCAGACACAAAGUCAUACAAAUACACAUACUCAUAAAGACAUACAUAAACAUACAGACACAGUCAUACAGAAACUCAGACGCACAUACACAAACUAAGGUUAAGUCCGUUCCCAGAGGAAAGUAUGAAAAAUAAAAUUCUUUGCAUUGUGCACUUUAGUAAUGUAUGAUGACUGUGAUUUAAAAAUGUAUUAUAUAUAGGGUUUUAGUAUAAUAUCAAUAUCAGUGACCGCAAUGUCUAAGCCUGUCACUACAGUCACUGGGAUUGAUUAGGCAAGCUACAGGGCUUAUAGUCUGCCUAAUAAAUCCCAGUGACUUGAGUGACAGGUUUAGACACUGUAACGAGUAUUAAUUAGCCUAAAAUAUCAUAUAUAUAUAUAUAUCGUUACACAUUCAUCAUAUAUUACUAAAGUGCACAAUGCAAAUAUUUUUUUUCACAUCCUUUUCUCUGUGACUGUCCCAUAAGAAGACAGUAUCUAAAAUGUCUGCACUGUGCACUUUAAUAAUGUCUUCACACAACAAACUAACUGUAGUAAUGUACAGUAGUCAGGGUUAGGAACUGGCCAGCAGCAGCUUACUCUGGAGGACUCCUAGUCCCACUCCUCACCCCAGGGCCCAGCAGGGAGGAGGCCAUUAACGCAACAAGGAAGGAGGCCUCCAGAAUCUAGCUACACAACAUUCUGGAUCCUGUAUAUUUAUUUAUUUCUUCCUCUAAGUUGCUUAUCACAUUGCCCUCGCUGCAGUGCUGCACCGACUUCUUGAGGGAUCAUCUGCGCUGUGACAGUCACUGCACCCGCAGGUGAAGACACCAGGAGGGUUACUCGAGCAGUGUAACCUGCCUGGUGUCACCCCGUGAAGAGGGUGGCCGCACCCCCUAGUGACCCCACUGAUUCUCAGUCCCCUUAAAGGACCACUAUAGUGCCAGGAAAACAUACUUGUUUUCCUGGCACUAUAGUGCCCUGAGGGUGCCCCCACCCUCAGGGUCCCCCUCCCGCCGGGAUGGAUGGAGAGGAAGGGGUUAAACUUACCUCUUUCUCCAGCGCCGGGCGCGCAUUGAGCCAGUCCAUAGGAAAGCAUUCACAAUGCUUUCCUAUGGACACUGGCGUCUUCUCACUGUGAUUUUCACAGUGAGAAACGUGGAAGCCCUCUAGUGGCUGUCAAUGAGACAGCCACUAGAGGCUGGAUUAACCCGAACAUAAACAUAGCAGUUUCUCUGAAACUGCUAUGUUUAUAGAAAAAAAGGGUUAACCCUAGAUGGACCAGGCACCCAGACCACUUCAUUAAGCUGAAGUGGUCUGGGUGCCUAUAGUGGUCCUUUAAAGAGAAAAGUACUACACAAAAUAUAUUCUUGAACUCACCAUACUGACAUAUAAAGUACUUGCUGAAUUAUUACUUAUGAUUGCUGCACAUACAGACUCUAAGCAUCAUGACCACUUCAAAUCACUGAAGUACUUGGAGUAGCCCCUUAAGGUUUCCUUAUUGGAUAUAUUUUCCCCUAGUAUCUCUGGGAAAAGAAGAGAUAUAAAUAUAGAGAGCUAAAUAUAGAAAAUAAAUUAGCAAUAGUUUUUUUUUUACCUAAUAUUUUGUUUUUGUUGUGUUUCUGACGGCAUUCUUUUUCUGUACAUAUGUAAUUUGCAUAGCCUAGUUAUUUAAUUCCUCCCUCGCCCCCAUUUGUUUUUGUUUUUUGUUUUUUUAUGACAGGUUUCAACAUUCGGAUUAGUGGACAGGAUGUAGGCCGUGGAACGUUCAGCCAGAGACAUGCAAUGGUGGUUUGUCAGGAGACUAAUGAUACCUACAUUCCACUGAACCAUAUGACAACAGACCAGAAAGGUUUCUUAGAGGUAUAAUAUACCUGUACAUAAUAAGGUUUUGACUGCACAGGAGAGCACUAGACAUUUAGAUUGCGCUAUUGAUACAUUUAAAGUACUGCUCUAAUGCUAGCAAUAAUGAGUUGUAGUUCACAAACAUUUCUCCAACCUUUAUUUCCGGCAUGAAGUUAAGUAAUACUUUUUGUUUAUAAAUGUUGUCAUAAAAAGGCAUGCUUCUAUUUUUAUGAGCCUACUUGUAACACAGACAAUCAGAUCUUUUUGCUUGCACAUUUUCUGCUUCCAACACAUGGCAUUCAAGAACUGACUGUUCACUUGCUGUCUAAUAUAUCCCACCCCCUUGACAGGUGCAUUUGUAACAAUAUAAUCCAUAUUAUUCACUUCACCUGUCAGUAGUUUUAAUGUUGUGGCUGAUCAGUGUAUGUUAAAGGACCACUCUAGGCACCCAGACCACUUCAGCUUAAUGAAGUGGUCUGGGUGCCAGGUCCUUCUAGGGUUAACCCAUUUUUUCAUAAUUAUAGCAGUUUCAGAGAAACUGCUAUAAUUAUGAAUGGGUUAAGCCUUCCCCCUAAUCCUCUGUGGCUGUCUCAUUGACAGCCACUAGAGGCGCUUGCGUGCUUCUCACUGUGAUUUUCACGGUGAGAGCACGCAAGCGUCCAUAGGAAAGCAUUGUAAAUGCUUUCCUAUGCGACUUUCCGACUGAAUCUUGUGGCAGUUCUUGCAGCGUCUUGUCAGCGGGGCGGAUCGGAGGAGGAGAGCUCUCCGCCCAGCGCUGGAAAAAGGUAAGUUUUUACCCCUUUCCCCCUUCCAGAGCCGGGCGGGAGGGGGUCCCUGAGGGUGGGGGCACCCUCAGGGCACUAUAGUGCCAGGAAAACGAGUGGUCCUUUAAUGAAAAAGGUAACACAGAAAAACGUGCUGGACAGACAGUGUUCUGCUAUUGUUAUAAAAAUUAUUUUUUUGUUUUUCUCUACAGGUCAGCAACAGUGCUCUGUCAGAGGAAGCAGUACUUGGCUUUGAAUAUGGAAUGAGCAUUGAAAGUCCCAAAUUACUUCCAAUUUGGGAGGCCCAGUUUGGAGAUUUCUUCAAUGGAGCACAGAUCAUAUUUGACACUUUCAUUUCUGGAGGUAUAACUGUCUUUCCUACAUAUUUCUAAAGAAUUAUUAUAUGUACAAAGUCCUAUAGGCUGCAAAACCUAGUUCUGUGAUAACCAAUAUUUGGUUAAACCCUUACUCCGACUUUGAUGCCACACACUACUCUUCUAACAGCCAUGCAAGCUACAGAUGUAGAUGGUUGACUGAGAAGCCAGCCAUCUUACUAAUUUAUACUAGGGUAUGGCAGUGUAAAAAUGUACAGUCUUUUAUGUUUUACAAUUUUAAAACAUUGAGUAUUUUGAGUAUUAAAAGAGCCCUAUAAGGUCAGGAAUGCAAACGUGUAUUCCUGACCCUAUCGUAUUAAAAACACUAAAAGAAACACUAUCUGGCCACCCCUUGCUUCCCUAAAUAUAGUAAAAUCCUACCUUUCUUCUACAAUGUGCAGCGCUACCCCAGUAAUCACCUCUAGUAGGAAUAUGAGGAAUAGCCAGUGGAGGUAUUCCUAGGCUGUAAUGUAAACACUGCAAUUUCUCUGAAAAGACAGCGUUUACUGCAAAAAGCCUGAAGGUAAUGAUUCUACUCACCAGAACAAAUUCAAUAAGCUGUAGUUGUUCUGGUGCCUAUAGUGUCCCUUUAAGUUUUUGGGGGGGAAGGGUCCUCUACAUAUUCAAACUUUAUAAACAAUAUAGUGAAGUAUUAUGAAUAAAUGUGGAUUCUCAGGUGCAAUGGUCCACGUGGAGGCAUUUGCAGUGGUUUGCAGCUAUCUUUCAUAGUGUUGCUGUUUCCUGGGCGUUAUUCAUAUUAAUUUAAUAGGUGUUUUGUUAUCAAUACGUUGAUUAAUUGCACAUAAAAUGUAAUGAACAGAAGUCAGUCAGCUCAAAUGAAACCUAAUCUGUAAUUAACUGCUCAAGAAUGUUACCUUUUGUGUUUACUGCAACAGGUGAAGCUAAGUGGCUGUUACAGAGUGGUAUUGUGAUUCUACUUCCCCAUGGCUACGAUGGUGCUGGUCCUGAGCAUUCUUCAUGCAGAAUUGAACGCUUUUUACAGGUUCAUUAAAAAAAGUCACAUUAUGCCAUAUUUGUGUUUUAUAAAGAACUAGUUGAUUAAUAAUAUUUAGUCAGUGGCAGAACUAAUGUGGAGUUGGCCCUGGUGCAAAUAGUUUUUUGACCAGUCCCCCUAGAUGCCAAAAGAUUUCCAUACCUAGAGUGGGUAGAUCCCUUUCUGUUGUACAACUCACACAAUGAUAUGCCAGCAGAGGAUCUACUACUUGCCCAUCUGUGCAGCGUUGUAUUUGUGAGCAGUGUUUGAGCAUUUGAAUAUGAACAGGUUUUUUUUAUUUUUUUUUAUAGCGUAUCUAUGUGUCUGAAUUGUUGUAUUGUUGCCAUUGAAAUGUAAUGGGGUACUUGUGUUUAGUGUUUUACAAUUGAAUGCAGGAGUGUGAUUGUAUGUAGUGUUGGUGUUUGAAUGAAGGGACGUUUGUAUAUAAUUUAAGAGUUUUAAUACAGCGGUGUGUUUGUAACUGGUGUUUGCGUUUGAUUGCAGGGGUGUAUUUGCAUGUUGUCAUGGUGUUUGGGUAUACAUUUCAGAAAUCAUACACACACGUACACUGCCACAUACAUACAUUGAAAUAUAUAAAUACACAUUAACACACCGAUACUGACACAUAAACACAUUGACACACAGAUAUGCACACUGACAGAUGCUCAUCUUGACACAGACAAGCUGAGAAGCACAUAUACAAAUACAUAUAUGUAUUUUUUGUAUUUUGCAGCCAUCCUCCUGUUAGCAUACCUCUUGUGUGCAGGAGGGAGGUUUGCUUGUGGUCCUGCUGCAGCUGGCUGUGCAGCCGCUCCGGUGGAAGUUCCGCCACAGUCUUUAGUCACAACAAAUUUUCUAACGUGAUCUCGACACUCAUGUAUUUUCUUAUUUUUUUGUGUGUGGGGAAAGUGUGGAUACUCCUCUGGCACUGCAGGGGUUAAAUCACCAUGAGAGUAUAUACAAUUUUACAUUUCACAAUUUAUUUAUUAAUUGAAGAUUAAGUUGAAACUCAAUAAUCAGAAAAACUUAAUUCCUGAAAAAUUGGAAGAAAAAAAAGAGAAACUGUUAUGUAACCCUUUAGUAAAAACGAGUCCUUUUUAAAAUAAAUAUUGCAAUCUGAAUCAAACAACAUACGGGAAAUAUUUGCUAAAUUUAGUCAACCGUAACUAAGAUUUAAUUAACUCUUGUCAGGGAUUGGCUAUUGAAGCCUGAGUUUUGCAAAUCCGUUUUCAACUCACAACAAUGUGGUUUUAAUUAAUGUUUGUGUUAAUGUUUUAUUUUGUGCUGCAUGGCAAGAUUUCUGGUGUAAAUAGUUUCUAUUUGUUUCUUGUGAGUAUGCUGCAGGAAUGAACUCUUCAUUUCAAGCCUCUUUUUUUCAUUGGUUUUCUAAUAGAAUGCUUUCAUCAAAAAUGUAAGGUUUACUUAAAAUUUUAUUUUUUCAUGUUUUGUGUUUUUUUUUGUUUCUUAGAUGUGUGACAGUAAAGAGGAAGGGGUAGAUGGGGAUACCGUUAAUAUGUUUGUAGUUCACCCAACUACUCCAGCACAGUAUUUUCACUUGCUGCGCAGACAGAUGGUGCGGAAUUUCAGAAAACCUCUCAUUGUUGCAUCCCCAAAAAUGCUUCUAAGAUAUCCGGUAAAAUAAAUCCUAUUGUCUGAGAGCAACAUCUUACAGCACAAUGCAUAUUUACUGGUGACACAGAGUUAGUCUUUCAUUUUACUGACAAGCUGUUAUUCACUAAUUUAUUGUAAAAAAAAACUGAAUUGUAAAAUGCAGAUUAAAUUAGACAUACACCGGGGAAUUCACAAGGCCGGGUGGAUUGCAAAAUCCAGAUAUUGUUCAUGUAAUUUAACAGUUGUAAUUUAGAAACCAAACUGGUCUGAAUUUAAUCCAGAUUUCAGCAGAUUGAACAUUGCCAGGCUGAAUGCUGUAAAAUUGAGUCUGAAAGCUUCAAAACCAGGCCUGGCUUUAAAAAUUAAAAAAAAUUUAAAAUCUUAAAUAUUUGCCAAAUAUUUUUUUUUUUUUAAAGGAAAAAACAAUUAGCAGCGAUUGGGUUAGUCAUGUGGUGGCUGGCCAAAGCUUGCUAACUUGUCUACUAAAUUGCUGACAUAUCUACUAACUUGUUAAAACUAGUGACUGGGCAGCAAUUGCUGCCCACUCACUAGAAAAGUACCCACCCAUGGGGAUUUGGACUGUAAAAUAAUUGGGGUGAGGCUUUUAAAUCAGUAAUGGGGUGGACAAAUUAUCCACCAGUUUCCAGCACCAGUUGGAAUUAAUUACUUAAACGACAUAAUUAAAAGGUAUACAUGCAUUUUAAGCUAACCUAUAGUUAUCACUAUAUUGAAAUUUCCAGUUCGAUGCCACUUGUAGAACAUUUAUUUCACAUGAUAUUUACAGAGAACAUACUUUGCUCCAGCCUUCCUUUCAGAGCUGAAAUGUCACUCACUCCAUGACCAAAACAUGUUUUAACAAUACCUUUAAGAUGCACUAUUGAUCACUUUCAGUGAUUACUAAAUUUGCUUUAGUCUGCACUGUAUCCAUAGUUAAUGAAAAUACUCUUUACUUGCUAUUUGUUACUAUAGGAAAAAUGUAAUCUGUCCCUAAAUUUUCAAGAUCAGUCAGUGUAUAUAGGAUAAUCAAACCUUAUUGAAAAAAAUAAAUUAAAAAAAAAAUAUAUAUAUAUAGUUACUCCAACCAAAGAACAGCGUUUAAAAAGCAAAGCAGUAUAAAAAAACCAAAAAACAUAUUGUUGCAUUGUGUAGAUUAUAAAUAGAAUAUAAUGGCGGAGCCAGCGCCUGAGCGAGACGGUCGCAGCUUACCACAGCUCCGUCGGCCGACCCAAUAACACAGCCGAAACGGAGGCAAAAUCUGCAACGGGGUCCAGAGAAAAAGUCCCCCUGCAUAUCCCAGACCAUGGGGAAAAAAACGAAAAAGCACAGAGCGGAGCUGAGCUCCGGAUCCAGAGAUAUAGGCGCCUUUAUGCGCCCGACUCAGCGACACGAGUCAGCCAAGAUGGCGCCGGCUGAGGCCUUUACAUCGCAGUCCUCGGACGACGACAGCCUACCGGACCCUGUGACUGCACAGUCUGAGGUACGACCUAAGCCCCAACAGCCACCAGAUCUUGGCGACCUAGCACCAUCAACGAAAGCCGAUAUAAAGGCCAUGAUGAUUGAAAUUAGGGCGAUGUUUGACGCCGAUAUGGCACUGAUUAGAGGAGAGGUAAACACCCUUGCAGGCCGUGUAACCUCAACAGAGGAAAUGCUCAGAAGCACUAGGGUGGCGCAAACAGCCACAGAUGCUACUCUGGGAUCCCUACAAAAACAAUGCACCACAUUAACAGCCCAGCUAGCAGGCAUGGAAGAUAAAGCAAAAGCGCGCAAUGUGCGUAUUAGAGGGGUACCGGAAACUGUUAAUAAUAUGGAGCUACCUCACUACUGCAGAAGGCUGAUAGCCACACUGUUACCACCAAAACAGGCUAAACAGGCUGGAAUUGACUCUUGCUUUCGACUCCCUAAGGCCACAAAGGCACCUCAAGAUGCCCCAAAGGAUGUAUUACUUAAACUGGUUCGGGACUCUGACAGAGGGGCCCUUAUGGGAGCAGCACGGGGUUCCCCUACAAUCACUUUUGAAGGAGCAAGCUUGACUCUAUACAGGGACCUGUCAAGACAUACCCUCACGUGGCGCAGAACUUUCCGCCACAUCACGCAACACCUACGUGACAACUCUAUCCCUUAUAAAUGGGGUCCCCACAGACUGAUGGCGGAACAUAAUGGAAAGACACACCUCUUACUGGCUAUUUCGGAAGCAUCACCCUUCUUCCAAUCGAUGGGCAUCCCGAUACCUGUGAUGAACACAGAAGCCUGUCCACCGUGGAACAUCGCGGAAGUUACUCCCUUUGUACCCAGAGGAACGGCACUAAGGGCGGCGGACCAGCAAACCUGAGAUGAGCGGACACUCACCCCUACAACUUUAUAUAAUGUACUUUGUCGGGGAGAUCACAACCCCCAGUUCAAGGCCUCUUAGGCCCAUUAUUUACACCAGUUUAUAUGCAUAUAUGCACGACUUCUCGUUACGUUGAUACUUAUUCCAACGUUUAUAAUCACUUUAGCUAGAAUCUCACAGCUCAGAUUAAGGGAUUUCACCCCACCCUGGCUCCGUAAACUGACUGCCUAAGACAUGUCCUAUCAAAUACCACCCCCCUCACCCACCCACCCACCCUUACGAAGACAGAGUAGGGUCUUAACAACAACUAGUAUAUACCUCCACACCAAGGGGUAAGCGACCCACCUGAAAAACUCCGACCGACCUAAGGGCCCACACAAAGGCAGGAGCAUUCACAGGCCAAACCGACUACACCUCCCCAACCCCCUACUGUACUUGCCCCAGGCAAGGCACGACACCCCGAACCAAUCUGCAGGGCACAAUAAGCUUAACGCCAAAACCCUCCCAGACAUAUUGCUGUACUUCUUCUAUACAGAUAAAAGGAGGAUUAGCCUGACUCACAAAACAAAAACGGGUAGACGACGCACAUGUGCGACUUUAUAACAUGUAAUGAUGAUCUAGUAUGUAAAAUGUUACAUUUUAUCUCUCUGAGCACAUGCUGUAAUUGAUUAUCUUGACUUGCAAACCCACAAAAAUAAAGAAUUCAAAAAAAAUAAAAAAAAUAAAUAGAAUAUAAUUUCCCGGUUUAAAAUAAUAGUCUGAAAGAAAAUGGUUAAUUUGCAUUGCAAUAUAUUUUUGUCCAGGCUGCUGUUUCAAGUCUUCAGGAUAUGGCACGUGGAAAAACAUUCAGACCUGUUAUUGGAGAAACACUUGUAGAUUCCAAAAGGUAGUGGUUUUUACAACUCUUUUACUACUAUUUUUUGUAAAAGCACAAUUUAAACCAUCCACAAAGUCCAUCACCAUGCCCUGCUCCAGGACAUAUAAUUUCACUGUGCCCUUGCAAUCUAUCAGUCUUGGCAUACCAUACUGGCAUCGUUGCAUGUAUUGUGCAAUGCUUUUUUGGGGGGGGCAAGGGGGUUGGCGAUAAUAUUUUACAUACAUAGAUAUUAGCUACACAUUCACAGUCACCUCAAAACGAUUUAAUAGAAUAUUACUUCAUCAAGUUUUGAAAGUAGAUAAUACAGAAAGACAGUCCAAUCCAAGUGGGGUCGGGGAGGAUUGGGGGUGUGACCCGCUCGUAUUAAUACAUAUAGAUAUAGCUGAAGAAUCAAUAUUAGCUAAAGGUAGGGAUACAUUUUUCACCUUUUUUUUUUUUUACAUAUACUUCAUUUAAACAAAACCUAUUAACUUUCAAUACUUGAUGAAAUGAUUAUUAUGUUAAAAAAUUAGUUUUAAGGUGACAGUUGUCCUUUAAGAUAAGCUUAACCGGGGGGAUGUGCAGAGUUUAAAUUAAAACCCACCAUUGUGUGACCAAAAGCAAUCUAUGUUAAAUAAAGUGAUUAGCAUUUAGCGCCAUAUUUCCCCUGCAUCUUAAACUGGCAUACUACUAAUCCAUUUUACUGUUGAACUGUAAGCUGUGUCUGUGCCUUUGUACCAGCAAGGCUUUCCUCACUAAAAGGAUGGUUUUCACUAAUGUACAAUUGUAAUUGUACUUUUAAACCACUUUCCUUUCCUUUUACUUAUGUCCAUUUUAAAAAUCUUAAAAGUAUAAUUUUACAUGAAAGAAAUGCACGUAUUCCUUAGAUCCCUUUUCCUAUAUAUUAAAGAGUAGCAGGGAAGUUAGCUUUUGCAGUUCAUCAAGUUCUGAACUGUAAACGUUGUCUUUAAUCGCUAUUUAUUAUCCUACAGUGUACAUACAGUGAUCCUUUGCUCUGGUAAACAUUACUAUUCUUUGGCCAAGCAAAAAGAAACACUGGGAGAUCUAGGACACAAAUAUGUCAUUAUCAGGCUGGAGGAACUGUGCCCCUUCCCAUUGGACGCUCUGCAACAAGAAAUGGCAAAAUAUCCCAAUGCCAAAGGUGAGUUUAUUGUUUGCAUUGUGGCAUUAGUCUGUUUCCCACCAUUAAGUUCAAGGCUACUGUGCAUUUUACAUAGAUCUCCAGACUCCAUUUAAAAUCACCUCUUGGUUUAAAAUGAAUGUUAUGUCAGUGCAUGUAUUGGGAUUGAAAUGAACCAGCGUACAGUUGGUUUGUCCUUUUUGGAUUUUCUGGACACCAUUGAGUUUAGUGUUUGUGUCUAUGCUGAUUUACUAAGCUCUUUAUUCUUAAAGUAAUACUCCCAGUUGGAACUAGCCAAUUGUUAUGCAUUGUAUAGAGCAGGCGUAGGCAACUUUCGGCACUCCAGAUGUUUUGGACUACACCUCCCAUGAUGCUUUGCCAGCAUUAUGGGUGUAAGAGCAUUAUGGGAGAUGUAGUCCAAAACAUCUGGAGUGCCGAAGGUUGCCUAUCCCUGGUAUAGAGUAUGCAUUCUAUGUAUGCAAAAACAAACCAUCCAGAAUAUUAAAAGAUAAAAUAAAAGCCAAGCAUACUCCCUUUUAAAGAGAUGCUGUAUCAACUAUAACCUACUCAUCUCAAUGCAUCUGUUACAGUGCCUGGCGUCUCCUAGCACUGUCCCUCCUUUUUAAAAAAUUUUUUGAGAACUUUACCACUGAAUGAGGGUCCCCGGCUUCCCAUAACCACACCCCAAUGAAGGUGGCUAAAGCUUACACAUUUCAUUGUAGCCAGACUGAUUCAAACCUGCAGGGCACCAUUAUAGGCUGCUUCUGCCCAUUGCUCUAAAUUCCUCCAGUGGCCACUCCUCAGAUGGCCACUAAAGGUGCUGUCUGGGACUGUGCUGCACAGUGUGCAGCACUGCCGUUCAGGGUUUCUACGAUCUGCAUGGAAACGCUGAAUUUUCCUCAUAGAGAUGCAUUUAUUCAGUGCAUCUCUAUGAUGAGGGGCUGAUUGACCAAGCCGUGUUUGGCCCUGCCUCCAUCCCGCCUCCUUGCCGAUUUCAGCCAAUCCAAUGCUUUCCCAGGAAUACAUGUCUGAAUGGAAGGACAGUGCUUUGGGACCCCAGACACUAUAACCACUUCAAUAAGGUGAAGCAGUUACGGUGCCCACAGUGACCCUUUUAAUGGUUCCUUCUUUCGUGCUCCAGGAAAUAGCUUGGCAAAGAUGGAGUCUAUGGAGUGUGAACUGUUUAACCCCUUAAGGACCAAACUUCUGGAAUAAAAGGGAAUGUUGCGGCUCCCGGCCCGCCGCAUGGCACAGCCAUGCCCGCAGGCACGACCUCGCCGAUGUCGCAAGCUUACCUGCUCGCCGGCGAGCCAGGAACUGCUCCUCCGCGUCUUCUGGGCGUUGCACCCAAAUCAAAGAUGGCGCUGACCACGUGGUCGCGUACACCACAAGCUCCGCCCCUCAAAUUUAUAGGGCUUCCUUGACCUCGGCUUCGCCUUUGACCAUUCUCUAUCUCUAGCGUAUUAGUCCGGCCAUUCUAAGGUCCGGUUUACGCUCUGUCCUUUUCUUUCCUUUCCUUUUUUAUGUAUAUGUUUUCAUAGUUUCUGCAUGUUGGACCACUCUAGCAGCCGUGACAUUACGACAGGGCCAUGGAUCCUGUGGAACUAUGCAAACAUAUGAUUGCCUGUGAGAGUAGGGUGGAGGAUAUGGACCACAGAUUAGAUCAAUUUGCUCAAGCAUUCCAGACCUUGCUCCAGAGAACUGCCUAUCUGGAGGCUCCUCCGGUACCGCCUGUGGCUCCGCCACCUGUAAAAGCACCUGUGGCACACAAACUACCGUCCAUAACCCUUUCACCUCCCCCUCGUUUUGGAGGUGAUUCUAAGGAAUUUAGAGGUUUUCUAAACUAAAUUAAAUAUCACUUCGAAGCUUCCCCUGGUUCAUUCCCUACAGAUAGAUCGAAAAUUGGCUAUCUAAUGAACCACUUAAUGGGUAAGGCUUUAACCUGGGCUAAUCCCUUAUGGGAGAGUGGAAAUCCAGUUGCCUCUGAUUACAAUGUAUUCCUAACAGCUUACAAAACUACUUUUGAGCCAAAAGGGAGAGAAAAGAACGCUGCCAGAGCCCUAAUGAGAAUAAAACAAGGCAACUGCUCUGUAGCUGAUUACGCCAUAGAGUUCAGGACAUUGGCGUAUGAGGUUGACUGGACCAAUAGCGGUUUGGUGGCUGCUUUUUCCGAAGGUUUAGCGGAAAAUAUACAAGACGAUACCGCAGCCAGAGAUCUUCCAGUUAACCUUAAUGACUUUAUUGCAUCCAUGAUAGACAUUGAUAACAGGCUCAGCGAGAGAGAGAAAAACAAACCGCGUACUAGACAUUCUAACUUAUCCAUAGCCCCUCGUUUCUCUAACCCAGUGGUAAUUAGCCAUGCUCCACCUCCAGAACCUGAACCCAUGCAACUGGGCAUUGCCAAACUCACUGAGGCAGAGAGACAACACAGACGCAACGAGGGGUUGUGUUUGUAUUGUGGCAAAAGGGGACAUCAAAGGUUUUUAUGUUCAGCCGGAAAACUUGCACACCUAAGGCAGGUUCGGUGACCAACCUUAGGUGUGAUGUAUAUGUCCCCUAAAUUGACUAAGAACCGUUUCCUUAAAAAAAAUGACUUUGUCUUGUAAGAAAACCACUGUACAUUAUGAGGCUAUGAUUGACUCUGGGGCAGCGGAGAAUUUUCUAGACAAGGAAUUCUCUGCCAAACAUCUCCUGCCUUUAAGGCAGAAAGAUAGACCCAUAGCAGUAGAGGCUAUUGAUGGGAGACCUCUUACCCAGCCUCUCAUCACACACGAAACCCUGCCAAUCACUGUCUCAGUGGGUAUCUUACAUUCUGAAGAAAUGGUGUUCCAAAUUAUAUCUUCACCUACCUGUCCGAUAAUACUGGGUUUCCCUUGGCUCCAGAAACACAAUCCACUUUUAGAUUGGGUUCAAGGAGAAAUUGUGAGUUGGGGUGAGAGAUGCAGAGGCAUUUGUUUAAAACCGGUGCAACAACGAAUUGGUACCCUCAAUAUACCUAUAGCGCCUCCCUUGACCACAGAAAUACCACCGCAGUAUUUGGACUUAAAGCAGGUAUUCAACAAGGUACAGUCGGAGGUAUUACCACCACAUAGACCCUACGACUGUGCCAUAAAUUUGUUACCAGGCACUAUGCCCCCUAAAGGAGUAUAUGCACUAUCUCCCCAAGAAAAUCUUUGUUUAGAAGAGUACAUAAAGGAUGCUCUCAGAAAGGGUCACAUACGUAGAUCCUCUUCACCUGCUGGGGCUGGGUUCUUCUUCGUCUCUAAAAAAGGAUACCUACGCCCUUGUAUAGACUAUAGGGGUUUGAAUAGAAUAACAAUAAAAAACGCCUAUCCCAUUCCCCUUAUUUCUGAGUUAUUCGAUAGGUUGAAAGGGGCCCGAUUCUUCACUAAGCUCGACCUCAGAAGUGCUUACAACCUAGUCAGAAUUAAGGAAGGGCACGAGUGGAUGACCGCGUUUAAUACGAGAAUGGGACAUUACGAAUACCUAGUUAUGCCGUUUUGACUGUGCAACGCCCCAGCGGUGUUUCAGGAUUUCAUUAACGAUGUCCUUAGAGAAUAUCUCCAUAUGUCCGUUUUAGUGUAUCUAGACGAAAUUCUCAUCUAUUCCUCGGAUUUAGAGACACAUCAUGAACAUGUGAGAACAGUACUAAAAAUCCUGUUAAAGAACGGCCUCUACUGUAAGCUGGAGAAAUGCCAAUUUGACCAGACUGAGAUACAAUUUCUUGGGUACGUUAUAUCUCCGUCUGGGUUUAAAAUGGACCCACGCAAAUUAGAAGCAGUCUUACAAUGGCCAUUACCCAAAGGCCUUAAAGCUACACAACGCUUUAUAGAUUUUGCGAAUUAUUACCGCAUGUUCAUUAAAGGUUUUUCCUCUGUAAUCUCUCCUAUUACCAACCUAACCAAAAAAGGAGCAAAUUGCAAUUCAUGGCCCAAGGAAGCAAAGGAGGCAUUUGAGCAAUUAAAAUCUUUAUUUGCCUCAGCACCUGUCCUGACACAUCCCGAUCCAACCAAACCAAAUCUAGAAGUAGAUGCGUCAGAAACAGGAGUAGGAGCCAUUCUGUCUCAAAAAGUCCUGAUACGCCUUUACAUGCCUGCGGGUUUUUCUUUUGAAAACUAACACCUGCAGAGAAAAAUUAUGACAUUGGGAAUAGAGUGUUAUUGGCCAUUGUACUUGCCCUUAAAGAAUGGAGGCAUCAAAGAGCCACUUCUGAUUUUUACCGAUCAUAAGAAUUUGGCUUAUAUUGGGGACGCUAAGAGAUUGUCCUCUCGUCAGGCUAGAUGGUCAUUAUUCCUCUCCCGAUUCAAUUUUGUAAAUACGUACAGGCCCGGGACAAAGAACACCAAGGCAGAUGUGCUGUCUAGGCAGUUUGAGACCGAUGAGGUUCUUGAACAAGAGAAAUUCCCUAUCAUACCACCAGAAUGCCUUAUUGCCACUACAAUUUCCGAAGUGUCUUCUCCACUCUUCUGUGCCAUAGUAGCAGAUCAAACUUAGGCACCCGUGGAGAGACCUCUGGAUAAACUGUAUGUUUCACCACCUUUAAGAAAAAAGGUACUUGGAUUAUUCCAUGAUAAUUUGACAGCAGGUCAUCCUGGAGUCCAUAAAACUCUCUCUGCUAUCUCCAGGAGGUUCUGGUGGCCUACACUUAGGAACGACAUCAAAGAUUAUGUAGGGGCAUGUCAAACAUGUACCGUUUCUAACGCCUCUCACAAAUCUCCUCCUGGGCUGCUAAAACCACUGCCGAUACCUAAUAAUCCAUGGACCCAUUUAGCCAUGGAUUUCAUGGUGGAUCUGCCCAGUUCAAACGAAUUUAACACAAUCCUUAUGGUCAUAGAUAGAUUCUCAAAAAUGGCACAUUUUGUACCUCUUAAAAAAUUACCAUCUGCUCAAGAUCUUGUACAAAUAUUUUUGAAAGAGAUCUUUCGGUUACAUGGAGUGCCAAAAAACAUAGUAUCUGACAGAGGUACCCAAUUUAUUUCUAGGUUCUGGCUUGCCUUUUGUAAGCAAUUGGGUAUAGAACUUUCAUUUUCCUCAGCGUAUUGUGGGGAUAUUUAUGGGAUGAUAAUAUUAAACAGUCGAGAAUUGCCCACUAUUUCAAUUCUCUUAGAUCUAAAAGAUCGUUUAUCAUGUAAGUGAAAUGUAUUCCAUACAAAUAAAAUCACAAUUUGUUAUAAAAAUAGAUUUAAUUUAUUUUGACAAAUUAAAUAACAAUAAUAUUAGGCAGCAUGCAUGAUAAUAAUCAGUGAAUAUUUAGUAUAACAUAAGUAUGCAAUACAAUGGAAUGGCUAUACACGUUCCAAUGGCUAACAGCAUCAACUGUCACUUAAUAAAAUUUAUGAGGGUACUUCACAGACAAAAGUAAAGCUUCACACAGCGAAAAGCCAUAAACCUUGGCUAACAGUUAAGUCAACUGAGUAACCCUUUCAAUGCUGGCUAGAUCCUCCUAGGCAUAUAUUAUCCUAUUCUCAUGUGAUUUUCAGUGAAAAUAACAUUCAAACCAGCUCAUUAAUCAUUUCCUGGAGUCAUCCAAUAAGAAUAAUCUACCAGAUUUUUACAAAAGCCGAAUUUUAAUUUGCCCAAAAAGAUAUCUUAUCUUAUUUUAGAGCAAAUCAAUACACCUGGAUAAAAACAGCGGUAUGCUAACACGUGAUACUAUCACAUUAAUAUAUAAUUAAUUAUUCUUAAUUCCACCUGCAGAAUGGAAUGUUUAUAACUAUAUAUUCUUUAGUUAACUAAGAUUUCUAAAUAUUGAAACCUGACCGUGAUUUAUCCAGUCAUAUAUCAUGCUAUUAGUAAAUUUUAAUUAUUUUAAAUUAAUUAAAUAAAACCAGCAUAAUUACCAGUUAUGUAGAUAUUCUCAUCAGAUGAAUAGGUAGUCCCAGAAACUUGAUUGGUUGUAUGGUGGUGCGUGAGUAAUAAAGAAAAGUGAUGUUGGUUAGAAAGUCAGAGUAAAAUUCUAAGUGUCAAGGAGUUGUGUCCAAGAGAGUUUAAGAGUAGAGUGUUAGUCCCAGAGAGUGUCCUGGAUUUCUCUGCAUGUCUGUAUCUGAUUGCCCAAACUCCAACUCCUCUCUCUCUACCAACUAACUAACUUUUAAAGGGCCAGACUCUCUGUACGUCAUUAGUUGAUACGGCCAAUAGGAAGCUGAAGGUGUGUUCAAUCUAUGGAUCGCAAUUUAGGUAUUUGAUCCAUCGAGGGCAGUCUCGUCUAACUAAACCUUCCUAUCCAGGAAAGAGUUAACUUUUCCUGAUGACGAUUUUGACGUCAUUUGGCUUAUCUAAAAUGACUACCAUAACUUAGAUUUGCUGUCAGUUCAAAGCGUUUGUCUCAGUCUUUGUGGCAACUAUUUUGAUCGUAAUUUGUAAAAUUGACAGUUCUAAACUCAAUUUCACCCCUUACUUACAAUGGGACCUUGUAAAAUUUAGAAAGUAAAAUUAAUUACUUAGUCUUCUCUGUCACUAGAGUCUGUGUUUCUAUAAUGCAUUCCUUAGCUCAGGCUCAGUGGUUAGUGAAAGCAAGGAAAUUAUGUGUCUUUGUUAUCCUGAAGAUAGCAAAAUGGAGUCCGCUCUGUUCUGAGUGACUCUGGCAAUAUACACGUUUAAUUUCUUUCUUAGCACAAAAUGUCUGCCGAUAUAAAUAUUCUGACUGUAUCACCCUCAGACUAAUAGCGCAGCAGAGAGGGCCAAUCAGUCUUUAGAAUCUUAUUUAUGUUGUUUUAUCGAUGCCAAUCAGUCUAACUGGUACGAACUCUUACCCAUGGCUAAGUUUGCCAGAAAUAAUGUGACUCAUGAAUCCUCUAAUCAUAGUCCAUUUUUUGUAAAUCAGGGUUAUCACCCCACUGUUUUAUUACCUUCUGAAUUUUCAGACACUGAUAUUCCUGCCUUGAACACCCGUUUGGAUUCUAUUCAUGACAUUUGGGAUUCCGUUCAUACAGCAUUACAGAAGGCAUCAAAACGUGCUAAAAUCCAAGCUGACAAGAGACGGGGUGCCAAUCCUGUCUAUCAACCAGGAGACAAGGUGUGGUUAUCCACACGUCAUGUCAAACUUAAGGUUCCUUCCAUGAAAUUUGCCCCUCGGUACAUAGAUCCUUUUCGGGUCCUCCGUCGUAUCAACCCUGUGACUUAUUCAUUGGCACUUCCUGCUCACAUGAGAAUUGCCAAUUCAUUUCAUGUGUCCUUGCUUACUUGCAAUCGAUAAACUAAGGUGGCUGCCCCUCCUCUGCCCUUGGUAGUGGGUGAUCAGGAGGAGUACGAAGUUCAUUCUCUAUUGGACUCCAAAAUCUCCAGGGGUAUUUUGUCUUAUCUAGUUGACUGGAAAGGUUAUGGUCCUGAGAAACUUUGUUGGGUUCCUGCUGACCAGGUUCAUGCGCCCCGUCUUAUCCGGUCGUUUCACAACGCUUCCCUUAUAAGCCGGCUCCUUCCCGCCUGGUGAGCGGUUUUCGAGCAGGGGUACUGUGCGGCUCCCGGCCCGCCGCAUGGCGCAGCCGUGCCCGACCGGCACUGACCACUUGCUCACGCAAGCCACAAGCUCCGCCCCUCACAUUUAUACGGACGUGCGCGUGACGUCAUGAACUCAACGCAUACGCACAUUCUGGGGUCAGAGGUCACCCUCUGACCAAUCAGAGCCCAGAGAGGGAUAUUUAAAUCCCUAAUUCACUCAAGUUCCUUGCCCUGUCGUGGUUUCCUGUUCCUGGUUCCCUAUAGUGCGUUUAUCUUUGUGAAUAUUACUUCCUGGUAUCCUGAUCUUGGCCUUUCCCUGGGUAUUCCGAAUUCUGGUUCCCCUGACUUGGCUUGUUUCAGCGGUAUCUGAGUAUUUCUGGCUUCCUUGACCUCGGCUUUCCCUUUGACCAUUCUCUAUCUCUAGCGUAUUAGUCCGGCCAUUCUAAGGUCUGGUUUAUGAUCUGUCCUUUUCUUUCCUUUCCUAUGUAUAUGUUUACAUAGUUUCUGCGUGUUGGACCACACUAGCAGCUGUGACAGGGAAUCAUAACAUUUCACACAUGUCAUGUGUCCUUAAGGGGUUAAAGGGCCAUGCAUCACUUUGAGACACCUGUCUUAUUCAAAUGCUUUAGCUUUGAAUGAGACAGUUGCCUCACUACAGGCUGAAAAAGCAGGCAAAUAUGAUUUAUUUAUUUUUCUUCAUAUUUACCUGCUUCUUCAUUCUUAUGCUUUCCACACCCACUCCAGGUGAAACUGAGUGAUAGAUAAAAUCCUAUCCCUAGGAAUGCUGGGAAAGUGUUUUGGGAAUGCCUGACAUAUUUACACAUGUACAGUCUGAAGAUCUCUUCACCUUGCAACAUCCUGACAGGGGGAGAAGAGAGGGAGUCUGAUCAGUGUUCUCUCUUGCUGCUGAACAAUGAUGCCUUGUUUAUGUCAUUAGUGAACUGAUUUCAAACUGAGAUGGGUGGAUAAACAUAUAAACAUUUAUUACAUACUUUUCAAAGUGUAGCAGAGACCUUCUGGCUGUCCAUCCCAUUUUCAGUUUAUUUUGCAUCUUUCGUUUAGAUUUACAAUAUACCUAGGCAUUUGUCUGGUUGUUCAGUAAACAGCCCUAUAAGACUUCAGUAAAUUGCUUCAUUCGGCAUCCGAGUACCAAUGGAUCACGGAUGGAGAUCGAUUACUCCACACUAAAGCGAUCCACACUAAAGGAUCUUCUGGAAGCAAGGGGUAUUCCAGCCAGCAAUAAGACAAAGGAAGUUCUGGAGCUCUGGAGGUCUUAGCGGUGUGCGCGUAGUCGAGUGUCCGAUUUGGGUUCCAGACACUCGACGACCAAACACCGCUGAGCGUUCGUAUGCUAAGAUGGCCGCCGCCACGUGUUCGUAUUGCAGCAACACUUCACACCAGGGUGGUCUGGUUGUUCGGUACUUUGGUUCAGAUACCGAAUGAAGCAAUUUACUUAAGUCUUAUAGGGCUAUUUACCGAACAAGCAGACGAAUGCUUAGGCAUAUUGUAAAUCCAUAUAAAAGAUGCAAAAUAAACAGAAAAUGGGAUGGACAGCCAGAAGGUCUCUGCUACACUUUUCAACAUUGUUCUUGCUUCAUACUGGUUUAUUUGUUUAAAAGUGUUACCUCUGUGCAGAUCUUGGGUUCAGUUCAGAAAAAGAACCUGUAGUUCAGGUAUCCGUUUUCUACUCAUGUAAGUUAUUAGCUAUAUCACAAUUCCCAAAAAUUUUUCCUGUGCUUCUUUAUGUAUUACUGGACGCUGCAGAUGAGCAGGAAAGCACAGGAAGGGAGCUGUAUACAAAAUUAUACAAAUGUAGCCAUGUAAAAUAUUGCUAAUUAUUUUAGCCAAAAGUUAUUAAAAUACAUAAAUGUUUGUUUUCUUAAUGUCUGGAAUGUACCUUUUUAAGUUCCUAUCCAAUCAGAAAAAGAAAAAAACCUCCCCACUAACUGAAAUCUUCUUAAUAGAACAUUCUGAGAACCAACAUAAACACUCACUUUACACUUUUUUGGAAUAUUUCCAUGGUUUUCCCAAAAGGGAACAAAGUUGGAACCGGGAUGGUUGGGGGUAGGGCUAGUGUUUGUGAGGCCAGUUGCAAGAUAAAAUGCAGAUGUAGAGAGACAUUGGAUUAUAACAGGGCUAAUGGGUCAGAGUGUCAAAGGGCAAGAGAGACUGGGGGCAGAGUGACAAAAGCCUAUGGAGGCUGAGGAACAGAGGGACACCCUGUUACUCUAACUCCAGUUUACUUUGUUCACUGACUUCUCUGACAGAGGGGGUUGGGGAUAAAACUUGAAUAUUUACAGAGCCCCUCUACUAACCUCCUUACUGUUGGUGCUGCCAUGUGGCUGAAGACUCUGAGGAGGCUCUACAAGAGGGUGUACGCUGACCACUAUCCAGACUCCAAAAUGUGGGGAGGCCCUCUAGGUGGCUUUGCGCCAUCCUAGGCUGCUGAAGCCAGUCUCUGAGUGUGCAGUGGAAAGCAUGUAAUUUCAUGGGAACUUUGGAAACAAUAUAUAUAUAUAUGUGUGUGUGUGUGUGUAUGUAUAUAGCUAUAAAAUGUGUUUAUUUUUGAUAACUGCAUAUAAUGCUUUCAUUAAUUUUAAAGAAUUUAUUUGGAGCCAAGAAGAACCGCAGAAUAUGGGUGCAUGGACAUUUGUAGCACCUCGGUUUGAAAAACAGUUGGGAUGUAAGGUAAAUGUUUUCUGUUUCAUCUCUUUUGACGUUUAAGGAAGUUACAUAAUUAUGAUUUUACAGGCUAGCUAACACUUUCUGGGUUAUUUACUAAAACAUGGAAUAUGAAUUAUUUGAAAGGCUGAAAUAGUUGAGGUUCAAACAGAAGUUACUUGGAUAGAUAUUUUUUUUUUCCUUUUGGCUUUUGAACUCAAAUAAGUGCAGUCCCUUGUUGAAAUCGUAAGAAUUCUCAGGUUAAUGAAUAACCCAGUAAUGCCAUAAAUUUUUCACCAGUAUUUAAGUCCUUAACCUACUGUAAUACCAUGCCCAAGAACCCUUUUUAAAAUGUAAUUUUUUUUUUUUAAAUUUUAACCCGUGACUCAACACCCAAUCAGGGUGCCAUUAUUUUAGAGGUUUUCUUCUUUAUAAACUAAUUAAUACUUCAUUAGAUUUCACUGUUUUUUUGUUAUUUAGUUGUCAAAUAGCAAUAUCUCACAGUGUUUUGUUUUUGUUUACAGUUACACCUUGUAAGUAGACCUGCUCUUCCUGCACCAGCAGUGGGUAUUGGAUCUCUCCACCAACAACAACAACAAGAUAUAAUCACAAAAACAUUUGCAUAGCUGUACUAAAUAAUAUUUGAUAUUUUAAAUAUGUGAAUGUAUUUCUGGACUAUUGGGCUUUAUUUUCCACUUUUAUAAGUUUAUUGUAAUUACCGGCACUUGGUAGAUCAAGAUGGAAAUUUGAAAGUCUAAAUUCAGUCUUCUCAUCAUAGGGAUCAAACACUAAGAACAAUGCUUAUAGCCUGGUAGGAAUGUUGGAUGUGGCGUGUGUUUGUUUUUUUUUGUUUUUUUGUGUUUUUUAAUUAUAAUUUUUUUUAAUAUCAUUUGAGGAAGGAGUAGCCGGAUGGGAGGGUGCAUUUCUGUUCAAAUUUUAUACCAAGUAUGUUAAAAAAACAAACAAAAAAAAACCCCAUAAAGAUUGUAUCGUGAUUGGAUCGACAAACUGUUGAAACUUCAUUGACAACUGGCUAGACCGGAAACAAAUUCCAAUGCCCUUAUUUUUACAGUGGUCUAUGACUUCAUUGAAAAUUCAGUAUUUAAGGGACAACUUCUGAAGCCUGUGUGUGACUAUUACAGUAUGUAAUAAUUAUUUCAAAUGAGAGUAAAUAGGAUAUAUUUUACACUUGUGUGUUUCCGAUGGCUUGGUUAAACUUCAAUAUAAAAUAUCAUUAUGAUGGUACAGAUGAGUCAAACUAUAUAAAGUUAUUAACUCGCUGCUGGAAA
Molecule: messenger RNA, 94105 nt
Organism: Pelobates cultripes (western spadefoot toad)
Lineage: Eukaryota; Metazoa; Chordata; Amphibia; Anura; Pelobatidae
Source: the annotation of a GenBank genome assembly